AAGCACCAUCUGGGCCCUCCUGAGCAGUUUGAGCAUUCCCAACCUCGCCUCGGGUGGAGGGAUUGCGAGGAGGGAAAGCAAAACUACACGGCCUCUAUUCUGUGUAGUUUUGUUUUUUUUCGGGGGAUAUUUCGAGGCUCGACCGUUCUCAUCUUGGAUUUUUCUGGAAAAACCUUCCUGGAUAAGGAGACCGUUGCUCGUUGCUCUGACGGGCUCCGUCCCAUCAUUUCAGGCACUCUUGUGAUACAAGGUGCCGAUCAUCAUGUCAACUCAAGCGCCGACGUUCACGCAGCCGCUACAGAGCGUCGUGGCACUGGAGGGUAGUGCCGCCACGUUCGAGGCUCAAGUUAGUGGUUCUCCAGUUCCUGAGGUGAGCUGGUUCCGUGAUGGCCAGGUACUUUCUGCUGCCGCUCUGCCCGGCGUUCAGAUCUCGUUCAGCGAUGGCCGCGCUGUUCUGAGGAUUCCUGCUGUGACCGCCGCGCACAGCGGACGAUUUUCUGUCAGAGCCACCAACGGUGCUGGACAAGCCACAAGCACAGCCGAACUCUUAGUUACAGCGGAGACGGUGCCUCCGAGCUUCAUUCAGAGACUACAGAGCUCCACGGUGAGACAGGGCAGCCAGGUGAGGCUGGAUGUUCGAGUCACCGGGAUCCCCGCACCUGUGGUAAAAUUCUACAGAGAAGGGGCCGAGAUCCAGAGCUCCACCGACUUCAGAAUCAUCCAGGAUGGAGACCUGCACAGCUUGCUGAUUGCUGAAGCCUUCCCAGAGGAUUCUGGGACGUAUUCGGUGACAGCCACCAACAGCAGCGGACGGGCCACCUCCACAGCCGAACUGCUGGUUCAGGGCGAAGAAGCCGUUCCAGCAAAGAAAACAAAGACCUUGAUUUCAACCGCCCAGAUUUCAGAGACCCGACACACCAGAGUAGAAAAGAAGAUGGAGGCCAGUUUCCAGGCCUCCGCCAUGAUGGAGAUGCAGAUAGAGGGCGCAGAGCUGGCUCACAAGACUCCACCCAGAGUUCCUCCGAAACCCACAUCCAAGUCACCAACUCAGCCAUCACUGGUGGCCAAGGUGACCGGGGGACGGCAACAGUCACCGUCACCUGUCAGACAUGUGAAGGCACCCACACCCACGCCUGUCAGGGCAGUCCCGUCCCCUAUCGCCGCACACAAGCAGGCCGCCGGUGACGUCCUCCCGCCCUGGAAGCAGGAAGACUACGUGGCCGAGGGCAGGACUGUCACUCAGUUGGUCCGGGAGCAGCAGGUCACCAUGGUCAAACAGGCUGAGGGAGGGAAAAGAGCGGGGGCAGUGGCCACCGUGGUGGCUGCCGUCGACCUCGCUCGUGUCCGUCAGCCCGCGCUUGUCGAGGGGGGUCGAGCUGAAGAGGACGAGGCUGUAGAGGUGGACUUAAGGCAGCAGGCCGCCGCCGUGGCUGCUGAUCAAAGCUAUCAAGCUGCUUUGACAUCAACAAGAGUGCAAAGUGGGCACAUGCUUUCUACUGCUCAGGAGUUUACACGUGAAGCAGCCGUGCUGCAGCCUCAGAUUCAGGGAGUGACAGAAAUCUCCUCCCGUGUGGACACUGGUCUCACCCCGUCUCCAGUUCCACAAUUCACAGUUUCUAAAGUGUCUGUCCCAAAACUCGAGUCUAGCAGUGAGGUUUCCAUCGCCGGCUCGGCCAUGGCCACUCUGCACAAAGAGUUAUCCUCGUCUUCUGCCACUAUUCGAAAGAUCAUCAAGCCUGUCAAGUCUCCCAGUCCAUCUCGCAGAGUAGCAGAGACCAGAGAGCUGCUGGAGACCAUCCCACCACCGUUCAAACACUUCACUGACAAAUAUCAGAGUCGUUCUGGCUCUGAGUUACAGACCGGGGUGGUGUACUCAGGCAGAAUGGAGAGAAUGUAUGAGGACUGGGGAGCCCAGGUGGUGGAGGCAGCUGCGGUGCCUUCUGCCGGUGGUGCCGUGGUCCCUCCCACGCUGAUUUCUGGAUUGAAGAACACAAAUGUGAUCGAGGGCGAGUCUGUGACCCUGGAGUGCCAGAUCAGCGGUCAUCCCACCCCCAUCAUUAUGUGGUUCAGAGAGGACUACAAGAUUGAGAGCUCCAUUGAUUUCCAGAUCACCUACGAGAACGGAUUUGCCAGACUGGUGAUCCGUGAAGCAUUCGCUGAAGACAGCGGCCGCUUCACCUGCACAGCUACCAAUGAGGCGGGAACUGUCAGCACGUCCUGUUACCUGCUUGUCCAGGUGUCUGAAGACAUCGAGAGCAGAGAGGAGAUUGCUGUUGUUACAGAACAUGUUGAAACUGCUCAAUUAAGAGAAACCAGAGAGGAGACCCAGGUGAGCAUGGUGGAGUCAGAGUCUGCUGCUGCUGCUCCCUUCUUUAUCAAGAAACCCACCAUCCAGAAGCUAGUGGAGGGUGGAAGUGUUGUGUUUGAAUGUCAGAUUGGGGGAAGCCCCAAACCACACAUCAUCUGGAAGAAGAGUGGUGUCCCACUCACUACCGGAUACAGAUACAAAGUUGCCUACAAGAAGGAGACUGGAGAGUGCCGUUUAGAGAUCUCCAUGACCUUCGCCGAUGACGCUGGAGAAUAUGCCGUGUUUGCCAAGAAUAAGCUUGGAGAAGUCUCUGCCUCCGCCAGUCUGCUGGAGGAAGAGGAAUAUGAAGCCUACAUGAAGAAACAGGAAGCAAUGUUUAAGACUGAAGUGACAUCCAUUGUGCAAGAGCCCAAGGUGGGAGAUAUUCCCCCUGUCACUGUCACAACAAUGGAGAAGAUAACCACCACCAUUAUCUCUGGACAGGAAUUCCAUCUGUCUGUCAUCGAGCAGAGGAUCAUCCAGGAGAUUGAGUUUACCAUUAUGAAAAUCAGCUACAGAGAGAUUGUGACAGAGGAUGGAGAGUUGAUGGUGACUGCCACUGAGACUGAGGCGGUACAGCCAGCCUUUGACACUCCAGUGAAAAGUUACAGGAUCAUGGAGGGGAUGAGCGCUACUUUCCACUGCAAGAUGUCUGGAAUGCCGCUCCCCAAGAUUGCUUGGUUCAAAGAUGGCCAGCGUAUUAGGGCUGGAGACCAUUACCAAAUAGAGGUUCUUCAGGAUGGACGGGCCAGCCUUCGUCUGCCUGUAGUGAUACCCGAAGAUGAAGGCGUGUACACCGCGUUUGCCACCAACAUGAAGGGUAAUGCUGUCAGUUCUGGGAAGCUCUAUGUGGAGCCAUGUGAAACAGUAACACCUCAGCAAUUCACACCACAGCCAGCAGUGCAGAGGAUCAGGUCCACAUCUCCUCGCUCUCUGAGCCGCUCACCUGGCCGUUCUCCCAGUCGUUCACCUGGACGUUCUCCUGCUCGUCGGCUAGAUGAGACUGAUGAGGCUCAGCUAGAAAGACUCUACAAGCCUGUUUUUGUCAUGAAGCCUUCAUCAUAUAAAUGUUCUGAGGGACAAACUGCCAGAUUUGACCUGAAGGUUGUGGGCAGACCAAUGCCUGAGACGUACUGGUUCCACAAUGGGCAACAAAUAGUUAGUGACCACACCCACAAGAUCGUGGUUAAAGAGGAUGGCACUCAGUCCCUGAUCAUCGUCCCAGCUUUGCCACAAGACUCCGGGGAGUGGACUGUGGUGGCUCAGAACAGAGCUGGACGCACAUCCAUCUCCGUCACUCUCGCUGUUGAUGCCAAGGAAACCCUGGUGCGUCCACAGUUCACUGAGAAACUGAGGAACAUCAGUGUGAAGCAGGGCACUCUGGUUGAACUGGCUGUCAAAGCCAUUGGAAACCCACUGCCUGAUAUCGUCUGGCUGAAGAACAGCGACAUCAUCACCCCACACAAGCACCCAAGCAUCAAGAUUGAAGGAACCAGAGGAGAGGCUAAAUUCCAGAUCCCAUCAGCAGCUGGCUCAGACAGCGCCUGGUACACCGCUACAGCCAUCAAUAAGGCUGGCAGAGAUACCACUCGCUGCAGAGUCAAUGUUGAGGUGGAAUAUGCUGAGCCUGAACCAGAGAGGAAACUCAUCAUUCCCAAAGGAACAUACAAAGCCAAAGAGAUCGCUCCUCCAGAGGUGGAGCCGCUUCAUCUGCGAUAUGGUCAAGAGCAAUGGGAGGAAGGCGACCUUUAUGACAAAGAGAAGCAGCAAAAACCACAGUUCAAGAAGAAGCUGACAUCUGUCCGCAUGAAGCGCUUCGGUCCAGCUCAUUUUGAGUGCAGACUGACUCCUAUUGGUGACCCCACAAUGGUGGUGGAGUGGCUGCACGACGGCAAACCUCUGGCUGCUGCUAACAGAUUGCGCAUGGUGAAUGAAUUUGGUUACUGCAGCCUGGACUAUGAAGCCGCUUAUGCUAGAGACAGCGGCGUCAUUACCUGCAGAGCGACCAACAAGUACGGAGUUGACCAAACCUCAGCCACCCUGAUUGUCAAGGAUGAGAAGGGCCUUGUUGAGGAAACACAACUUCCUGAAGGAAGGAAAGGUGCCCACCGGAUCGAUGAGAUAGAGCGUUUGGCUCAUGAAGGUGGACCUUAUGGAGUCACUGCUGAAGAAGAAACAGAGAAGAUGAAGCCUGAGAUCGUCCUUGUUCCAGAACCAAUCAGAGUUUUAGAGGGUGAAACGGCUCGAUUCCGCUGCAGAGUGACCGGAUAUCCAGCACCAAAAGUUAACUGGUACCUCAAUGGACAACUUAUCCGCAAAAGCAAGAGAUACAGACUUCGCUAUGAUGGCAUUUACUACUUGGAGAUAACUGACAUCAAAUCAUAUGAUUCAGGGGAGGUCAGAGUCGUAGCAGAUAACAAUCUGGGCUCCGUUGAGCAUGUCGUAAAACUGGAGAUUCAGCAGAAGGAGGACUUCAGAACUCAUCUGCGCCGUGCCCCUGAGGCUAAGCCAGCUGAGGCUGCACCUGAACCUGGAAAAGUACCAUUUGAGGUAGUUAAAGCUGAAAAGCCUACAGAGGACACUCAGCUGAAAGAGGUCGUCAAACUCAAGAAGGCCCAGAGAAUUGUCCAUGAGAAAGCCAGUGAGGAGUCAGAGGAGCUGAGGAGUAAGUUCAAGCGCAGGACAGAGGAAGGCUAUUACGAGUCUAUUACCGCAGUGGAUCUCAAGUCUCGCAAGAGAGAUGACUCCUAUGAGGACCUGCUGAGGAAGACAAAGGAGGAACUGCUUCAUCGUGCCAAGGAGAAGGAGGAGGCUGAGAAGAAGAAGGAGGAAGAGCGUCGCCAAGUUACUGCCAAGCCUCUAAAACCAGAGAGGGUCAAGCUCUCACCCAGCAUGGAAGCGCCAAAGAUCCUUGAGCGUAUCACCAGCCAGACAGUCGCACAGGGUGACGAAGUCAAGUUUAGAGUCAGAGUUGUCGGCAGACCAGAACCUGAGUGUCAGUGGUUCAAGAAUGGAGUUCAGCUGGAGAAGUCUGACCGUGUCUACUGGUACUGGCCUGAGGACCAUGUUUGUGAACUGGUGAUCAGGGAUGUCACAGCAGAGGAUUCUGCCAGUGUCAUGGUUAAAGCUUCCAGUACUGCUGGAGAGACUUCAAGCCACGCUUUCCUGUUGGUGCAAGCAAAACAAGUCAUUAACUUCACUCAGAAGUUGGAGGACGUCAGUGCCAAGGAGAAGGAUACCGUGGCUACCUUUGAGUGUGAAACCAACGAGCCUUUUGUGAAGGUCAAAUGGCUGAAGAAUAAUGUGGAGAUCUUCUCUGGAGACAAAUACAGAAUGCACUCUGACAGAAAGGUUCACUUCCUGUCUGUGCUGAUGAUCGAAAUGAGGGAUGAUACUGAAUAUACAUGCGUGGCUGUAGAUGAUGAUACUGUCAGGACAGCCGCCAAGCUUAAUGUUGAAGGAGCUCCUCUGGAGGUGUUAAAGCAGCUGGAGAGCACCGAGGUGCCCGAGACUUACUCCGGAGAGUUUGAAUGUAUUGUCUCUCGUGAAGAUGCCGAAGGCAGCUGGUACUUUGGAGAUAAUCUGCUGACUCCUGGCAGUAAAUACGUCAUCUCCUCCCGCCGUGGAAGACACACUCUCUCUGUGAAAGACGUCAAGAAGGAAGACCAGGGAGAAUAUACCUUCAAAGUGGGCGAGUUUAAGACAAGUGCCUCUCUGAAGAUGAAAUUGCGUCCAGUGACCUUGAUGCAGCCUUUGUCUGACAUGACCGUCUGCGAGGGUGACAUCGCUCAGCUUGAGGUCAAGUUCUCCCAGGAGAAUGUUGAAGGAACCUGGAUGAAGAAGGGGCAGCCCAUCACAGCCUCCAGCCGUGUGCAUAUAGUUAUUGACAAACAAAUUCACAAACUCCUUAUAGAAGAUACAACCAAGGACGACUUUGGAAUGUAUUCCUUCGAGGUUCCUGAUCAUGGAAUUUCAACCUCUGCAAAGCUGGUCAUUCAGACUAUUGGCAUCCUGAUCCCACUGAAGGACAGUCAUGCAAUUGAGGGUACAAAGGUCGUCCUAGAGGCAAAGAUCUCUGCUCAGGACAUCAGCUCAGUCAAAUGGUACCACAAUGACAACCUGCUGACAGCCAGUGAGCGAAUCCAGAUGGUGGCAAAGGGAGCCAAGCAGCGCCUGGUUUUCACCAGAACAUACGCCUCAGAUGAAGGACACUACAAACUGGUGGUUGGCCGAGCUGACACCAGCUGCAGAUUUACUGUUGAGCCUGUCCAGAUUGUGACACCAAUGAAAGACAAACAGUGCUCCGAGUCUGAAAAUGUCACCUUCGAGGUCGAGGUCUCUCACCCAGGCAUUGACGCUUUCUGGACCUUUAAGAGGCAGCCGAUUAAAGCUGGUCCCCAGUACAAGAUGGAGUCCAAGGACAAGAGGCAUAGGCUCACGGUCAUGAAUGCAAUGAAGGAUGAAGAGGGCGAGUACAUGUUUGCUGCUGGUGAGAAGAUGUGCAGUGCUUCACUCACCGUAACAGGUGGUGCCAUUAAGAAGCCCCUACAUGAUUUGGUGGUAGCUGACUCCCAGACCGCUGUGCUGCAGUGUGAAGUUGCUAACCCAUCCGCAGAGGGCAAGUGGCUAAAAGACGGUCAGCCUGUUGACUUCAACGAGAACGUGCUGAGCGAGGUGGACGGUGCUGUCAGACGCCUCGUUAUCAUCAUCACUAAGGCCACUGACGUUGGAGAGUACACUUACCAGGUCGCCACCUCCAAGACCUCAGCCAACCUGAAAGUCGAGGCUGUCAAAGUCAAGAAGACCCUGAAGAACCUGAAUGUAGUCCAGACUCAAGAAGCCACGUUCAGCCUUGAACUGACCCAUGAGGAUGUAAGGGGAGCACAGUGGAUCAAGAAUGGCGUUGAGAUCCAGCCCAGUGAUAAAUAUGAAAUCAGUAUUGAAGGCACACUUCACACAUUGAAGGUCAAGAACUGCAGCACACAGGAUGAGUCUGUUUACUCCUUCAAACUGGGAAAACUGUCUGCAAGUGCCAGACUCAAUGUGGAAACCAUUAAGAUCCUGAAGAAGCCAAAGGAUGUGACAGCACUGUCAGGAGCAACAAUUGUAUUUGAAGUUGGCAUCUCAGAGGAUGACAUCCCAGUGAAAUGGAUGUUCAAUGACAAAGACCUGGUGUCUGACGAGCGCUACAGCAUUAUCUCUGAGAAGAAGAACCACAAGCUGAUUGUCCACGACGUGGACGACAGCGUGCAGGGCAACUACAUUGCUGUCAUAGGACACCUGCAGUGCAGCGCUCACCUCGUUGUUGAGUCUCUACGUGUCACAAGGCCCAUGAAAAACGUGGAGGUCACAGAGACUCAGGUGGCCACAUUUGAAUGUGAAGUUUCUCACUUCAAUGUCCCGUCCACCUGGCUGAGGGAUGGUGUGGAGAUUGAGAUGAGUGAGAAGUUCAGGAUUGUGGUUCAAGGGAAACUCCAUCAGCUGAAGAUCAUGAACACCAGCAAUGAAGACUCUGCAGAGUACACUUUUGUCUGUGGGAACGACCGCGUCUCUGCAACGCUAAUCGUUAACCCUAUUCUGAUCACAACGAUGCUUGAAGACCUGAACGCUCAGGAGAAGGACACGGUCACAUUUGAGGUGAAUGUGAACUACGAGGGAAUAACGUACAAGUGGCUGAAGAACGGCGUGGAGAUCCGCUCUACGGACCGCUGCCAGGCUCGCUGCAAACAGCUCACUCACUCUCUGAGCAUCAGGAAUGUUCACUUUGGAGACAGUGCCGAGUACACCUUCAUGGCUGGCUCUGCAGUCACUUCAGCUAAACUUCACGUUGAGGCCCGUGUGGUUGAAUUCACCAAACACCUGCGGGACCUGAAGAUCACAGAGAAGAAGAGGGCAACAUUUGAAUGUGAAGUUUCUGAACCAAACAUCCAGGUGAUGUGGAUGAAAGAUGGUCAGGAGCUGGAGCUGUCCGACAGGUACAAAAUGACAUCGGACCAGUUUGUGCACCGUCUGGUUCUGCCCUCUGUGCGUCUGUCGGAUGCCGGUGAAUACACCGCUGUGGCCGGUUCAAGCAUGUCCAAGGGCCACCUGGCAGUCGAGGGAAGAGAUGUCAGAAUCUCAGAGCCAGCCACCAGGGACAUCACGGUUGUUGAGAAGCAGAGAGCCACUUUUGAGUUUGAGGUGAAUGAGGAUGAUGUAGAAGGUCACUGGCUGAGAAAUGGAGUGGAGCUCCAGUUCACUGUGGAGGAGAGGUUCAAUUAUGCCACCAUCAGGAAGCUCCACCGUCUCACCAUCUCUGAGACCUUCAGGAGCGAUGCUGGAGAGUACACCUUUUUAGCCGGCAAAAACAGGAGCUCUGUGAACCUCCACGUCAGAUUGCCAGAGCCACCUCAGAUCAUCCGGGAGAUGCAGCCCCAAACCGCGAUCUCGGGCAGGUCAGUUCGCUUCUCGACACAGGUGAGCGGCCUUCCUCAGCCUCAGGUGUUCUGGUACAAAGAUUCUGAGGUUCUGUCCACGAGCUACAAGUGCAAGUUCCUCCAUGAUGGAGAUGAGCAUACGCUGCUGCUGCUUGAAGUCUUCCCUGAAGAUGCAGGCAUCUAUAGCUGUGAGGCCAAAAACAACUACGGAGAGGUGACGAGCUCUGCAUCUCUCACUGUGGAAGUUCCGGAGGUGGUUGAAGCCGUGGCUCAGGUUUCCCCUCCAGUCCUCAUCGCUCCCAUGAGGGACCUGCUGAUCUCAGAAGGACAUCCUGCCCAGUUCCAGUGCAGCGUCUCUGGGGAAGAUCUGCAGAUUUCUUGGUUCUGCAAUGACAGAGAGAUCAAACAGUCGGACAUCUUCAGGAUGUCUCAUUAUGAUGACACCUGCCUGCUGGAGAUUUCCCGAGUUCUUCCCAGCCUUGAAGGAGAGUACUCGUGUGUUGCUACAAAUUUGGCAGGAAUGGUCACAUGUGCCGCCACUCUGAAUAUUGAUGAUAAAAAAGCCUUAGCUAGCGUGUCAAGCACUGGGGCUGAGGCUAAGCUAUUUCAGAGACUGGAGGCUCAGAGUGAGAGUUUCAGCUCUCUGUCAGUGGGACAAACAGCCCACAGUGUUGAGUUUACUGAGACGAUCACCGAGAGCUCCUCUGUGUCUUGGAGCACGAUUGAGAUAAGCUCGAUGGAGAGGAGCUCUGAGAGCAGCUUUGACUUCAAACUCUCAGCCAGCCCGAAGCUGCUGAUGGAAAUGAGCGAUGUCCGAGUGAAAAGUGGUGAAAUGGCAGAGUUCAGCUGCUCAUUCGACGGCCAGCCCUUCUCCGGGGUGGUAUGGGAACAUAACGGCGAGAGCCUGGUGGACACCGAGCGGGUGAGAAGCUCUCAGAGCGGUGGCUUUUUGUCCCUGGUCAUCCAGGGCGUCGGUGUGGUGGACCAAGGCACGUACCGCUGCACCGCUACCAACGAACAUGGCCACAACAGCUCCUCUGCUCAGCUCACUGUUGAAGCUAAAGAAGCAAAUCUCAAAGCAGAAACCCCCAUCCCUACCGAUUCAGUGCGCAAAGUGUUACAGGCACACAGGGAGAGCCCUAGAGAUCCCUCUGACCAAGACAAGCAGGAGGUGGUGGAGAAGCCAGGACCAUCACCUCCAUCUUCCCAGAGACCUUACAGCCUCAUCAGCCUGUUGUAUUUCCCUGAUGUCGUGCCUAAUGAAUACCGAGGUCAUCGCCCUUCCAGCUGCCCCGACUUCCUGAUCAAACUCCCCCCUGAGCUGCUGAUCAGAAACAAAGGCAGUGGCUCCCUGAAUUGCGUCGUGAAGGGGCUUCCCACUGCGUUUGUCAUUUGGCUUUACAACCAGUUGAAUGCUGAGGAAACUGUGUGUUACUCUGUGAAAAAUCAAGACCCCUCAAGCUGUAUAAAAGUUAACAAUGUGGGACCUGGAAAAGGGGGCUCUUACGUUUGCAAAAAUAUCAGCUCAGCCGGAGAUGCUGAGCGCAGCACAGUGACGAAAGUAACUACAGAGGAGAAGGUGACUCAGGUCCAGGAGGAGAUAAAAGUCUUCUGUAGCUCAGCCGUCACAGUGGAAGAGGAAACCCAGGAGUCAUACUUCACUGGCAUAAAGUUAGCAGACAAAACCAAAACACUUGAACUCGAACCAGAGUCUAAACGCUUCUCCAGCACUUUGGAAAAGAAAAAGGAAAAACCAGUUUUCCUCAGUGGACUUUCUCCGGCAGCUGUGACUGUCGGAGAAACGGCUACGUUUACCGUCAGAGUGUCCGGCUUCCCUAAGCCCACCGUCCAGUGGUUUCACAACGGGCACACUAUAACCAGUUCAUCCGUGUAUACAUUUAUUCACGAACACGAUGAGUACAGCUUGGUGAUUAACACAGUUCACAGGGAAUGUGAAGGAGAGUACUCCUGCACGGUCAGCAACAGAUUUGGCCAGUCAACCUGCACUUCCUACCUGCACGUUCAGGUGAAGGAGCCAGAAAAGCAGGAAAGAGCCGCGGAGAGAACAUUUGCAGUGACUGGUAAGCGCCCAGAAUUCACUAAAACUAUAGAAUCUCUUCAGCGGCAGGAGGGGGCUCAGGGUGUCUUCAGUUACACUGUGACUGGAGAUCCUCUCCCUGAGGUCCAGUGGCUUAAAGGCACUUCCCACAUCCAGCCUAGUGGGUUCUGUAUCAUUGUGAACAACCCAGAUGGAUCCGGGUUAAUUAACAUUAAGAGUGUCAAACAGGAGCACAGCGGCAUUUACACCUGUAAGGCCUCAAACCAGUACGGGGAAGCCUCCUGUACUGCAGAGCUGCUGGUGUUCAGGGAGAAAGCUCAGGAAGAGGACACGUUAGUACAGAAAACACAAGGUUUGACGAUAUCGAUGGCAGAACAAACCGCAGAACUCAGAUUUCACCAGGAAAGAUCCCGGUCUGAACACAUGAUCUAUACCAUUAGUACUGGAGACCGACAGAUUAUUCCCAGUGAAGAGGUGGAAACGCUCAGAGAGCUCAGCAUCUCUUCUGCCACCCUUCAUCGUGAGCAACUUACCCACCAGGCAGCGGUGCUGCAGUCCCAUGAAAUAGAGGAGAGGGUUUCAUUAGCCCCCAGCCAUCCACCUCAGGUCUCAGCUGUCCCUGUUAAACAGCAUCACGUGGCUGCUUUCUUAUCCUCAGUCCAGGAGAGACAAAAGAUCACAGCGCAGCACUCUGAACGGAUUCUCAGCCCCGAGGUGGUUGAGCUGGAGUCAGCCAAAGAGCAACCGCCCAAGCUCAUGUCAGCUACGUCUGAGGAGGUCCUUCCCCUCAGCACGGUGAGAGCUGAGGCACUGAUAGGUCAGAGUCCAGAACACGUAAAGACCUCCAGCGAGCCGAGGCAACUUGUUACUAGUCACCAGGUCGAGCUCGCUGUACCUAUCGCUGAUGAAAUCUCAGAAGACAUGCACAGAAAAGAGGAGGAGAGGAGCUUCAGAGUCACAGAGGGGGUAAAGAUUUUAUACUCGGCUCAGUAUGCAGGACAGCUUCAACUUACAGAAGGACACACUGAGCAUCUUCCAGCUUUAGAUGCAGACAUUAAAGGUUCAGCUGGCAAAGAGCAGCCGAAACCAGUGGUAGCACCAGUGAGUGAAGCCAGAGUGGCUUUAUCCAAAGAGCAAAAGCUUGAAACACAAAGACCAGAGCAGGAGAGCAUUACCCCGUGCAAAGACAUGGUUUAUAAUUCAGCCGUACAGACCGAAGAGAAAUAUGAGCUCUGUGCUGAUCAAACAGGACAAGUGCCACAUGGGGCAUUUUCUGUAAGUGUGCAGCCACAGCAGGAGGGAGAACAGCUUCUGAAUCUGCAGGUUAUCAGUGAUCAGGAUGUUUUACUGUGUGAGGGGAGGUUGAGCAGUGAAAAACCUCCAACAGAACAAGCAGAAGCGAGGAAAAGUCCGACUUUGCUGCAUUCAGUGACUCAAGAAGAACAGAGGACUGUAGUUUGUGAGGCAGCUUCAGAAUUCGAAACAAAGAUGAACGCCACCUCUGUCCAGCCAAAGCAAGAGUUGGUGCAACCAAAACGCCUUCAGUCGGUCCAUUCUCUAACAGUUUUACCAAAAGAAGGCAUACUCGCUGUCACCAAACCUGACCAGCAGGUGGCAGCACAGAAGCUGGAAAAGGCUAGAUGGCAUGCAGCUACCUCAGAAGAGAGAAUGGAGGUCACUGCGGAUUACCACAAAGAUCUUGACAUGUCUGCGAUCAGCGCUCGACCACAGCCGCGUACUGAGUCCAGGCCUCUGCGCAGCCUUGCUGUGUCCUCCCAGCCCAUGCAGCUCCCAAAAGAGACUCCUUUUGUUACGAGCGUCACGCAACAGCGAGCAUUAGUCCAGAAAGAGGAUUACUGGAAUAUCAUGCAGUCUUUGAUCAUCACAAACAAUCAAAGUCUGGAAGAGGGUCACACUACUAGCUUCGAAACUGAUGAAAAAUUUAAGCCUGAGAUUAAAGUUGAGGCCAAGAUACCAAAAAAGCCAGUUUUCAUAGAGGAAAAAGCUAUGGCCACCGAAAGCUGCACUAUCUUAGAGGCGGCUGAGGGGGACUUUGUAGUCCAGAUCCAGGAAGGUCAGUCGGUCCGACAGUCAGUGUUUCUAGAAGAAAAACAAGUCAUCGUAGGAGAGCGGUCGAGUGAGAUUGGUAAAUUGGAGGGCACCGCAGUCAGUGUUAAGACACAGCCUAAAGGGUUUCUUUUUGUCCCAGAGGCUCAGGAUGCUCUGACUCUACCUAAGGAACUGAAUUUCAUCAUUUAUGCCCCCAAACCAUCUAGUUUGAAUGUACGACAUCAGCUCAGAGAUGCUCUUCACUCAGCUGUGGCCAGUAAUCCACCAGUUUUACUGGCUGAUGUUGUUGGAAGACUAGAGGCAGCGGAGGUCCAUGAGGUCAAGGUUCAGAGAGAGCCCAGGCAGGCUGCAUGUUCCUAUCUUAUCACAUCUCCAGGUUCCCCCCUGGAGAUCACGCUGACUUUUGAAGGUGAUUACCCUCAGACAGCUGACCUUAGGCAUGAACUCCAGGUAGCUUUGCAUGCUAUGGUUUCCCAAGAACAGCCGAGUCUUACAUCAGAGCAGCCAGGCACCGUGCACACUGAUAAGCCUCAAAAAGUGCAGGUCAGCUCAGUGUCCUCCAAGGAGGUGUUGUCUUCUGUGGUGGACUCUGUGGUGGUGGCAGAGAGCGCAGGCAGUUUACUUCCUGCUGUAUCUCAGUCUGCAGCUCUGACGACAGAAGCCAGGGCUUCCUUUCAAAGUGCGACACUUCAGAGCCAAACCGAGGUCCACGAGUCCAAGAGCAGCAGGACUGUUAGAUCAGAGAAGGACGGCACAGUAUGCCAGGCUGAACAGCAUGUGGACAUUUUUGUCCACAGAGAAACCAGAGAGGAAUAUCUUUCAGAGGCAAUCAUGAUCAGUGAGUCUUCGGACAGUAUCACUGAUUAUCCCGUCAUCGUAGAUGUUCUGGAGGAUGUCUGUGCUGAGGAAAAUGGCAAGGCUGUGCUUACUGCCAGUGUUAAAUACGUCACCAAAGUUAGCUGGUUUUUCAAUGGGAAGCUGGUGAAAUCUGGCAAAGAGUUCAAGUGUUUUAAAGACCGUGACACAUACACACUAGUUAUUGACAACGUUGUCAAAGACCGCCAUCAAGGAGAGUAUGUCUGUGAGGCUGAGAAUGAAGUCGGCAAGACGACGACAUCUUCGAGGCUGACUGUGGUGCCACGAGUGAAGCCUGUGUUCAGGAACAGAAUCGCCCCAGUGGAGAUAAACAUCGGCAGCUCUGCCAAGUUUGAAUGUGAAACUGAGGACGCUCCAAACGUGAGCUUCAAGUGGCUCAAAGAUGGACAUCCCAUCAAAGAGGGUGAAAAGUGCAGGAUUAUCAGUCGCUUCAGCUCUUCCUCCCUGGAGCUUCUGAGGACAACCAAGGAUGACAGUGGUGAAUACACCUGCAAGGCGUCCAAUCAGCACGGCAGUGAUGAAUGCUCCGCCUCCCUCAGUGUCACAGAACAAUUUCCUCCUGUCUUUAUAAGUAAGCCUGACCCUCAGACUGUGUAUGUUGGAAAGAGGGCUGUAAUGCAGUGUGUAAUAGCAGGAACUGCUCCUCUGAAUGUUGUCUGGCUUAAAGACAACCAGGCCUUACCCAAAGUGCCUGCACACUACCAGAGCUCUUGUGAAAAGAAUAAGCACACUCUUGAGAUACCCAGUGUUGAGGCAGCUGACAGCGGGCUUUAUGUGUGCAAGGUAUCUAACAAAGCUGGGACAGCUGAGUGCCACACGGAGCUGUGUGUUAUCGAUAAACCCAACUUUGUAAGGCCCCUGGGUUCAGUCGCCGCUGUGGUCGGAGCUGCUCUGCACCUUGAGUGUCAGGUGGAUGAGGACACUGGAGUAACUGUCAGCUGGACCAGAGAUGGCAGAAAAGUCCACCAGUCUCCCGACUGUAAACUGUUGUUUGAGGAUAAGACGGUUACUCUUGAUAUCCUAAAGACCACACUGAAAGAUUGUGGAAAUUAUGUGUGUACAGUGGCAAACGAAGCCGGCAGUGCGUCUUGCUCCACCACGGUGAAGGUACAAGAGCCACCGGUCUUUGUAAAGCGGCUGGAAGCCACAACGAUUUGGAAGCAGGGCAGCACCGCUCGCCUGCAGUGCACCGUCAAAGGAUCUCCCGAACUCCACAGCACCUGGUUCUUGAAUAACAGUGAGCUGUCCACUGGUGGCAGACACGCUGUCGGUCUGAAGGACGGUGUCGCCACUCUCGAGAUACACGAUGUCCUGUUGACUGACAGUGGAAACUACACCUGUGAGGUUCUCAACGAGUGCGGGUGUGAAAGCUGCAGCAUUAAAGUAACAGUGAAAGAACCUCCGUCAUUCAGAAAGGAGUUACUGUCCACCGAGGCAGUCAGAGGGUCGGUAGCUGUGCUGGAGUGUGAGAUUGCAGGCUCUGCACCGCUCGAAGUGUCUUGGAAAAAGAAUAAGAAACGCCUGUCCUCAGAUAAGAAGUACAGCAUAGUGUCACAGGGAUCGCUGGCCUCUCUGGAGAUCCAGUCCUUUGAGAGCGCUGAUACUGGUGAAUACGAAUGUGUCGUAUCCAACGAGGUUGGGUCAGCAACCUCAAAGUCAGUACUUAAACAAAAAGAGCCACCUGUGUUCUCAAAGAGGAUUGAGAGCGCUACAGCAGUUUUGGGAAAUACAGUGAAAUUACAGGGAACCCUGAAAGGUUCAGUUCCCAUCACCAUUAAAUGGAUGAAAGACUCUGAGCUCCUCAGAGAUGAUGAUCCCAACAUCAAAAUGUCCUUUGUGAACAACAUCACUAGUGUUUCCUUCUCAUCUGUUGAGCUGAAGCAUGGUGGGAAGUAUACUUGUCUCGCUGAAAAUGAGGCAGGACAGCAAAAAUGUGAAGCUAUCUUAACUAUUCAAGAACCUGCUCGGAUUUUAGAGAAAGCAGCCUCCAUCAGCGUGACUGCAGGCGACUCUGCCACGCUGGAGUGCACCAUCUCUGGAAGCCCUGAACUCAAAGUGAAAUGGUUCAAAGACGGCAAGGAGAUGAUUGGUGGUCGUAAAUAUAAAAUAGCAGUUAAGGAGAACACUGCCAUUUUAAAGAUUCUCGCUGCAGAUAAAGGUGACACUUCCGAGUACAAGAUGGAAGUGUCCAAUAAAGUUGGAAAAGACGAGUGCACGUGCUCGGUUACAGUUAUAGAUCGUGCAGUUCCCCCGUCCUUCACCAAAACUCUAAAGAAAGUGAAUGGGAGCAUUGGCAGUAAUAUCACGUUGGAUUGCAGGCUUGCUGGAUCUCAGCCGAUGGCUCUGUCUUGGUACAAAGACAAUAAAGAAAUCCACAGCGAUGCAAAAUAUAAGCUUGAUUUCAGUGAGAGUACAGCCUCUGUGACAAUAACUGGCCUGGAUCAGAGCGAUGGUGGAGUUUAUACAUGCAAAGCUUCUAAUGAUGCUGGAGAAAAAGAAACCAGUGGUACUCUUUCCAUCAAAGAACCUCCAGCCUUUACCUCGAAACCUGAAUCUCUUGAUGCAUCCCCGGGAUCAAACAUUGUCUUAAAGUCUGACUUUACGGGAUCGGCUCCACUUACCGUUAAAUGGUUCAGAGAGGAGAAAGAGAUUUUCACUGGAGGAAAGUAUUUCAUAAAGAAAGACUCUUCUUCCAGCUCCCUGGAACUUCAUUCUGUGAAACCCAGUGACUCUGCCAAAUACACAUGCCAAGUAUCCAACGACGCUGGGAAGGUUGACUGCACUGCAGCGCUCUUCAUAAAAGAAGCCCCAACAUUUACGAUGAAGCUUGAACCUUCAAAGCUGCUGAAAACAGGACAACCUCUGGAGUUGUCCUGCAAAGUGCAGGGCACUCCUGUUAUUACUGUCACAUGGUUUAAAAAUGGCUCAGAAAUGGUUUCAGACCGCAGACACAACAUGACCUUCGACGGCUCGUUGGCCACUCUGGAGGUUGAGAGUUGCUCUGUAGAGGAUAGUGCAGAUUACGUCUGUGUGGCAUCCAGCGAGGCCGGCAGGGAGCAGUGCAGCAGCUCAGUAACAGUGAAAGAGCCUCCAUUGUUUGUGAGGCCUUUUGAAUCAGCUGAGCUUGUUACGGAGUCUGAGAUUAUCUUGGAAGCAAUCGUUUCAGGUUCCCCUUCAUUUGAAAUAAGCUGCUUCCUCAACGAUAAGCUGAUCAGAAAUGACAAAAGACAUAAAAUCAGUGUGGAAAAUGAUACAAUCACUCUUCAGAUCUCACACUGUGAGGCCGGAGACGAAGGAACGUACAAGUGCACUGUUUCAAACGAUGUUGGGGAGACAUCUUGCUCUUGCCAGAUUUCUCUAAAAGAACCACCAUCAUUUGUUCAAAGACUAAAGGAUAUGUCCUGUAUUGUGGGCUCUGAAAUCUCCAUGAAGUGUAUGUUGUCUGGGUCACUUCCCAUGACUUUGUCCUGGAUCAAGGACGAUCGUGAGCUUACGGAAGACGAGCAUUUUAAGAUGUCCUGUGAAACCAAAAGUGCCAUGUUGAAUUUGAAAAAUGCUCAGUUGUCACAUGGCGGGAAAUAUGUCUGUCAGGCGCAGAAUAAAGCCGGGACCCAGAGAUGUGCCGCGGUGCUCAUAGUGACAGAGCCAGCAAGUAUUUCAGAGCACCCAAAGUCCAUCAGUGUAACCCAUGGCGACCCAGCCAGACUUGAAUGCAGGUUUUCAGGCACUAAACCGCUGAAGGUCAGAUGGCUUAAGGCGGGAAAGGAGCUGCCGUCAGGACAGAGAUACAGAAUACAGAGCACAGACACGAGCUCUGUGCUCAAGAUGAUAAAAACAGAGAAGAGUGACGGCGGUGACUACACUGUCGAAGUUUCAAAUGUUGCUGGGCACAGUUCGUGUGACGCAUCAGUCACAGUCUUAGAUCAGAUUAUUAAACCGUCCUUCACAAGGAAGCUGACAGAGACUGAAGGUAUAAAAGGAUCGUGUGCUCAUCUAGAGUGCCUCGUGUCUGGUUCUCUGCCGAUGACGAUACAGUGGUACAAAGAUGAAACAGAGAUCCAGACUUGUCAAAAAUAUAAAUGCACGUUUUUCGAAAAUGUUGCUUUCCUGGAAAUCGGCUGUCUCGACAGUAGAGACAGUGGGAGCUACACUUGUGUGGCUGAAAACGAGGGAGGAUCUGCCCAGUGCUCCGGGAUUUUGUCUGUUAAAGAAGCACCACGCAUUCUUGAAAAACCGGACUCCAAGAAUGCGUUGCCUGGAUCAAAGGUUAGGUUUACUCUUCAUGUCUCUGGCACACCUCCGCUCGCCAUCAAAUGGUUUAAAAACAAAAAAGAAAUCCUUCCGAGUGCCGAGUGCUCUGUAAUCAAAGACAGCACUUCAAGCUCCCUAGAGCUCUUCUCUGCCAAAACCUCUGACUCUGGAGAGUAUGUCUGUGAAGUUCAGAACGCUGUGGGCUCCGCUUCAUGCAAGGCAGCGCUCUUUGUAAAAGAGCCCCCGUUUUUCACUGAAAAACCUGAAGCGGUGUCAUUAGUGAGUGUCGGAGGCAGCAAGGUGUUUGAGUGUAAGGUUGCUGGUACCCCAGAGAUCUCCAUGAAAUGGUUCAAAGAUGGAGUUCAGAUUCGCCAAAGCCUCAAAUACAAGAUAUCAUUUUUUACCUCUGUUGCCGUUUUAGAGGUUUGUGUAGUUAGUCAACAAGACAGCGGGAAAUACUUCUGUGAGGCCUCCAACGAAGCAGGCACAGAGACUUGCAUUUUUGAGCUUGUAGUGAAAGAGCCUCCGUCAUUUGUUGAAGAGCUAUCAUCUCUGGAAGUCGUUAAAGGUUCCACGGCAGCGUUUGCUAGCAAAGUUGCAGGAAGUGCUCCGUUCAGUGUCACGUGGUCUAAAGAUAAAAAGGCAAUUUUAUCCAGCCAAAAGUACAUUAUUGUUGAUAGUGAAAAUGUGGGCUUAAAAAUCCAGGACUGCGACGUGGAUGAUGUGGGCACCUACCAGUGCGUGGUAGCCAAUGAGGUUGGGAGCUGCUCUGGCUCGGUGGUGUUGUCUCUGAAAGUGCCUCCAAAGUUUAUUGAGAAGAUAAAGAGUGUCUCCACUGUUGUGGGAGAUGCUGUAGUGUUUCGUUGCUCUGUGGAAGGGCCCCUGCCACUCUCUGUGCUAUGGAAAAAAGAUGAAAACUGGAUCCAAGAUGAUCCGAAGAUCAAGCAAAUUUUCCAGAACAAAGAGGCCACUCUCAGGGUUCUUGCUUGUGAGGCUAUUCACAGGGGGAAAUAUACCUGCCAUGUUGUAAAUGAGGCUGGGCAAGAUGUGUGUUCAGCAACACUGACUGUGCAAGAACCACCAACGAUUGAAGAGAAACCGGAGGUUGUUAAAGUGACUUGUGGAGAUCCAGUUAGCUUUGAAUGCAGGGUAGCUGGAACUCCUCAUAUAAGUGUGAGAUGGAUCAAAGAUGGCAACGAGCUCCAUUCGAGCAGAAAGCAUAAUCUCUGCUAUGGGGGCAACCUCAGUAGACUUAACAUAAUGUCCUCUCAGCUGGAAGACGGUGGAGAGUACAUGUUUGAAGCCCAAAAUGCAGUUGGGACUUGCAGAUGUAAAGUGAAGCUGGUUGUUUUGGAAGAGUUGAUUCCUCCCACAUUCAUUAAGAAAUUAACAAACAUUCAAGGAAUCAUGGGUUCAGUGGUGACCAUGGAGUGCAGAGUAACCGGUUCGCUUCCUCUGACUGUUGAAUGGAGCAAAGGGAAACAAAAGAUUCCAGAGAGCUCCAAGUACAAACUUGUACACACUGAAAAUAGAGUCUUGCUGGAGUUAAAACUUACUGGGAGUGUUGACACGGGAGAGUACUCCUGCAAAGUUACCAACAAAGCAGGCAGCUGUGUGUGCAGUGGAGUCCUCACAGCUAAAGUGCCGCCAAGAUUCAUAGAUGAGCUUGAGUCUCAGGCUGUUAUUCCCAAGUCUGACGUAUUCUUCAAAAGUGUCUUUGAAGGGACGUCUCCGUUUAUGGUGAAAUGGUUCAAGGAUGGCAUCGAACUCAUCACUGGGCCAUCGUGCAGAGUUAGACUGGAGAAAUAUUCCUCCUCUGUAGAGCUCUGCUCAGUGGGCACUCUGCAGUCUGGGAUUUAUUCCUGCCAAGUUAGCAACGAAGCAGGCACGGCGAAAAGUGCGGCACAGUUACUGGUGAAAGAACCACCUCAGUUUGUCCUGAAACUGCCUCCCACUACGUCUGUGAAACAGUACGAGGGACACUGCUUUGAAUGCAAGGUCACCAGUGUACAGUCCCUGAGAAUAUGCUGGUACAAAAAUGACCAACAGAUAACUGAUGGAGGCAACUAUAAAACAAUGUGUGUUGACUCAACUGCAUACCUCCAGAUCUCCAAUGCAACAUUUGACGAUAACGGAGUUUACUCUUGUGAGGCUCAUAAUGAUGCUGGCAGUGCAAGCUGCAGCAGCGUUCUCACAGUUCAAGAGUCCCCAUCCUUUGUUAAAACUCCAAGCCCUGUGGAGGGCAUAAAAGGCAAAGAUGCUAGUCUGCAUUGUGAGAUGUCUGGCACCCCACCCUUCCAGGUUAACUGGUACAAAGACAACAGGCCACUAAAGGAGGAUAGAAAAUGCAAGAUGGUCAAUGUGGGCAGUUUUGCUACACUUCAUAUUAUAAAGCUGGAGCAAGAUGACGCCGGGCUUUAUGAGUGCAGGGCGUCGAACAAUGUAGGAAGUAAAUCGUGCCAAACUGCCAUUACUCUGAAAGAACCACCAGUGUUUGUGGAGAAACUGGUCGAUCAGUCAGUGAGACUCGGUCAGCAGCUGACGCUGACAGCUACCGUGCACGGCUCAGAGCCACUGACUGUGUCUUGGGUUCAGGACAAAGAUCAUAUUCUCAGAGAAGAUGACAACAGGAGGGUCACCUUUGAAAACAAUGUGGUUGCUCUCGUAGUGCCCCAGGCUGACUCAACCACAGCCGGUAAAUACACCUGCCAGCUGAGGAACGACUGUGGAGCGGUCGAGUCGGUCUCUCAAGUGACGGUUCUAGAACCUGCUGCUAUCGUGGAAAGCCCGGAGCUGUUGAAUGUGAAGUCAGGAGAAACUGUAUCUCUUGAGGUAACAGUAUCUGGCUCACCAGAACUGAAAACUACAUGGUUCAAGGGCAACAAAGAGCUCUCUGCUAAUGCAAAGUAUCAUCUGAGCUUCAAAAAGCAGCUUGCCACCCUGAAGAUUCUGUCUGCUGACAAAGCAGAUGCCGGAGAAUACACACUACAGGUUACGAACCAUGUUGGAACAUCCUCUUGCAAAAUUAAGCUCACAGUCUCAGAUAAGUUGAUUCCACCGAGUUUCAUAAAGAAGCUGAGAGAUACCCACCUUGUUGUGGGUAAGCCUGGUGAGAUGGAGUGUAAGAUUACCGGUUCUGCUCCUUUAACAACUUCCUGGUUCCAUAAUGGCCAAGAGAUAAACAGUGGGCCAAACUAUGACAUUAGCAGCGUGGAUAAUGUGCGCACGCUGAGAAUUCCAAUGAUUAAGACGUCAGAUUCUGGCAAAUACACAUGUAAAGCUGUGAACGCUGCAGGAGCCAGUGAGACAAGUGCUUCAAUGAAUGUGACAGAACCACCAUCUUUUUCUGAAACGCCCGAGGCUCGAGAAACGUUGCCUGGCCAAAGUGUGUCUUUCUUGGCUAAAGUGAAAGGCAGCAUUCCCAUAAAGGUCAAAUGGUUCAGGGGAGCCAAGGAAAUGCAGCACGGGAGAGGCUGCGAGAUCUCCCUGAAGGACGAUGUCGCCACGCUGGUGCUUCAUAAAGUUGAAAAGUCUCAUGCAGGAGAGUACACCUGCCAGAUCGUUAAUGCUGCAGGAAAGGACAGCUGCUCAGUUUUUCUGUUUGUGAAAGAGCCAGUCCACUUUGUGAAGAGGCUGAGGGACAUUUCCAUUGAAAAGAACAAGCCUCUGAGGCUCGAGGUCGCAUAUGCUGGAACCCCAACUGUAAAUGUAACCUGGGAAAAGGAUGGUAAACUCAUCCAAGCCUCUUAUCUGCACAAUAUGAUCACCACAGACACCUCUUGCAUCCUGGAGGUUCUGAACUCUGAAAGGAUGGAGGCAGCUGGUAGAUACUAUUGUGAGGUAGACAAUGGAGCUGGAAGUGACAAAUGUGAAGCACAAGUUACAAUCCUAGAACCACCAUACUUUGUUGACAAGCUGGAGCCAGUGGAGGUAACUAUGGGUGAGGCGGUGACCUUAGAGUGCAGGAUUGCAGGAACUCCUGUGAUCUCUGUCGCCUGGUUUAAAGAGGAUGGAAAGCUGCGCAAGUCCAACAGUUGCUCAAUGGACUUUGCAGAUGGCGUUGCCACUUUGCAACUGUUCAAAUCUACCAAGUCUGAUCACGGUGAAUAUAUCUGCAAGGCCGAGAACCGGGUUGGUUCAGCCUCCACCAGCUGUAGCGUGACUGUGAAAGAGCGCAAAGUUCCUCCAAACUUCACCAGGAAGCCUUCGGAGUCCAUGGUGGAUUCAGUGGGUAAGACCGUAAAGAUCGAGGGCCGCGUGUCCGGCUCUCAACCUCUGACCGUCUCCUGGUACAAGGACAACAGUGAGAUCCGCGCCUCGGACAAAUAUGAUAUCAGCUUCAAAAACAACAUGGCCGUGCUGUGUGUCAGAGACUCCACGGGCUCUGACGGUGGUGUUUACACCUGCGAGGCCUCCAAUGAAGCUGGCAAAGCUUCUUGUAACGUUUCUCUCACAGUAACAGAGACUGGCCAGGCUCCCAAAUUUGAUGUUCCUCUGGAACCAGUGACUGUGGGUGAAGGGGAGAAGCUGAGCCUCCAGUGCCACGUCACCGGCUCUACUCCAAUAACCAUCCAGUGGAUGAAGGACAGGAGAGAGCUCGUGUCCAGCGGAAACACCAAAAUCUCAUUUGUUGGUGGAACGGCCAAUCUGGAGAUCAGCCAGGUGUCAAAGACGGAUGCUGGAGAUUACCUGUGCAAGGCCAGCAAUGCAAAUGGCACUGACUUCUGCAAGUCUAAAGUCACUGUAAAAGAUAAAGGUGCCAAGGCCACACCCGCUGAGGCUGCUGCCCCGGCUGCAGCCGCCCCGGUCAAAAGGCUCGACAAUCUGUUCUUCAUCGAGGAACCCCAAAAUGUUUCUGUCACAGAGAAGGGUACUGCAACCUUUAUCGCCAAGAUUGGAGGUGACCCAAUCCCCAGUGUGAAGUGGAUGAAGGGCAAAUGGAGACAGAUCACCCCCGGUGGUCGAAUCUCCAUUGAGCACAAGGGCCAGGAUGCCAAACUGCAGAUCAGAGAAGUGACCAAGUCUGAUUCUGGUCAUUACAGAUGUGUUGCCACCAACAAACAUGGAGAAAUUGAGAGUGGCGCUGAUAUGGAGGUGACCAAAAAGGAGGACAUGGGAGAAGUGGGAGACUUAAGAACGAGGCUCAAGAAGACUCCUUCCAAGCAGAAGAGUCCCAAGAAAGAAGAAGAGGUCAACAUUGUAGAGCUGCUUAGAGGUCACGACCCCAAAGACUAUGAGAGGAUCCUGCGGGAACAUGGAAUCCAUGACUACCGUGCCAUCCUGCAGGCCGUGGAGUUCCUGAAGAAGGAGAAGGAGAUGGAGACUGGAAGAGCGGAGGUCGAGCGUGGGGCACGAGUCGAAGAAGAGGACAUGGCCCGACUCAUCGAGCAGCUAGAGGGACGCGUCAGCAUGGAGCCCGUCUCUGUGAUGGAGGACAUCACUGACCAAACCAUCACGGAGAACCAGAGCGCCACCUUUGAGUGCCAGAUUAAGAUCAACUACCCAGAGAUCACGCUCACCUGGUACAAAGGCACCCAGAAACUGGACAACAGCGAAAAGUACGACAUCAGCAGCGUGGGGGACCGCCAUUAUCUGAAAAUCAAGAACUGCCAGGUCAAAGAUCAGGGCAACUACCGCGUGGUGUGCGGUCCUCACAUCUCCAACGCCAAACUGACGGUCACGGUCGAUCAAAUUCAGUUCACUAAAAGCAUCCGAAGCAUCGAGGUCAACGAACGCCACUCUGCCACCUUCGAGUGCGAGUUGUCCUUCGACAACGCUACCGUCACGUGGUACAAAGACUCGUGGGAGCUUAAAGAAAGCCCAAAAUAUAACUUCAGGACUGAAAGCCGACGGCACUUUAUGACAAUCCACAACGUAACUGCAGAGGACGAAGGCGUGUACUCGGUGAUUGCUCGCCUGGAGCCACUGGGAGAAGCUCGAAGCACAGCCGAGCUUUACCUGUCAGGCAAAGAAAUUGAGUUAGGGAGGGUUCCUCAGGAUGUCCCCGACACAGCCGUUCAUGUGUCAGAGGCAGAGUCUAUGCUCGUGUGCAGAGAUUCCUCCGAGUUUGAUCACUUUGAGGAGAGAACAGAAGUGAGAGUGUUUCAAAGUCUGACACGUGAAGAAGAGAUGCUUUCGGUUCAGUACUCGUCCGUCUCAGAAGAGAAAAAACCUGUAGAAGAAACUGUUGAGUGGACUGAGGUCGAGGGCAGAGGAGAACUCCCUAAAGUUCCUGAGAUUCACAGGAUGCCAGAGGAGAAACCCUCUGAGCCUGAAGCUCCGCCUCCACCUCUGGUCAAAGUACCUGAAGCAAAGAAGCUACAGCCUGAAGCCCCUGCUCCACCUCAGAGAGAGGAACGUCCAGCUCCAGAAGUGCCUCCUCCUGAGGAGAAGAAACCAUCUCUACCAGCACCAAAGCCUUCACCUACUCCUCCUCGUGAGCAGAAGGGGGCUCCCCCUGCAGAAUCUCCCCGAGAGGAGCAGAAACCAUCUGCACCAGCACCAAAGCCUUCACCUCCUGCUCCCCCUGCUCCUGAGCAGAAGGUGGCUCCCCCUGCAGUAUCUCCCCCAGAGGAGAAGAAAACAUCUGCACCAGCACCAAAGCCUUCACCUCCUGCUCCCCCUGCUCCUGUACAGAAAGUUGCUCCUCCUGCAGAGGAAAAGAAACCAUCUUCUCCAGCGCCGAAGCCUUCGGCUCCUGCUGCUCCUGCUGCUCCUGCAGCCAAAGUUGCUCCUCCUGCAGUGUCUCCUCCUGAGGAAAAGAAGGUGCCUCUACCAACAACCAAGCCAACAGCAGAGAGAGUGGUUCCCCCCGCAGCUAAAGUUGCAUCGUUGGAGAAGGAAGCUCCUGCACCAGCCGUAAAGGCUGAACCAGCUCCUGUAUCAAAGGAAAUCUCGCCCCCUGAAGACAAGGAACCAGUGUCAGCACCUGGACCAACAAAAGUGCCGUCUCUUAAGCAAAAGGGUAAGAUUCCUGUUCAAGAGGCAAAAACACCCGAAUCACCUAAGCUGAAGAGUAAGUUCACCAGAAUACCGAAAGAGAAAGAACCAGAACCAGAGGUCAUUAAGCUGAAGAAGGUUCCAGUGAAACCUCCAGAGCCAGAGAAACAAGUCGUAACUCAUAAGGCAGAAGUGACGAGGCAUCACGAUCCAGAGCUAGCAGUUCAUGGGCUUCAUGACAGGGACGAUCGAGAGAUAAUCACACUUGGUAGAACUGAACGAGUAUUCACUGCAGAUGAGGAAACUAUUGAGUUAAGCCAUUUUGAGGAAAUGGAAACCCUUACAGUUGUGCAAAAACCAGAACCUGGCAAAUGGACAAGAACCUUAAAACCUCAGAAAGACGAGGCACCGGAGGAGCCGCACGUCGCAAAGAAGAAAAUAACUAAAUUGCCAAAAGCAGAUGAGCAAAAAGAAUCAGUGAAACUAAAACCAUUUGAAACAUUUGGGAAACAAGAUGCUGAAUUACAAGCAAUCAAACUAAAAAAGGUGCCACCUAAACCAAAAGAGCCUGAAAAGGAAGCCAUAACUCAUAAAGUUGAAGUGACAAGGCAUUAUGAUGCAGAAUUAACAGUCCAGAAACUUCGUGAUAGAGAGGAUCGAGAGUUAGUAACAGUUGAGAGAAAGGAACGAGUUUUCACAGCAGCUGAAGAGACAUCUGAACUCAGCUUUGCAGAGGAACCUGAAAAACUGGAGGCAGAAGAUGAGAAAUCAAGAUGGGUAAGAGCCCCAAAAGCACCAAAAGAAGAGGAACCAGAGUCAGAUUUAAAUAAAAAGAAAAUAAAAAAAUUACCAAAGAAGGACGAGGACCAGGAAGUAGUUACACUGAAGCCAUUUCAAAAACCCCAAAAACAAGAAGCAGCUGAACCUCCGAAGGCUGAGACAGAAGCUGAGGCAAAAACAGAUACUGAGCGGAGUCCUUACAUGAGAGGUGAGCUGCCACGAAGAGAUCAACCUGCCGCUGCUGUAAAACACCAGAAAGAUGAUGACGAUGCUCCACUGAUGAAUGACAAUGCAUCUCCACAUAUCAACAAAGACCAAAAGGAAAUCCCAUAUAAGAAAAAGGUUGAUCAAGUACCCAAAGAUGUAGAAACUACAGCGGCCGAAAAGCUCCGCAGAAAACCUAAAAUUAUUUCUACACCUGAUAAAGAGAAAGAGCAGGUUGUGUUGAAACCAUUCACUAAAAUCACCAAGCCUGAAGAAAAGCCAGAAAAAGCAUCAGAAGAGAAGAAGAAGCCUUUGGACACAAAGGUACCCAGUCAAGGAACUAAAGAGCUGAAGGAACAACUUAAGAAAGCUGAAAAGACUGUAACGCCUAAAAAAGACAAUGAAACACCUCAGGAGAAGGAGAAACCAGCUGAGAAGCCCAGUCCUCCAAGUCAGAAAGAAGAAGAGAGACCGAGUCCUCCAAAACAAACCGAUAUCCUGAAGAAAAGUCCAGAAAUCAAAAAGACUCCUUCACCCAAAGCCAAGAUAAGUCAAGAUAAGCCUGAAGAGGAAAAGCCCCUCAAACCUAUUGAGCAGCUGAAGAAGGUUGAACUAAAAAAGACCCCAUCACCCAAGAUAGAGAAAAUAAAGACAAGUGAAGUGGAGCAAAUUCCCAUCGAGAAGAAGCCAAGUGGUGAAAAAGUCAAAAGGAUUCCCAAGACUGUUUCGCCAAAAGACUCCACUGAAUCCGUGACCCUCAAAAAGGUGCCCAAGAAGCCCUCACCAGAGGGGCCCUCGGAAAGGCCUGAUACAGGGCGGAUCCCUCUGGUGAAGGAGAUCUCUCCUGGAGCUGUGGAGAUUAAGCGGGUGACAACCCAGCCAGAGGAGGAGGUAUGUGAAGAGGAGGGUGAAAAAAUGGUAGCCGACGAAGAUGAGGAGGUCUGGGACUGGGAGCUGGUUCCACCGGAAGACUGGGAAGGUGAAGGGGUGGAUGGGGCGCUGGAGACUCCAGGCAUGCCCGGCACCAAGAGAGAUGGAAAACCAACAGAAGAGCCCGCGAAAGGCCGAGGUCGAGGAUUUGGGGCGAGACAAACUCCAUCUCCUGGUGAUGGAGGCAGGGGCCGGGGUCUAAAGCCAGGUGGAAAAGGCCCAUCACCUCCCGAGGACCCAUUUGGAGGAUUCAAGCUCAAACCUGUCCAGCUGAAGUUCAUUAAGAAGCUUAAGGACAUUGUGCUGCAGGAAGCUGAGUCCAUCGGCUCCUCCGCGGUGUUUGAGUGCGAGGUCUCGCCUUCCACGGCCAUCACUUCGUGGAUGAAAGAUGACAGCAACUUGCGUGAGAGCCCCAAGCACAAGUUUACAUCUGAUGGCAAAGAUCGCAAGUUGCACAUUAUUGAUGUGCAACUAUCUGACACUGGAGAAUACACGUGUGUGGCUAAGAAUGCGGGCAAGGAAAUAACAUGCACAGCCAAGUUAAUUGUUGAAGAGCUGCCUGUGAAAUGGUUGAAGGAACUGGAACCAGAGACAACAUGCAUUAAGGGUCAGCCAAUGUACCUCACCUGUGAGCUGAACAAAGAACGGGACGUCAUUUGGAAACGUAACGGUCAGGUUCUGAAAACAAAGGCUGGAAAAGUGGCCGUUAAUGUAAUUGGCAUGCAGCAUGCUGUGACCAUCCAGAACUCCACUGAUGAAGAUGGCGGCGCCUACACCUGUGAGGUCGAUGGACAGGAGGACGUCAAGACUACAACUAACGUCAAAGUUAUUGAAACCAUCAAAGACUGGCUGGUGAAGCCUCUGAGAGACCAGCAUGUGAAACCAAAGGCAAAGGCCACCUUCAAAUGUGAGCUGUUCAAGGACACGCCCAACUGGAAGUGGUUCAAAGGAGAAAACGAGCUUACUCCCUCUGACAAGGUCGAGAUCAAUAAAGAUGGAAAGGACAUGACGCUCAGCAUCAAUAACUGCCAGCCUGAUGAUGUAUCAGACUACACCAUCCAGGUGGAGGAUCGCAGAUAUACAGCCAAGCUGACACUUGGAGAGCGUGAGGCUGAGAUCCUCAAGCCACUCUCCAGUGUGGAGGUGGUUGAGAAGGAAGAGGCCAACUUUGACUCUGAGAUAUCAGAGGACGAUGUGGCCGGUGAAUGGAAGCUGAAAGGCCAGGUGUUGACUAGAUCUCCGACCUGUGACAUUAAAGCUGAGGGCAAAAAACGUUUCCUCACACUGAAAAACGUGCAGCUGGAUCAGGCUGGUGAAGUGACAUACCAGGCUCUGAACGCCGUCACCAGCGCUAUGCUCACCGUCAAAGAAAUCGAAAUGGGCUUUGUUGACCCGCUCAAGGACCUUUCUGUGCCUGAAAAGAAGCAGGCUAAGUUUGAGUGCACCAUCACUAAGGACGUGUCAAAGGUCAUAUGGUUCAGGGGGACAGAGAUUGUCACUCCAAGCCCUAAAUACGAAAUAAUUGAUGACGGAAAGAAGCACAUGCUGAUCAUAAACAGCUGUGAGUUUGACGACGAGGCUCAGUACACGAUCGAAGCGUUGGGUCAGAAAUCAACGGCUCAGCUGAUGGUGGAGGGCAUGAGGCUGAGUUUUGUCCAGCCGCUUCAGGACCAAACGGUCAAAGAAGGUAAUGCGGCACGCUUUGAUCUCGAGCUGUCUCAUGAGGACGUGCCAGUGGUCUGGUACCGAAACGAAGUCAAACUCCACGUGAGCCGAACGGUUCUCAUUCACGUGGAAGGAAAGAGACACACUCUAGAAAUGAGGACGCUGAGUCUAGAUGAUACCUGCCAAAUUAAGGCAGAGGCUAAAGGCAUUUACUCCAUGGCCAAGCUGACGGUCGUAGAGGGCGACCCCAUGUUUGUGGUGAAGCUACAGGAUUACUCAGCCACCGAGAAAGAAGAGGUGACCCUGGACUGUGAACUGAGCAAAGACGUCCCGGUGCUUUGGUACCACGAAGAGAAGGAAAUCAUCGCCUCCAAGAUGGUCAUCAUGAGGUCAGAGGGCACGCGCAGGUCUCUGGUCCUGAAGAAAGUGGAACUGAGCGACAAAGGCAAAUAUGUAUGUGACUGUGGAACAGACAAGACGUCAGCCAACAUCAAUAUUGAAGCACGCGACAUCAAAGUCGUCCGGCCGAUUUAUGGCGUGGAGUUGUUUGAUGGAGAAACGGCUCGUUUCGAAGUGGAGAUCUCUGAGGACGACGUCCACGGACAGUGGAAGCUGAACGGAGCGGUGCUCAGUCCGUCCUCUGAUGUGGACAUCAUCGAGGAAGGAGGCAAGCACACGCUGAUCCUCUACAACUGCAAAGUGUCCAUGACCGGCGAGGUGGCGUACUCUGCUGCUAACGCCAAGUGCUCCGCUAACCUCAAGGUCAAAGAACUCCCGCUGAACUUCCUCACACCCAUGACUGAUGUUCAGGUCUAUGAGAAGGAUGAUGUGAGGUUCGAGGUCGAGGUGUCGAGAACUCCAAAGACUUUCCGUUGGCUCAAAGGCUCACAGGAGCUGCAGAGCGAUGAAAAGUACGAGGUGAUCCAGGAGGGAAAUUUGUACGUCCUGGUGAUCCGAUCGGCCGCCUACGAUGACGAGGCAAAGUACAUGUUUGAGGCCGAGGACAAGAGGACGACGGGCAAACUGGUUAUACAAGGUAUUCGCCUAGAGUUUGUCAAAGCAAUCAAGGAUGUGACAGUAAAGGAACGUGAAACAGCUGAAUUCAGCGUGGAGCUGUCACAUGACAAGAUCCCGGUGGUCUGGUACAAGAACGACGUCCGACUUCAUCCCAGCAAAGUUGUUCACAUGUCGGCACAGGCGAAGGUUCACACGCUGGCCUUCAAGGAAGUCAUCAUCGACGACACGUCCAUGAUCAAAGUAGAGGCCAUGGACAAGAGCAUGACCGCCAUGCUCACUGUCAUCGAGGGUGACGCCUACUUCACCACUAAGCUGCAGAACUACACGGCAGUGGAGAGGGACGAGGUGAAGCUGGUCUGCGAGCUGAGCAAGGCUGUAGCUGAUGUGAAAUGGUUUAAGGAUGGGAAGGAGAUCACCCCCUCCAAGAACAUCGCCAUUGUCACCGAUGGCAAGAAGCGCAUCCUGAUGGUGAGGAAGGCAGAGAAGGCCAACAUCGGAGAGUACACCUGCGACUGCGGCUCGGACAAAACCACAGCUAAGCUCAACAUUGAAGAGCGGGAUAUCAAAGUUGUCCGUCCGCUGUACAGUGUGGAGGUCACGGAGACAGAAACAGCCAAGUUUGAGACGGAGAUUUCUGAGGAGGAUGUCCAUGGAAACUGGAAGCUGAAGGGAGAAGCUCUUCAUCAGUCAGCUGAUGUUGAGAUUAAGGAGGAAGGAACCAGACACCUGCUGAUCCUCUACAACGUCUGCAUGGACAUGGCAGGACCCGUUGACUUCUCUGCAGCCAACGCCAGAUCCAGCGCCCAGCUCAGAGUCAAAGCUCGGUCCAUCACGCUGGUCCAUCCUCUGAAGGACGUGACGGUGACGGCUGGAGAGACGGCCAUCUUUGAGUGCGAGCUGUCGUACGAGGGCAUCGCGGUGGAGUGGUUCCUGGGAGGGCAGAGGAUGGAGGCCAGCGACCGGGUGAAGACUCGGGUGGCGGGCCGAGUUCACACUUUGACCGUCCGAGACGUGAACCUGUCGGAGGCCGGCGAGGUCAAACUUACUGCCAAGGACUUCCAGACUCAGGCUCAGCUUAUCGUCAGAGAGCCAGCGGUUGAGUUCACAAAGCCUCUGGAGGAUCAGACGGUGGAGGAGGAAGCCACGGCCACUCUGGAGUGUGAGGUUUCCCGUGAGAAUGCUGAGGUACGAUGGUUCAGGGAGGGACAGGAGCUCAGAAAGACCAAGAAGUACGACACCAUCGUGGACGGACGCAAGAGAGCUCUGAUCAUUCACGACUGCUCUCCUGAAGAUGCCAAGUUGUACACGUGUGAUGCCAAAGACUUCAAGACUUCUUGUUUCCUGGAAGUUACACCUCCGUAUGUUGAGUUUACAAAGCCUCUGCAGGAUGUUGAGGUCAGAGAGAAGGAGUCUGCCAAGUUUGAAUGUGAAGUUUCUCGUGAGUCUGCCAAGGUUCGCUGGUUCAAGGACGGUGGCGAGAUCAGGAAAGGAAAGAAGUACGAGAUCAUCGCCAAGGGAGUCCAGAGAAUCCUUAUCAUCCACAAGUCUGUGUUUGAUGACGAAGCCGAGUACGAAUGUGACGCGAGAACCUCCAAGACCUCUGGCAUACUCACCGUCAUCGAGGAGGCAGCCAGGUUUACAAAGAACCUGUCCAACGUGGAGGGAACAGAGACGAACACCGUGAAGAUGAUCUGUGAAGUGUCGAAGGCCGGCGCUGAGGUCACCUGGUAUCGAGGGGACGAGGAGCUCCCAGAGGGAGGUCGCUACGAACAACAGACGGACGGACGCAAGAGGAUCCUGAUCAUCCGGGACCUGAGGAUGGAGGACGCUGGUGAUUACAACUGCAGGCUGAGUCCCACCAUCAGGACAUCCGCCACGCUCAAACUCAACGAACUGGCAGCCGAGUUCCUCGCUCGGCCUCAGAACCAGGAAGUGGUGGAGGGCGAGAAGGCAGAGUUCUCCUGCUCUGUCUCCAAAGACACCUACGAAGUAAAAUGGUUCAGAGGAGACAAAGAGAUAGAAGCUGGAGACAAGUACGGCAUCAUCAGUGAAGGAAAACGAAGAGCUCUUAUUGUGAAAAGCUGUGAGCUGAAGGAUGAGGGAGGCUACACUGCACACAUUGGCACUGUUAAAGCCGUGGCAGAUCUGCUAGUGAUCGAAAAACUGAGGAUCAUAACUCCGAUCAAAGACACCGAGGUGAAGGAGGGAGGCGAGAUCGUGUUUAACUGCGAGACCAACACGGAAGGAGCGAAGGCCAAGUGGCUGAAGAAUGAGGAGACCAUUUUUGAGAGCAGCAAGUACAUGAUGGCUCAAAGGGACAACGUCUUCUCUCUGAGGAUCAGAGACGCCCAGAAGGCUGAUGAGGCCGUCUAUACCGUCAGCCUGACCAAUCACAGAGGAGAGCUCGCCAAGUGCACUGCCAGCGCUAAAGUGGCAGAGGAGAAACUGAGGUUCUUGGAGCCCAUCGAGGACAAUGACACUCAGGAGAAGAAGACCGUCAGCUUCGUCUGUAAGGUGAACAGGCCCGGGGCGACGGUGAGGUGGCUGAAGGCUGGUCAGGAGGUGACACUCAGCAAACGCAUCGUCUACAGAGUCGAUGGCCUGAAGCACAGCCUGACCGUUAAGGACUGCAUCAUGGAAGACGAGGGCGAGUACACGGCCGUGGUCGGAGAUGACAAAUGUGCAGCUGAGCUGAUCAUUAGCGAGGCACCCACAGACUUCACGGCACAGCUCAAAGACCAGACCAUUACAGAGUUCGAGGAUGCAGAGUUCACUUGCAAGCUGAGCAAGGAGAAGGCUGCCGUCAAGUGGUACAGGGAAGGACGAGAGAUUCGAGCGGGCCCCAGAUAUCAAAUGGAAAAAGAAGGAAAGACGUGCAGACUGAUCAUUAAGGUGUGCAGGCCUGAUGACGAGUGUGAAUACGCCUGUGGUGUGGAUGAGAGGAGGACGAGAGCGAGGCUCUUUGUUGAAGAGACCCCAGUGGAAAUCAUCAGACCACCGCAGGACGUGUUCGAACCUCCGGGUUCAGACAUCAUGUUUGAGGUGGAGCUCAACAAAGACAGGGUGGAGGUGAAGUGGAUGAGGAACAACAUGAUCAUCGUCCAGGGAGACAAAUACCAGAUGAUCAGCGAGGGUAAAGUCCACAGACUGCAGGUCUGUGAAAUUAGACCCAGAGAUCAGGGAGAGUACAGGAUCGUGGCCAAAGACAAGGAUGCCCGGGCCAAGCUGGAGCUGGCAGCUGUUCCAAAGAUUAAAACCACCGACCAGAACCUGGUGACAGAUGCCGGUAAACCCUUUGUCAUGACUGUGCCUUAUGACGCGUACCCUCGUGCUGAUGCCGAGUGGUUUUUUGAAGGCACCAGUCUUCCUGUCCAGAAUAUUGACACCUCUUUGGACAAGACCGAGUACCGCCUGAAGAGCCCUGCCAAGGAGGACCAGGGCCGGUACAAGGUGGUAAUUAAGAACAAGCAUGGUGAAGGUGAAGCCUUUAUCAACCUGGAUGUGAUUGAUGUACCGGGACCCAUCAAGAACCUGAGAGUGGUUGACACUGUUGAUGGCGAGGUCAGUUUGGCCUGGGAGGAACCUGAGAAUGACGGUGGCAGCAAGAUUAUCGCCUAUGUUGUAGAAAGACGGGAUGUGAAGCGCAAGACCUGGACUGUGGCUACAGACCGUGCUGACACUCCAGAGUACUGCGUCAGUGGCCUGCAGAAGGAAUCCUUUUACCUCUUCAGAGUCUGUGCUCGAAACAGAGUUGGCAGCGGACCCGCUGUUGCAACCGAAGAUGCCGUCCAGGCCAAAAACAAGUUUGAUGUUCCAGAUGCUCCUGAAAAUGUUGCAGUAGAGUCAGUGAACAAGUUUGGUGCCACCAUCACUUGGGAGCCCCCCAAGUUUGACGGUGGCUCUGAGAUCACUGCUUAUGUGAUUGAGCUCCGUGACAGAACAUCUGUUAAGUGGGAGGCAGCCUUAGUCUGUGCUGCCGAUGACCGCUUGGCUAUGCUGAACGACGUGGUGGAGUACAAGGAGUACAUCUUUAGAGUCCGAGCAGAGAACAAGGCUGGCAUCGGCAGGCCCAGUGCUGCCACCAACCCCGUCAAGAUCAUGGAUCCCAUCGAGAGGCCGAGCCCACCUCUGAACCUGAACUUUAGUGACCAAAUCAAGACAGCAGUCACGUUGACCUGGGAGACGCCCAUAAACAACGGUGGCAGCAUGAUUACAGGAUACAUCAUUGAGAAAUGUGAGGACGGCUCUGACAAGUGGCUCCGCUGCAACGCCAGACUGUGUCCCGACCUCUCCUACCGGGUGUCUGGACUAAAACCUGGUCAGAAGUACCUCUACAGAGUUUGCGCUGAGAAUGCCGCCGGUGUCUCCGAUCCAGCCGAGCAGCUGGGACCACUGCUUGCCGAUGAUCCUCAUGUUGGUCCAACCUUUGAUCUGAGUGGCUUCAGGAAAGGCCUGGAGGUGAUUGUUCCUCAGCCUCUAACAAUUAGAGUUCCCAUUACUGGAUACCCAACCCCUGUGGCCAAGUGGACCUUUGGCGAGAAGGAGCUGACCCCAGCGGAUGAGCGUGUCUCCAUGGUGACGAAGCCUACGCACACGGAACUGACGAUAUCUCCUAGUGUUCGUCCAGACAAAGGCAUCUACACCCUGCAGCUGGAGAACGACGUAUCCUCUGUCUCUGGAGAUAUUGAUGUCAACGUCAUCGCAUGCCCCAGUGCUCCGAAGGACUUCAAAGUGGCUGAAGUGACCCGUCAACAUGUCCACUUGAUGUGGGAGGCACCUGAACACGAUGGAGGAAGUCCAGUGACACACUAUCAGAUUGAGAAGAGAGAAGUUUCUCGCAAGACAUGGGCCAAGGUGGCUGCUGGCGUCCUUGACCUGGAGCACACGGUAACAGACGUGAUUGAAGGAAAGGAGUAUCUGUUCAGCGUCUCUGCAUGCAACAAGUGCGGACCUGGAGAGCCAGCCUACAUCGAUGAGCCCAUCAAUGUCUCUUCUCCUGCAACUGUACCUGAUCCACCUGAGAACCUUAAGUGGCGCGAUAAGAGUGCCAAGUCCAUUUUCCUGUCCUGGGAGCCUCCAAAAUACGAUGGUGGUGCCCAUAUUAAAGGCUACGUGGUGGACAAGUGCCAGCGUGGUACAGACAAGUGGGAACCCUGCGGUGAUCCCCUCCCUGAACUCAAGUUCCAGGUUACCGGCCUGGUCGAGGGCCAGUGGUACGCCUACAGAGUCAGAGCUUUUAACAAGCUGGGAGCCAGCCGACCUUGCAGGGCUACCGAUGAGAUCCAAGCUGUGGAUGCUAAGGAACCUCCUGAGAUCCAGCUCGAUGUGAAGUUGCUGGCUGGAUUAACCACCAGAGCUGGCAGCAAGAUUGAGCUUCCUGCAGAUGUGAAAGGGAAGCCCGAUCCCCGGGUGAAGUGGACCAAAGCAGACGUGGUCCUGAGGGCUGAUAACCGCAUUGCCAUCGACACCCAGCCAGGACACUCGAAGGUUUCCAUUGACAACACCACCAGAGGAGACACCGCCACCUACAUCAUUGAGGCAGUCAAUGCCUGUGGACGAGCCACUGCCACUAUUGAUGUCAACAUCCUGGAUAAACCGGGUCCUCCAGCUGCUUUAGAUAUCUCUGAAAUCACCAACGAAUCCUGCGUCCUGGCCUGGAACCCUCCCAGAGAUGAUGGUGGGUCUCCCAUCACCAACUACAUUGUGGAAAGUCGUCAGACUGACAAGGAGGAGUGGGUCAAGCUGUCAGCCACGGUGAAGCACACCACCUUCAAGGCCACCAAGCUCACAGCAUUGAAAGAGUACAUUUUCAGGGUCAGUGCUGAGAACCAGUAUGGCAUUGGUGAACCUGCAGAGCAUGUGCCAAUCACUGCCAAGUAUUCCUUCGAUCCUCCGGGUCCUCCAACCAGAAUCACUCCCUCUGACAUCGCCAAGGACGCUGUCACUCUGACCUGGUUAGAGCCUGACGAGGAUGGCGGUAGCCCCAUCACUGGAUACUGGAUUGAGAAGUUAGAUCCGGAGAGUGACAAGUGGAUCAGAUGUAACAAACUACCCAUCACCGACACAACAUUCAGGGUAAAGGGUCUCACCGCCAAGAAGAAGUACCGCUUCCGUGUUCUGGCUGAAAAUCUAGCUGGACCUGGAAACCCAAGUGCAGAGACUGAUCCCAUCCUCAUCAAAGAUCCUAUUGAUCCUCCAUGGGCUCCUGGUAAACCUGCCAUCAGGGACAUUGCCAAGACCUCAGCCCUGUUAGGAUGGACUCGUCCAGAGCACGAUGGUGGGGCUAAGAUUGAAGGCUACAUCAUUGAGUUCCAGAAGGCUGGAAGCGAGGAAUGGAUCAAGAUUGCAGAGGAUGUUCCUCAGACUGAGCAUCAGCUGAAGGGCCUAAUAGAAAAGCAAGAAUACUCUUUCAGAGUCAGGGCCGUCAAUAAGGCUGGUGAGAGCGAACCCAGUGAGCCCAGCGACCCCGUGGUCUGCAAGGAGAGACUCUAUCCUCCAUCAGCUCCUCAGUGGCUGGAGGUGGCGAACAUCACCAAAAUUAACGCAGACCUAAAGUGGCAGCCUCCCAGCAGUGAUGGCGGCUCACCCAUCACCAACUACGUGGUUGAAAAGAGGGACGUGAGGCGGAAGGCGUGGCAGACUGUCGAUACCACCGUCAAGGAACAGAAGUAUACGGUUACCCCUCUCAACGAAGGAUCGCUGUAUGUGUUCCGGGUUGCUGCAGAGAAUGCCGUUGGGAUGGGUGAAUUUUGCGAGCUGGAGGAUGCCGUUCUUGCCAAGGACACUUUUACAACUCCUGGACCUCCUUAUGCACUGACAGUGGUGGAAGUCACCAAGAGACACGUGGAGCUGAAGUGGGAACCUCCCAAUAGCGAUGGUGGAAGACCAAUAACAAAGUAUGUGAUUGAGAAGAAAGAAAAGGUGGGAACUCGCUGGCUGAAGUGCUGCAAAACUCCGGACAGAAAGACUCAGUUCAAGGUAACGGAUGUUGAUGAAGGUUCAGAAGUGCAGUUCCAGGUCAGAGCUGAGAACGAGGCUGGAGUUGGAGAUCCAAGUGAACCCACCGUGAUUCUCACCAUUGAAGAUCCAACCAGUGCACCAUCACCUCCACUUGAAGUGGUCAUCCCUGAUGCCAGCAGGGAGCACAUCAAUGUCACCUGGAAGCCUCCGGUCAAGGACGGGGGUUGUCCUGUCACUGGGUACCAUGUGGAGGUGGCAGAAGCCCGUCCAGAACUAAAGUGGCUCAGGGUCAACAGCAGACCCAUCAAGGAGCUAAAGUUCAGGAUAGAUGAUGGAAUCAAACCUGAGAAAAAGUAUGUCAUUAGGGUUCGGGCCAUCAACUCUGUCGGAGUCAGUGAUCCCUCUGAUGUCUCUGAUAAGGUCGCCACCAAAGAUCCUGACUGUGCUCCAACCAUGGAUUUGGAAGCAAAGGAUGUGAUAGUGGUUGAAGGUGAGAAGCUGCACCUGAAUAUUCCCUACAGGGCAAUCCCGACACCCAAGAUGGUUUGGCAGAAGGACACUGUGGAGUGUAAGGCCGGUGACCGGCUCUCCCUGACAGUGGAGAUGAACAGCGCCCACCUGGAGCUGCUCAAGUGCAGCCGCGGUGAUGCUGGCGCCUAUGCCAUCACUCUGGAAAACAGUCUGGGAACUGCCACUGGAACCGUCAAUGUCAAAGUCAUCGGACUCCCUGGUCAGUGUAAAACUAUCACCUCCAGUGACGUCACCAAGAACAGCUGCAAGGUCAGCUGGGAAGCUCCAGAGGAUGAUGGCGGCACCCCCAUUGUCAGCUAUACCCUGGAGCGCCGUGAAGCGUCCAAAAAGACUUACAUGCCUGUUAUGUCAGGAGAAAAUGUCCUAACAAGUACUGUCAAAGAUCUCUUUGUCAACUGUGAGUACUACUUCAGGGUGAAAGCUGUCAACAAGGUCGGAGCGGGACAAUAUCUGGAGUUACAAAACCCGGUCAUUAUAGAGGAAAUAAAACAGAAACCAGACCCACCCAUCCAAGUGGAGGCUCAUGACCCAACGUCCAAGUCCAUCACAGUCACCUGGAAGGCUCCAGACUACGAUGGCGGCUGUCCCAUCCAGGGCUACAUCAUAGAGAAGAUCGAGAAGGACGGCGACCGCUACGAGAGGGUCACACCAAGCCUGGUCCCUGGUUUCUCCUACGUGGUGAUGGGCCUAAAGGAGGACAUGGAGUACCAGUUCAGGGUCAGAGCUGAGAAUGCUGCCGGAGUCAGUGAGCCAUCACGCAGCUCACAGCCCAUCAAGGCUGCAGACCCUGUUGAAAAACCCAAGGUCACCCUGCACGCCCGUGUUCAAUCUGGGCUCUGCAUCAAGAAAGGUGAGGAAAUCUGCAUUGACGCCUACAUCUCUGGCUCCCCAUAUCCCAAAGUCACCUGGCUGAGAAAUGAUGAGGAUGUCGCCAAAGAGCCCACCAAGAAGUUCAUUCCUGUUAUCAAGAAGAAGAAGACCAAAGCCAAGGUUCCAGAACCAGAGGAGGAGUUUGUGACUCCCCUGCGUGAGCGUCUGGGUAUAGACCAGACCAAGAAGGGACAAUCUGCACUGAUGAUCCGUGAUGCCGUCAGAACCGAUCACGGCAGCUUCACUAUCAAGGUGGAAAACACACAUGGUGUUGCCACCGCUUCCUGCGUCGUCAACGUCCUAGACAAACCUGGUGCUCCGAUUAACUUCACCUUUGAUGAGAUCAGGAACACGUCGGUCAUCUGUAACUGGGAGCCUCCUGAGGAUGAUGGUGGCAGCGAGAUCCUGAACUACAUUCUGGAGAAGAAAGACAACAAGAAGGACGAGACUGGCUGGAUCACCGUCACUUCUACCCUGAAGGGCACCAGCUGCCCCGUCACCAAGCUCAUCGAAGGGAAGGAGUACAUCUUCAGAGUCACUGCAGAAAACAAGUAUGGCUGUGGUCCACCGUGCAUCUCCGAACCACUCGUCGCCAAGAACCAGUUCAGUCCUCCUGAUGCUCCCAACACUCCCAGAGUCCACGAGGUGACGGCAAGCACCGCGCACAUCUCCUGGCAUGAGCCAAAGGACAAUGGAAGCCCCAUCCUGGGUUACUGGAUCGAGAGGAAGGAGGUGAACAGCAAACACUGGACCAGAGUCAACCGAGCCCUCCUCAACUCUCUCGAGGUGAAGGUGACUGGCCUGAUGGAGGGCUUGACCUACAUCUUCAGGGUCUGUGCUGAGAAUCUGGCUGGCCCCGGGCCCUUCAGUGAUCCGACCGAUCGCAUUGUCGCCAUGGAUGAAAUCCUGCCUCCUGGUCCACCAAUUCCAUGGAUCGUGGACACCGGGAAGGACUCUGUUGUUGUGGCGUGGAAGCCCCCGCUGUACAAUGGUGGUGGAGACAUCCUGGGAUACCACGUUGAGAAGGUUCUGGCCGGAGAGAAAGACUGGAGCCGCAGCACCGAGUUCAGGUGUAAAGAGCUGACGUACACUGUGACCGGCCUCACUGAGGGAGCAGAUUAUUAUAUCCGGGUUCUUGCAGUCAAUGAUGCAGGCCCAGGAGCUCCUGGUGUUACUGAACCCGUUACCGUCAAAGAGCCCCAAGAAUCUCCUGUUGUGGAUUUCGAUGACUCUGUGAAGAACGGCGUCAUGAUUAGGGCCGGCGAGUCUCUGAGGCUUCCUGCUGUGGUCCGUGGUCGACCCCAGCCGGAGGUAAAAUGGGCCAAAGAUGAGGCUGAAAUCGACAAAGAGAGGAUGAUUGUGGAGACCGUGGGGAAGAACAGUACAUUGUUCAUCAAGAAGGCUGUGAGGGCAGAUCACGGAAAGUACCAGAUCACCGGCACCAACAGCAGCGGGAGCAAGACCGCCGAGACAAGAGUGGAUGUUAUGGAUGUUCCUGGGCCGGUGGUUGACUUGAAGGCUGUUACAGUUACCAAGAAGAACAUCGUCCUCACCUGGUCUGACCCCGUGGAUAAUGGUGGCAGCGAUAUCAUUGGUUAUGAGGUGCUAAAGAAGGAUGCCAAUAUGAAGCUCUUCCGCCAGCCCAUUGAGACUGCAUCCUGCAAGUGUGAUGUCCAAGGCCUGCUGGCUGGCGAGCAGUAUGAUUUCAGAGUCAUUGCCAGGAACAAGUAUGGUGAUGGACUUCCAGCAGACCUGGGUCCCAUCUUAGCUGAGGAUCCAAAAGGUACACCAUCUGCCCCAGAGAAACUGCACUACACCAACAGAAGCAAGAACACCAUCACUCUGGCCUGGCAGCCUCCUCGCACUGAUGGUGGCAGCCCCAUCAGAGGAUACUAUGUGGAGAAGAUGAGGUCUGACAGCACCGAGUUUGAAGUGGCCAACCGCAAGAUCUUCACUGAGUGCUGUGGAACCAUUGAGAACCUGUCGGAGAACCAGGAGUAUGACUUCCGUGUCAAAGCCGUGAACGAGGUUGGAGAAGGAGAUCCAUCCAAAAGAAUCACCGUCAAGAUCCAGGAUGAUGAGAUUGCUCCCAGCAUUACAAUCUUGAAAUUCAUCAAGAGCAACGCCAUCAAUGUGAGGAAAGGCGCCGCCAUCGACAUCCCAGCAGAAGUGAGGGGACUUCCUCUGCCGACACUGCAGUGGAUGAAGGAUGACGUCGUGAUCGAGAAGACCGAUGAGGAGAAGAUGACGAUGGAGACUGAGGAGGUGGACCGGACAACCAUAAGGACGAAGAUCGCCAUCCCAGAAACCAUAAGGCAGGACAAAGGCAGCUACAAGCUGGUUGCUGAAAACUGCCACGGGAAAGCUCAGCAGAUCAUCAAAGUCGAGAUCCUCGACCGUCCUCUUCCUCCACGGAACAUCGUGGUCUCAGACAUCAAAGCAGACUCGUGCUACCUGACCUGGGACGCUCCAGAAGACAAUGGAGGAAGCGAGAUUACUAACUACAUUGUUGAGCGCAGAGAUGCAAGCAAGAAAAAGUCUGACUUUGAUGUUCUCACCAUCAACCUCAUUGACAGGAGAUAUGGGGUGUACAAACUGGACUUGAAUGGUAGCUACCAGUUCAGGAUCAAAGCUGAAAACAAAUAUGGCGUCAGUGAUGGCUGCGACUCAGAGAAAGUCCAGCUGCGGGAUCCAUUUGGUCUUCCUGGACCUCCACGUAAUGCAAAGAUUAUUGCUGCUACAGCGACCACAAUGACCGUGACUUGGGAUCCCCCUCUGGACAACGGUGGUUCCACCAUCCAGGGAUAUUGGCUGGAGAAGAGGGAACGUGGUGCUGUUUACUGGGGUCGUGUCAACCGAGCUCCAGUCACCAAACCGGCAGUGAAAGGCCUGCAGUACACCGUGCUGAAGCUCAUAGAAGGAACAGAGUACCAGUUCAGGAUUUCAGCCUGCAAUGCUGCUGGUGUUGGACCGCCCAGCGAGGCCACAGAGUGCCGCUUUGCUGUGGAUCCAUGCAACCCCCCAAGCAUACCUGGAAAUCCUGAAAUUAAAGACAAGACCAAGAGCAGCGUCACUCUAACCUGGACCCCACCGGACAAAGAUGGCGGGAGCCCAAUCAAGGGUUACAUUAUAGAGGUUCAUGAGGAGGGCUCUCCUGAUUGGAGGAGAGUGAAUCCUGCUGAUAAGCUCCACCCCUCCACUGAAAUCACUGUACCUGACCUGAAGGAAGGCAAGAAGUGCAAGUUCAAGAUUUACGCGGUGAACUCUGCUGGAAACUCAGAGCCUGCUAGGACUGGUGACAUCCUGGUUCAGGACAUCCUGAUUGAGCCAACGGUGACUCUCGAUGUGACUGCUCACGACCUGCUAAACUGUAGAGCAGGAACAACCAUUAAGAUUCCUGCCACCAUCACCGGCCGACCCGUCCCCAAAGUCACCUGGACGUUCGAUGGAACGGCUGAGACUGAGAAAAAGAACGAUCUACACACUCUGCCGAUUGACUCAGAGAUCCAUUCCACCGACACAACCUCAGUGAUUGUGAUCCCAGCCUGCAAACUAAACCACAGUGGCAGAUACAUUAUCAACGCAGAGAGCCCUGCUGGACACAGAGUGGUCAAAGUCAGAGUCAGCGUCCUCGACCUGCCCGGACCUCCCAGAGACCUGAAGAUUAGUGACGUGACCAGGGGAACAUGCAGACUCACCUGGAAACCCCCAGAGUGUGAUGGAGGAGAGAGGGUUAAGAGCUACUUUAUUGAAAAGAAAACAGCAGAGGGAAAAGCAUGGACCAAGGUAAACCCGGCCUGUGCUGCUCAGUCUCUGGUGGUGCCAGAUCUGAAUGAAGGCCAGGAGUACUUUUUCCGUGUACGUGCUGAGAACCGCUUUGGGUUUGGCCCCUACAUCGCAAGCAUUCAAAGGACCAAGGCCAGAGAUCCAAUCCAUCCUCCCGAUCCUCCAACAAGGUUGAAGAUCCAGAGCGUCAGGAAGGGCACAGUAACUCUGACCUGGAAGGCUCCAAAGAACGAUGGUGGUUCACCUGUAACCCACUACAGCGUGGAUCUCCUCUGCUGGGACAGCAGUGGCACCCAGAAGGAGUCCUGGAGGAGGUGCAACAGGAGAGAUGUGGACACCACCAGCUUUAAAGUGGAGGACCUUACAGAGGGAGAUGAGUAUGAGUUCAGGGUGAUGGCUUACAAUGAAGUCGGACCGAGCCGACCUUCAUCUACUGCUGGACCAAUCAUCAUCCAGGACCAGAGCUGUGCUCCAUCCAUCGACCUGAAUGAGUUCAUGGAGGUGGAGCAGGGCUCCGACAUUAGCAUUGUGGCCCAAAUUCGUGGCUGUCCAUUCCCUACACUCACCUGGUACAAGGCUCCGCCCCACAAGUCCGACGCGAAGGUGGAGGUGCAGUACGACGAGCAUAUAAAUAAGAUUGUUUCGGACGACAGCUGCACACUGCUCAUCCAGCAGGGCAAACGUCCCGACACAGGCCUGUACACGCUGGUGGCUUCCAACAGCCUUGGCAAGGCCUCCAAGGAGAUGAGGCUCAACGUGCUCGGCCGUCCCGGUCCUCCCUCUGCUCCCAUUAAGUUUGAGGAGAUUGGAGCUGAGAAGAUCACGCUUUCCUGGCUGCCGCCGAAGGACGAUGGUGGCUCCAAAGUCACGAACUACGUCAUCUGGAGGCGGGUGGCCAACAGAAAGACUUGGGUGCCUGUCACCAGUGAGCCGAAAGAGCGGAUCUGGACAGUGGAGAACUUGAUGAAGGGACAUGAGUACGUGUUCCGCAUUAUGGCACAGAACAAGUAUGGAGUUGGAGAGCCAUUGGACAGUGAGCCCGAGGUGGCCCGAAAUCUCUACACUGCACCUGGUCAGGUUGAAAAGCCGACAGUUACCAGCGUAACCAUGGACUCCAUGACUGUUAACUGGGAAGAACCUGAGGACGAUGGGGGGUCCCCGAUCACUGGCUACUGGCUGGAACGCAAGGAGACAACUGGCAAACGCUGGACCCGUGUCACCCGCGACCCGAUCCGUCCCAUGGGCCUGGGCGAGUCGUUUGUGGUGAGCGGACUCAUUGAGGGAUCCCAGUAUCUAUUCCGAGUCUCUGCCAUCAAUGCCGCAGGGCCCGGACUUGCCAGCCCUCCCACUGACCCCAUCUUUGCCAGAGACCCUAUCACGCCGCCAUCUCCUCCAACCCCAAAGGUUUCUGACUGGACAAAGUCUACAGUGGACCUGGAGUGGAUUCCUCCUCUGAAGGAUGGAGGCUCCAAGAUCAUUGGUUAUUGGGUGGAGCACAAAGAGGAGGGCACUGAAGCCUGGGUCAAGGCCAAGGACACGGAAAUCCGUGGCACCCGGUUUGUGAUCACUGGUCUGAAGACUGGUGGUAAAUACAGGUUCAGAGUGAUUGCCUUCAAUGCUGCUGGCAAUGGUGAGCCAGGAGAAGUCCCAGAGGUUCUCGAAGUGAAUGACAGAAUUGUUGCGCCUGAGGUCGACUUGGAUGCCUCGGUGAAAGAAAGAAUAGUGGUCCACGCUGGCGGCGUGAUCCGAAUCAUUGCCUACGUGUCAGGCCAGCCAUCCCCCGAUGUCACCUGGAGUAGAGAUGGAGCUGCACUGCCUCCUGAGGCUAAAGUGGAGACCACAGCCAUCAGCUCAUCUCUUGUCAUCAAACCUUGCACUAGGAAACACCUUGGUGUGUACACACUGACCGCCAAAAAUGCUGGAGGAGAGAAGACAAAGAAGAUCACAGUGGAAGUUCUGGAUGUUCCCGGGCCAGUAGGCAUCCCCUUAGUUGCAGAGAACCUGAGCAGUGACUCCUGCAAAAUCAACUGGUUCUUCCCUGAGAAUGAUGGCGGCUCACCUAUAAGCAACUUCAUUAUUGAGAAACGUGAGGCUGAGCGCAAAGCCUGGACGUCGCUGUCCUACACCGCCAGCAGACAGAACGCUGUGGCUCAUGACCUCACACCUGGAAAGGCCUACUUCUUCAGAGUAGCUGCAGAGAAUGCCAUCGGUAUUGGACCCUUUCUGGAGACUGCAGCUGAGAUUGUCGUCAAGGAACCCAUCAGUGUUCCUGACCGUCCAGAGGAGGUGGAAGUCACCAAGGUCACCAAAGAUUUGAUCAGCAUUGCUUGGAAGGCGCCCAAGUAUGACGGUGGCUCAGAGAUCACUAUGUAUAUCCUGGAAGCACGCAUGAUUGGCAAAGACAAAUUCACUAGACUGACAAAGGAGCACCUGAUGGACAGGAAAUACACCUACGAUGGCCUCAGGGAGGGUGACACCUAUGAGUUUAGGGUCAUUGCUGUCAAUGAGGUUGGCCCCAGCAAACCAUCUUUCUGCACCAAACCAGUCACCUGCAAGGACGAGCUGGAGCCGCCCACCAUUGAGCUGGAUUUCCGCGAUAAGAUCAUCAUCCGCGUGGGGGAGAGCUGCCUGCUGCAGGGCCGCUAUACUGGUAAACCACCUCCAUCCAUCACGUGGUAUCGUGACGACAAGGAGCUGAAAGCUGACAAACACAUCAUGUUCAAGAACACGCUAACCACCAUGUCGCUGGGCCUGAUGAAGGCAGAGCGUGAACACAGCGGCAGAUACGUGGUCGUUGUAGAGAACAGUACCGGAUCCAGGAAGGGAGUCUGCAACAUCACGGUUGUUGACCGCCCGACUCCUCCUGUUGGCCCAGUGGUGUUUGAGGAGGUUCACAGGGAAUACAUGGUGAUCUCCUGGAAGCCUCCUUUGGACAGUGGUGGUGUUGAUGUCUCUAAUUACAUAAUUGAGAAAAGAGACAUCAACAGAGAAACCUGGACCACAGUAACAUCUGCCACCACCAAGACCACAUGCAAAAUCCCCAAGCUGACAGAGGGCAGGGAGUAUAUAAUGAGAAUCUGUGCUGAGAACAUGUACGGUAUCAGCGACCCUCUGGAAUCUGAGGAGAUGAAAGCCAAAGAUCUCUUCAGAGUCCCCGAAGCCCCUGAAAUGCCAACAGUCAGGGAGGUGUAUGGCACCAAUGCUCUAGUGCUGUGGAACCGGCCUCGUGAUGGUGGAAAGCCCAUCACCAACUACAUCCUGGAGAAAAAAGAGACCACAGCCAAGAGGUGGUCCAGGGUCACCAGAGACCCACUGUACCCAGCCACUCAGUAUCGAGUCCAGGAUCUAGUGGAGGGUUGCGAGUAUGAAUUCAGGGUGAUGGCUGAGAAUGAACUCGGACCUGGAGAUCCCAGUGUCCCCUCCAAGCCCAUACUUGCCAAAGACCCUAUUGUGCGCCCCAGUCCUCCUGUGACCCCCGAGACCUAUGAUAAGACCAAGGACUCCGUCAGCCUGAAGUGGAAGAUGCCACGCCACGACGGGAGGGGACGAAUCUUUGGAUACCUUGUGGAGUACCAGACGCCUGGUGCCGUAGAGUGGAUGCAAGCCAACGAAACCCCAGAGCAGUGCCCUGACCUCCACUAUGUGGUGACAGGGCUGGCUGAAGGACACGAGUACAAAUUCAGGAUCUUCACUGUCAAUGCUGCCGGCAAAUCAGAUCCUGCUUAUGUCAAGGACACCAUUAAAGUCCAUGACAGGCUUGAGGAACCACAGUUGCUGCUGGAUGCCAACAUGGCACGUGACCACCUGGCCAUGCUGGGAUCUGACAUCACCCUGAGUGCCACCAUCAAAGGUGUGCCGACGCCCACAGUCAGCUGGAAGAAGAACGAUGCAGACGUUCCUGCUCACAUCACCGUCGCUGUUACUGCCACUGGCAGCAAAGUCUUCAUCCCGAAGUGCGUCCGUGCAGACUCUGGCAACUACACCAUCACUGUUGAGAAUGCUGCUGGAAAGAAGACAGCAACCGUUGCUGUGCUUGUGCUGAACAAGCCUUCUCCUCCCAGGGACUUGGCAAUCUCUGAUGUGACCAGUGAGUCCGCCUACCUCACGUGGAAGGCUCCAGAGGACAAUGGCGGUGCCGUCAUCUCUCAUUACAUCGUGCAGAAGAAGAACGUGGCUGCUGAGCAGUGGGUACCUGUUGCUGCGGCCAAUAAGAAACUGAGUCUGAUGGCCAUGUACCUGAUGGAAGGAAUCCAGUAUUUGUUCAGGGUAGCUGCAGAGAACCAGUUUGGCAGGAGUGAUUACGUAGUGACCAAAACACCCAUCAAGGCUGUCGAUCCUCUCUAUCCUCCUGGCCCACCCAAGAACCUGCACCAUACUGAUGCAGAUAAGACAGAGGUUUGGUUGGCAUGGGAGUGGCCUGACCGCACCGGCGGAAGUGAAAUUACUGGCUUCAUUGUGGAGCACCAAGAAGAGGGUCAGACUGACUGGGUCACCUUCAAGACCGUAAGCAACAAUCACACCCAUGUCACAGGUCUGGAGGAGGGCAAGACUUACCGCUUCAGGGUCAAAGCUCAGAACGCCAUUGGCGUGAGCCGUCCCGACACCAGUGUCCCUGUCACAUGUCAGGAGAAAACAUUGCCACCUACUAUUGAAGUUGAUGUAAAGCUUAUUGAGGGUCUCACUGUCAAAGCUGGCACCACUAUUGCUCUUCCAGCCAAGAUGGUGGGCAUCCCUCUUCCCACUGCCAAAUGGAUGACUGAUGGCAAAGAGAUCACAUCUGAGGGCCGCUAUCACAUUCAGUCAGCUGAAUCCACAACCACCCUAAGUAUCCCUGAGUGCCAGAGAGCAGACUCUGGAGAGUAUAUACUCACUGUGUCAAAUCCUGCAGGCAGCAAAACUGUUGCCCUUCAUGUGACCGUCCUGGAUCUUCCAGGUCCACCCAUUGGACCCAUUAAUAUUUUGGAAGUCACCCCUGAUUACAUGAUGAUCCAAUGGAGAGCCCCAAAGGAUGAUGGUGGAACACCUAUCACCAACUAUGUGGUGGAAAAGAAGGAUGUGAAAAAACCAUGGGAGCCUUGGUCUGUGGUUAGCUCCAGUGGCACAGUGACUAGAGCCAAGGUGUCCAGACUAGAGAAAGGCCGUGAGUACAUUGUCCGUGUGCGUGCGGAGAACAAGAUUGGUAUCGGUGCUCCACUUGAGAGUCCUCCAACUAUUGCCAAACACAUGUUUAACCCUCCCGGCCCACCAGGCCUACCAGAAUGUUCUGAUAUAACAGAGAAUGCUGUAACAGUGUCAUGGAGCCUGCCUGACUAUGAUGGAGGAAGUCCUAUCAGUGGUUAUGUGGUUGAACGCAGAGAAAUGACAGGAAAGUGGAUCCGUGUCAAUAAAACACCUGUUCUCGACCUCAGAUAUAGAGUCUCUGGCUUAUUUGAAGGGAACACUUAUGAGUUCAGAGUAUUUGCAGAAAACAUUGCUGGUAUCAGUGAGCCCUCGCUUACCUCUGAUCCCAUCAAGGCCACCCGAGCCAUCACCAAACCUGGCCCCCCUGGUAAUCUUAAACUGAAAGACUGGAGUAAGUCCCAUGCUGACAUCUGUUGGACCAAGCCUACAAGAGAUGGAGGUAGUCCCAUUCUGGGGUAUGUAAUUGAGGCUCAGAAGUCAGGAACUGCCCAGUGGGACAGAAUCAACAAAGACCUUGUCAAGAUGUGUGCCUAUAGAGUUCCAGGCCUCAUCGAAGGACUAGAGUACAGACUCCGCAUCAGAGCCACCAAUAAGGUUGGAGACAGUGAACCCAAGGAGCUACCUCAGACUAUCUUGGCAAAGGACAUCCUGGUACCACCUGAAGUUGUUGUUGAUGUGUCAUGCCGUGACUCUCUGACAGUCAGAGCAGGUCAGAUUAUCAGUUUGAUCACUAGAGUCAAAGGCAGACCCGAUCCAGAGAUCACUUGGACCAAGGAUGCCAGAGCUUUGGCCAGGGAUAAGCGCACACAGAUGAACAACAACUACCCACUGUGUGAACUCAUCAUAAACGAUGCAGUCAGAUCAGACUAUGGUAAAUAUGCUAUUGUGGCUAAGAACAGCAGCGGGCAGGCACAGGCUGCCAUUGUUGUCAAUGUCCUAGACACACCGGGAGCUUGCCAGAAUAUAAAAGUGGCUUAUGUGACCAAGAAAUCCUGCAUGGUUUCCUGGGAGAACCCUGAAGACAAUGGAGGAACUGAGAUCACGCAGUACAUUAUUGAAUGUCGUCAGCCCAGCCAGCGAGGAUGGACAGUGGUUUCCAAUGACUGCACUAAGCGUCUGAUAAAGGCUCCUCUUACAGAAAGUUGUGAAUAUUUCUUCCGGGUCAGCGCAGAGAACAAGAUUGGCACUGGUCCACCCACUGAGACCAAGACACCUGUAUUGGCAGUUGAUCCCAUUGAGAAACCUGGUGAACCUAUUGACUUCCAUAUAUCUGAGAUAGGCAAGACCUUCUGCUUCCUCAAGUGGAAGAAGCCAGAUUAUGAUGGUGGUAGCCGUAAUCUGGGUUAUCAUAUUGAAAAGAAACCAAAGGAGGCUGAUGAGUGGGAGAGGCUUCACAAGGGUGCCAUCAAGGAGACUUACUUCAUGGCCGACAGAUGUAUCGAAAACCAGAUCUACCAGUUCAGAGUUCAGACUAAGAAUGAGGGCGGUGAAAGCAGCUGGGUUACCACAGCUGAAGUCAUGGUUAAGGAACAGUUAGUGAUUCCUGAGAUCAAGAUUAAAUUGGAUGGAACCCUUAUAGUGAAAGCAGGAGGCUCCAUUCCUAUAGAGGCAACAGUGACGGGCAAACCCCAGCCUGAUAUCAAAUGGACCAGGGAUGAAAGCACAGAGGAGAUUAAGAAGGGCCCCAGGCUUCAAAUCGAAAGUGGUGCAGACUUCUCUAAACUUCUGAUUACUGGAGCAAGGCGCACUGACAGUGGCAAAUAUGCUGUUACUGCCUCCAACAAUGCAGGAACAUGCUCUGCUCAUGCCAAGGUCAUUGUACUGGAUAGACCUGGCCCCAUCAGGGAUCUCAAGAUAUCCGGUAUCACUAAUGACAGGUGUCAUCUGGCCUGGGAAAUCCCAGAGGAUGAUGGUGGCUGUGAUAUCUACAACUACAUAAUUGAGAAAUGUGAGACCAAGAGGGGAGUCUGGUCUGUUCACUCCAAUGCCGUCAUCACCAACAAAGCGAAGGUAACUCGUCUUAUUGAGGGUAAUGAGUAUAUGUUCAGAGUUAGAGCCGAGAAUAAAAUGGGCUCUGGACCAGCAGUACAGAGUGAAGCUAUUGUUGCUGGAACGCAGUUCAGUGUACCUGGUGCUCCAGAAGCACCAGAGGUCAUCAAGAUUGCCAAGGAGGAGAUGACUGUUCAGUGGUCAGAGCCAGAGAAAGAUGGUGGAAAGCCAAUCACAGGAUAUCUGUUGGAGAAGAAAGAGGAACAUGCUGUUAAGUGGUCUCCUGUCAACAAGGAUCCAAUUCCUGGAACUCGUUUCACAGUUACUGGACUCCUUCCACUUCAUGAAUACCAAUACAGAGUGAAGGCGGUGAAUGAAAUUGGCAUCAGCAACCCAAGCAAGGCUUCACGUGCAAUCACUGCUAAGGAUGCAGUUGAGCCACCUGCACCUCCUACUAACUUGAAGGUUGUGGACAGCACCAAAUCCACAGUCACCUUGGGAUGGACCAAGCCGGUGUCAGAUGGCGGAGCUCCCAUCAUUGGUUAUGUUGUGGAGAUGAGGGCAAAGGGAUCUGUUAAGAAAGGUGAAGAUGGCUGGAAGAGGUGCAACGUGGCAGCUCAGCUGAUCAUAUGCGAGUUCACAGUCACAAGUCUGGAUGAGAACCUUGUGUAUGAAUUCAGAGUGUCAGCUCAGAACCAGGUGGGCAUGAGCCUGCCAUGCAAUCUGGAAGGCGCCGUGAUUCCCAGGGAGAUUCUAGAGACACCCGAGAUAGACUUGGAUGCCAACCUAAAACAGGGAUUAACCGUAAGAGCCGGUUGUCCCAUCAGAUUAUGUGCCACCAUCAGAGGCAGACCACCUCCAAAGGUGAUUUGGAGGAGGAUGGGUAUUGACAACGUGGUCAGGAAGGGUAAAGUUGACAUCAUUGACACCAUGACCUUCCUGGUCAUUCCCAACAGCACACGUGAUGAAUCUGGAAAAUACUGCCUGACUCUGCAGAAUCCUGCUGGAGAGAAAGCUGUGUUUGUCAAUGUGAAGGUUCUGGACACUCCUGGACCCGUGAUGAAUCUGGAAGCUACAGACAUCAAACAGACAUCAGCAAUGCUGUCUUGGAGCCCUCCAGAGAACAAUGGUGGCAGUGACGUCACACAUUAUAUUGUUGAGAAGCGUGAGAUUGACCGCAAAACCUGGGCAACUGUCAAGGCCGAAGUAGCACUCGAUAAGAUUCCAUUCAAAGUCACCAAUCUGAUGCCAGGAACAGAAUACUACUUCAGGGUCACAGCUGUCAAUGAGUAUGGUUCUGGGGUUCCCAAAGUGACACCCACUUCUUACCUGGCUUCUGAUCCUGUCAGCAAGCCAGAUCCUUGUCAGAAAAUUGAAGUCCUAGAAAUCACAAAGAACAGUGCUUUGGUCGGGUGGGUGAAGCCUGCAGGGGACGGUGGUGCCAAGAUUGAUGGUUAUGUAAUUGAAUACAUUGAGGUCAAACCUCCUCCAGAGCCACCAGCAGCUGUGGAGGUUCCUGAAGGAGAGGAAGCUCCUCCACCACCUCCACCACCACCAGUUAUAGAGGAGGAAGAGAAGCCAGAGCCUGAAAAGGAAGUGUGGAACGCUUAUACUACAGUUAAAGGUUUGACAAUCAGCAUCAGUGGACUGAAGGAGGGCAAGAGGUACAAGUUCAGAGUGGCUGCCAAAAACAUCAUGGGUCUCAGCUUGUUCACUGAAACCAGAGACCCUGUUGAGAUCAAGGAACAGAUGUUGGAACCAAAGAUUGUCAUGCCAGAGGCAGCAAGUGCUAGAGCUGGAGCCAAGCUUAGAGUGGAGGCAGUGGUUUCAGGAAAACCGACCCCAACCUGCAAGUGGCUGCGUGGCGAAAAAGCCGUGGUUCCAUCCAGCUGCCUGGCUGUGCAUCAGUCAGGCAACUUGUGUGUCUUGAUCAUCAAAGACGUAUCAAGGACUGACACUGGAGAGUACAGCCUUGUGGCUGAGAACAGCACUGCAAAGGUGACCCAGACCAUGAAGAUUGUCAUCAGAGAUAUACCCGGGCCUCCUGAGGGCCCCGUAGAGAUCAGCGAUAUUGACUCUGAUGCUUGUUCCUUAUCCUGGAAUAAACCUCUGGAGGAUGGAGGGAGCAACAUCACUAACUACGUGGUGGAGAAAUGUGAUGUGAGUAGAGGCGACUGGGUGACUGCUCUCUCUACAUGCCCAAAGACUAAUUGCAGGCUGGGAAAGCUUAUCCCUGGGAAGGAGUAUGUGUUCCGCAUCCGUGCUGAGAACCGCUUUGGCGUAUCAGACCCCGUUCAAUCCGACAGGAUGGUUGCAAAGUUCCCCUUUGAUGUUCCAAGUGAACCCUUUAACUGCCGCAUCAACAAGACCAACAAAGACUGUAUGUUUGUGGCCUGGGAUAAGCCAGAGAGUGACGGAGGCAGUCCCAUCACGGGUUACUACAUUGAGCGCAAAGAGAGGAACAGUCUGCUGUGGGUGAAGGCCAAUGACACUGUUGUUCGAAGCACUGAGUACCCAUGUGCUGGCCUCAUCGAGGGCCUGGAAUACACCUUCAGAGUGUCAGCUAUUAAUCGCGCUGGUCAGGGCAAACCAAGCAAGAAGACUGACUUUUUCACUGCAAGAACACCCGUUGACACUCCAGGUAAACCUGAAGUCCUGGAUGUAACCAAGAACUCAGUCACUCUGGUUUGGACCCGUCCUAAGAAUGAUGGAGGUAGCAAGAUCAUUGGUUACUAUGUUGAGGCCCUGCGGGUACCAGGAGACACUUGGAUACGCUGCAACACAAGUAGCCAGAAUGUGCCUAAGGAGGAGUACACAGUUACUGGCCUGGAGAGAGACUUGCAGUACCAGUUCAGAGUUAUUGCUAAAACUGCUGUCAACAUGAGCAGUCCCUCAGAACCCACAGACCCUGUCCUCGUGUGUGCUGAAAAUGUUCCUCCAAGGGUGGAGCUCAAUGCCAGGAUGCAGAAGGGUUUGAAGGUGAAGGCUGGAACUACAAUCCUCCUGGAGGCUGAUGUGUUCGGUAAGCCCAUGCCCAGAGUGACCUGGAAGAGAGGUGACGACAAUCUGAAGUCAGGUGAAGGCCAGGUUAUUACCCACCAAAGAAAUCACUUUCAGCUGGAAAUGACAGGUGUCACCAAGGAGCAUACAGGAACAUACACCAUCUUGGCUGAGAAUGCCAGUGGCUCCAAGAGUGCUGAGAUCCAGGUCAUUGUGCUAGAUGUACCUGGUCCUCCUGCAAAUUACAAAUGUGUUGAGGUGUUUGCCACUAGCAUCAAGUUGUCUUGGGAACCUCCUCUUAAGGAUGGUGGUGCCCCAGUCACCAACUAUAUAUUGGACAAGCGUGAAACCAGUAGACCUGAAUGGGCUCAGGUUGCAGGUAAAAUCAAGGGUGACAUCCUUGAGUUCACUGUGGCAAAGUUAAUUGAAGGUCAUGAAUACCAGUUCAGAAUCCGCGCUGAGAACACGUGGGGAGUUGGAGACCCUCUUAUCACCGGCCCUGUCAUCGCCAAGAACCCAUUCACUGUCCCUGGCCCCUGUGAAGCCCCGGUGAUCACCAAUGUCACCAAGGACCGUAUGACCGUUAGCUGGAAGGAGCCUGCAGAUGAUGGAAAGUCCACUAUCCUGGGUUACAUGUUGGAAAAGAAAGAGACCAAGGAAAUGAAUUGGACCAAGUUAAAUAGGAAGCCACUGACAGAAAGAAGUCUGGAGGUUACAGGCCUCACAGAGGGAGUCGAGUAUGAGUUUAGAGUUAUUGCUGUCAACGUGGCUGGGCCCAGCAAACCCAGCGAGCCUUCUUCUGGCAAUGUUGCACAGAAUCCUAUUACUCCUCCUGGACCUGUUGUGAAUCCCAGUGUGACUGACACCACCCACAGCACCAUCAGUCUUGCCUGGACUGCCCCCACCAACAAUGGUGGAAGCCCCAUUAUUGGAUACUUGGUGGAGUGCAAGAGGACAGACACCAAAGACUGGAUCCGCUGUAAUGUCCCAAGGAACCUGCAGGAGACCCACUACGUCAUUCAAAACCUCAUUCAUAAGUCAGAAUACCAGUGCCGCAUCACUGCUGUCAACAAGAUUGGCUUUAGUGAACCAGUUGAAGUCCCUGGGAAACAUGUUGCCAAGGACAUCGUUGUUGCUCCUGAGGCAGAACUGAGUGCAGAGCUGAAGGAUGCCCUGGAGCUACGUGCUGGUGCCACCAUGAGACUGCAUGCCACCAUCAAGGGUCGUCCCACUCCCAAGAUAACUUGGGCAAAGAUGAACACUAACAUUAAAGACCGUCAGGGCAUCAUCAUCAAAUCCACCCAUGUUGACACCAUGGUGAUGGUGGAGAAAGUGAACAGAUAUGAUGCUGGCAAAUACAUUCUGAGCUUGGACAGCUUAGCUGGCAUGAAGAUGUAUACCAUCGUUGUCAAAGUUUUUGACACUCCUGGACCACCAGUUAAUCUAAUGGUGAAGGAUACAUGUAAGGAUAGUGCCUCCAUCUACUGGGAUGCUCCUCUGAUUGACGGUGGCUUUGAAAUUACCCACUACAUAGUACAGAAGCGUGACACUGAGAGGAAGGCUUGGUCUACCGUUUCCACCAACUGCAAUAAGACAUCAUUCAAGGUUCCAGACCUAGAUGCUGGGCGGUCCUACUGCUUCAGAGUGGCAGCAGUUAACCAGCUGGGUACUGGAGAGUUCUGUGAGACUGAUGAUUCAGUCAGAGCAACAGAGGAGCCUGGGCCUGUCAUGGACUUCAAGACCCUGCUGGUUACCAAGGAUUCUUGCACUUUAAGCUGGAAGAAACCCCUCACUGAUGGUGGUAGUCGCAUCAUCUGUUAUGUACUUGAGGUUCUCAAUGGUGAGGAUAAAUACAAGGAGCUAAUGAGGUCUAAGAAUAUGCAGUAUAGUGCCAAGGACCUGGUGGAGGAUAGAGAGUAUACCUACAGAGUCAAAGCUGUGAAUGACACAGGAGAGAGUGCUCCCAAGGAGCUGAAAGUGGUUGCCAAGGACCAGCUCAUUCUUCCCAGUUGUGACUUGAGGGAGUUGCCCAACAUGUGCUACAUUGCCAAGGAAGGCAGUACCGUCCGCCUGAAGAUCCCAAUUAUUGGCAAGCCUACACCCAAGGUAACCUGGAAGAAGGGAGAUGAUGAAGACCUGACAGACACUGGCCGAGUGUGUGCCGAGUCCUCAGCAGUUAACACCACCCUCCUCAUCAGGGACUGCCAAAGGACUGAUGCUUCCAAAUACACCAUCACCCUGAGAAACAGUGCUGGAAGCAAAGAGUCCACCAUCUUUGUCAGGGUGGUGGGUAAACCUGGCAUUCCUGGAGGACCAGUAAAGUUCAAAGAUGUUGCUGCUGAUGGUGCCACACUAAAGUGGGGUCCUCCCAAGGAUGAUGGUGGCUCUGAAAUUACCAACUAUAUCCUGGAAAAGAGGGACUCCAUCACAAACAUGUGGGUGACUGUGUCCUCUGUUGUGGAGACCAACACCAUGAGAGUAACUGGUCUUCAUGAGGGCACAGAAUACAUCUUCAGAGUAUGUGCCGAGAACAAGUAUGGGGUCGGCGAAGGACUCAAAUCUGAGCCGAUUGUAGCCAAACAUCCAUUCAAUGUUCCUGAUGCUCCUGCUCCUCCUCAGAUUAUGAGCAUGCGCCAUGAUUCAGCUUAUCUUGCCUGGACUGAUCCAAGGAAGACUGGAGGAUCUCCUAUUACAGGCUAUCAUGUUGAGUUCAAGGAGAGAAACAGUAUGUUGUGGAAGAGGGCAAGCCCAGCUGCCUUGAAGAUGAGAGAACAUAAAGUCACUGGGCUGACUGAAGGUCUGGAGUAUGAGUUCAGAGUGAUGGCAAUUAAUUUGGCUGGAAUUGGUAGACCAAGUGCCCCCACUGAUCCACAGGUGGCCCUGAACCCCGUUGAUGCACCUGGUAAACCAGAUGUAAUCAGCAUUACAAGGAGCACUGUGACCCUCCAGUGGACUGAACCUCAGUUUGACGGUGGCCACCGACUGACGGGCUACAUUAUUGAGAAAAGAGACCUGCCUUCUAAAAUCUGGGUAAAGGCAAACAAUGUGAAUGUUGUGGAACCUGCAUUCACUGUCACUAAAUUGCAAGAGGGCUGCAAAUACGAGUUCAGAAUUCGGGCAAAGAAUGCUGCGGGCGCUCUCAGUCCACCCUCUGAGCAGACAGAUACCAUUAUCUGCACAGAUGAAUAUGCUGCGCCAACCAUUAUAAUUGAUGCUCAGGUGAUGGAAGGCUUGACUGUCCGAGCUGGCGAUACUAUCGUCAUCACUGCCACAAGCAUUUUAGGGAAACCUGCACCAACCUCCUGCUGGUCAAAGGGAGGAAAGUACUUUAAACCCUCAGAUCUUGUUCAAAUUGAGACCACUGCCACAUCCUCCACUUUGUCGGUCAAAUAUGCUAGCAGGAAGGACUCUGGAGACUACAUAAUCACUGCCAGUAAUCCCUUUGGUGUAAAGGAGGAAACUGUGAAGGUCAAAGUUCUGGAUGUUCCUGGUGCUCCUGGACCCAUUGAGUGCAGUGGUGUAUCCUCAGAAAAAGUGACUCUUACAUGGACAGCUCCUACUGAGGACGGAGGCUCUCCUAUCAAGUAUUACACCCUGGAGAAGAGGGAGACCAGCCGUUUGCUCUGGACUAUCCUGGAAGAUAACAUUAUUGAUUGUCACUAUGUGGCCAACAAACUCAUCCAGGGCAAUGAAUACUUCUUCAGAGUCUCUGCUGUUAACCAGUAUGGUGCCAGUGAGCCAUCACACUCUGAGGCAGUUAAAAUGGUGGAUAGAUUUGGUCCACCUGGUCCACCUUCCAAACCAGAGGUUGAAAAAGUCGAUGGACAUUCAGCCACUGUGACCUGGAGAAGACCAACUGAAGAUGGAGGAAGCGACAUCAUAGGUUAUUGUGUUGAAAAGAAAGAGAAAAAAGGCAUGAGAUGGGUCAGAGCAUCCAAGAAAUCCAUCACUGAACUCAGCUUUGAAGUCACAGGUCUCACUGAGGAUGUGGAGUACGAGUUUCGUGUUCUUGCUGAGAACAGAGCUGGGUUUGGUGAGCCAAGUGAACCAUCGAUGGUUGUCAGGACAAUAGUUGUUGCCUAUCCACCUGGACCUCCAGUCAAUCCAAGAGUUACAGACACAACCAAAACCACUGCCACUCUGAACUGGGGAAAACCUCUUCAUAAUGGUGGACUGGAAGUUACUGGGUAUGUCAUUGAGCACAAAAAAGAAGGAACAGAAGAAUGGGUUAAGGAUACCCCAUCAUCUCCACUUAGGAUCACAGAAUUUGUUGUUCCUGAACUAGACACUGGUGCAAAAUACUGCUUCAGAAUUAGUGCUGUGAAUGCUAAAGGAGUGGGAGAACCUGCCGAAACUAAGGAAUUCACUGAGAUUGUGGAGCAUGCAGCUGAACCUGGAAUGGAGCUUGAUGUUGAGCUCAGAAGAACUCUUGUUGUCAGAGCUGGUUGCUCCAUUCGCCUUUUUGUGCCAAUCAAGGGACGUCCUACACCUACUGUCACCUGGACCAAGGAAGGCGGACCUGUUCCACGUGCAGUCAUUGACAGCACUGAAUCAUUUACGAUGCUGAUCAUUCCUGAGAGUUCAAGAAUUGAUGCAGGCAAAUAUGAGCUUACCCUCGAAAACUCAGCUGGAAAGAAGAGUGCUGACAUACACGUGAGAGUUCUGGAUUCACCUGGGCCUCCGCUUAACCUAAAACCAAUCAAGAUUGACAAAGAAAGCAUUACGCUUCAGUGGGAAAUGCCUCUCAUUGAUGGUGGUGCAAAGAUCACAAACUAUAUCAUUGAGAAAAGAGAAUCAACACGCAAGGCUUUUGCUACUGUUGUUACAAAGUGCCCAACUACUUCAGUCAGAAUUUGUGACCUGGGUGAAGGUUGUGAGUACUAUUUCAGAGUGUCUGCUGAGAAUGAGUAUGGUAUCGGUGAGGCGGUUGAAACUUCUGAUCCAAUUCGUGCAUCCCAGACACCAAGCUCUCCAGAGAGCAUUAUUCCUACUGAUAUCACCAAGAACUCUAUCAGCCUGGCUUGGACCAAACCUAAGCAUGACGGUGGAAGCAGAAUUACAGGAUAUGUCCUGGAAGCCCAGAAGAAGGGAACUGAUCAGUGGUCUCAUAUUACGACGGUCAAGAACAUGGAUUUCACUGUGAAGAAUCUCAAUGAGAAUGAGGAGUACAUUUUCCAUGUAAUGGCUGUCAAUCACUCAGGUAGGAGUAUUCCAAAGGAGAGCAAACCCAUUGUUGUCAAGGACUCUACUUCUUUGCCAGAGUUUGACCUGCGUGGAGUUUGUCACAAGACUGUUAUUGCCAAGGCAGGAGAUGAUAUCAAGGUUGAAAUUCCAGUUAUGGGACGUCCUAGACCAACUGUCUCUUGGCAGAAGGAUGGCGCAGCCCUGAAACUCACACAGAGGACCAAUGUAGAAACUACUGCUGCUACGGUCAUUAUCAGCAUCAGUGAGUGCACCAGAGCUGACAGUGGUGUAUACACCAUGACAGGAAAGAACAUUGUUGGAUCUGUGACAGACAGCAUCACUCUGAAAGUUCAUGAUGUACCUGGUCCACCCAAAGGACCCGUUAAGAUUGUGGAAAUAUCUCGUACUUAUUGUAUCUUUUCAUGGGACGCUCCUGAGAAUGAUGGAGGGGUUCCCAUCAACAACUAUGUCAUUGAAAUACGAGACACCACUUCUCAAACAUGGACUGAGCUGUCGUCUACCGUCAUCCGCACAAUGUUUAAAGCCAUCCGGUUAACUACUGGAUCAGAGUAUCAGUUCAGAAUAAAGGCUAAGAACAGAUAUGGUGUUGGACCUCCUAUUACUUCAGAGACAGUGGUGGCUGCCUAUCCAUUCAAAGUCCCUGGUCCUCCAGGUACUCCUAACGUUGUUGCAUUUACCAAAAACUCAAUAACAAUUGGCUGGAAUGAGCCUGUGAAUGAUGGUGGAAAUGAAGUCAUUGGCUACCAUGUUGAGAGGAAAGAAAGAACCAGCAUAAUGUGGUAUAGGAUUAGCAAGGGUCUUGUAAAAGGAAAUAUCUUUAAAUCCUCUGGACUUGAAGAUGGAGUUGCUUAUGAGUUUCGUGUCAUGGCUGAAAACAUGGCUGGAAUUGGUAAACCCAGCAAGGCCUCAGAACCGAUACUGGCCUUGGACCCUGUUGACCCACCAGGUCAGCCUGUGCCAAUAUCUGUCAACAAGAAUGCCAUUACUAUUCAGUGGACAAAGCCUGAGUAUGAUGGUGGGUUCAAAAUCACCGGCUACAUUGUGGAGAAGAGAGAACUGCCUGCUGGUCGCUGGAUGAGAGCCAACUUUACCAACAUAAUUGAAACAACGUUCACUGUUAGUGGACUAACUCAAGAUGCCUCAUAUGAGUUCCAUAUCAUAGCCAGAAACUCAGCAGGUGCAGUGAGCAUACCUUCUGAGCCUUCAGAUCCUAUUAUCUGCAAAGAUGACAUUAUCGAACCACGCAUUAUGGUAGAUGCCAUCUUUAGGGAUGUUGUUCUACUAAAGGCAGGAGAGUCAUUCAAGCUUGAAGCUGAUAUUGCUGGUCAACCAACACCAUCUAUGGUUUGGACCAAAAAUGGAAAGGAGGUUGAGAAUACAAUGAAACUGGAAGUUAGGUUCACUGAACUGACAACUACUCUCACCAACAAGGACUCUAUAAGGCCAGAUGGAGGUGAAUUCAUUUUGACUGCCACUAAUGUUGGUGGAUUUGCAAAGCACAUUUUUAAUGUUAAAGUGCUUGACAGACCAGGACCACCAGUUGGACCUCUUAAGGUAACUGAUGUCACAGCUGAGAACUGUGCACUCUCCUGGGCUCCACCUGCAGAUGAUGGUGGUUCCAAGAUUGAAGGAUAUGUGAUUGAGAAGCGUGAAUCAAGCAGACUGGUUUGGACCAGUGUUGUUUCAGACCUCCAAGAUACACAAUACAAGGUUACUAAGCUGCUCAAAGGAAACGAAUACAUUUUUAGAGUAAUGGCAGUGAACAAAUAUGGAAUUGGCGAAUCGCUUGAAUCACAACCCACUAUUGCAGACAACCCAUAUGUGAUUCCAGAUCCUCCUGAGAAUGCUGAGGUGACAGCUAUCACUAAAGAUUCAAUGGUUGUCAUGUGGCAAGCACCUAAGAGUGAUGGUGGAACUCCCAUCACCACCUACCAUAUUGAAAGAAAAGAUAGAAUGGGCCUCCGUUGGGUCAAAUGUAACAAGAGGAAAGUCAAAGAUCUGCAGUUCAAGGCAACAGGUCUUGUUGUUGGACAUGAAUAUGAAUUCAGAAUUAUUGCUGAGAAUGCUGCCGGAUUGAGUGUACCAAGUGUGUCUAGUCCAUUCUACAAGGCCACUGAUGGACUAUACAAGCCUGAAGCUCCAUGCAACCCCAGAAUCUUGGAUACAACCAAGUCUUCAAUUACUGUGGCUUGGAACAAACCUGCAUUUGAUGGUGGCUGUGAAAUAAUGGGCUACAUUGUAGAAACAUGCAUCCCAUCUGAAAAGAAGGAAGAAGAGGAAUGGACCAUUGUGACACCCAAGGAAGGUCUUCCUGCUACCUCAUUCACCAUUGUUAACCUGAAGGAGAAUCAAGAGUACAAGAUUCACAUCUCUGCUGUCAAUAGUGAAGGAAUUGGAGAGGCAGCAUCUGUACCUGGUAAUCCAAAGGCAGAGGACAGGCUUCUCCCUCCUGAGAUUGAUUUGGAUGCGGAACUUCGGUCAGUUGUCAGGCUUAGAGCUUGCUGUUCACUUAGACUGUUUGUGCCUAUCAGAGGCAGACCACCCCCUCAGGUAAAAUGGACCAAAGGAGAUGGGGAGCCAGUUGAGAGGGCAAUCAUUGACAGCACAACAUCAUACACAUCACUGAUAAUUGAAAAUGUCAACCGAUUUGACAGUGGAAAGUAUAAUCUUACUGUUGAGAACAGCUCUGGCUCCAAGACAGUUACAGUACAAGUCAGAGUGCUUGAUACACCAAGUGCCCCACAGAAUCUGAAAAUUACUGCUGUGACAAAGGAUGCUGUGACUCUGACUUGGGAUCCACCAGUGAAUGAUGGUGGAGUUAAAAUUAAGAAUUAUGUUGUUGAAAAACGUGAGUCUACAAGAAAAGCAUAUGCCACAGUCAAUGCUCUCUGCUAUCAAACCACCUUCACUGUUGACCAGCUCCUGGAAGGAUGCAACUAUUACUUUAGAGUUUUAGCGGAGAAUGAGUAUGGCAUCGGCUUGCCCAUUGAGACUGGUGAAUCAGUUAAGGUGUCAGAGAAACCACAGCCUCCUGGCAAAAUCACUCUUAAGGAUGUUACCAAAAACAGUGUCACUCUCUCCUGGGAGAAGCCAGAGCAUGAUGGUGGCAGUAGAGUGGGCUGUUAUGUUGUUGAGAUCCUGCCUAAGGGUGCUGACAAGUGGACCCAAGCACUGAUCGUAAAAGAAACAGAAGCUACUAUUAGUGGACUAAAUGCAGGUGAAGAAUAUAUGUUCCGUGUUGCUGCAAGAAAUGAAAAAGGAACAAGUGAUCCACGUCAGAUUGGAGUCCCUGUGAUUGUAAAAGACCUUGUUAUUGCACCUGCUGUCAAAAUGUUGUUCAACACAUUUACUGUGUUGGCAGGAGAAGACUUGAAAGUGGAGGUUCCUUAUAUUGCACGCCCCAAAGCAACAGUUUCAUGGGUAAAGGAUGGUCUCCCUCUUAAGAGAACUAGCAGAGUAAACUUUGGUGCUACAGACACAAUGCUGAACCUCACUAUAAAAGAAGCUACUAAAGAUGAUGUUGGACACUACAUUAUUACUCUUACCAACACAGCAGGAGAGACUAAAGCAGAUAUUGGCAUUGUUGUUCUUGACAAACCUGGCCAACCAGGUGGUCCAGUUAAGGUAGAGGAAGUCACUUCUGACAGUGUAACCAUCUCCUGGAAUCCACCAGAGUAUGAUGGUGGUUGCACCAUCAAAAGCUAUAUUGUAGAAAAGAGAGACACAUCUACAACUGCCUGGAUGGUUGUAUCUUCCAACCUAGCAAGGACCAAAAUUAAGGCAGGCAGGCUGAAAACAGGUUCUGAGUAUCAGUUUAGAAUUACUGCAGAAAACAGAUAUGGAAAAGGUCCAGCUCUUCUAUCACCAUGCAUUUUGGCUCAAUACCCAUAUAAACUCCCAGGCCCUCCAGGUACACCAUCCAUUGCAGUCUGCACCAAAGAUAGCAUGGUGGUCACCUGGAAUGAACCUGUCAUUGAUGGUGGAACUUCUAUCUUGGGCUACCACCUUGAACGUAAAGAGAGGAACAGCAUCCUUUGGGUCAAACUAAACAAAUCUCUUAUUACAGACCAAACCUUUAAGACCACUGGUCUAGAACCAGGAAUGGAGUAUGAAUACAGAGUGUAUGCUGAAAACAUAGUUGGAAUAGGCAAAGCAAGUAAAGUGUCGGAGGGCUAUAUUGCUAGAGAUCCUUGUGAUCCACCUGGCACCCCAGAGGCAAUAAAGAUUACUAAGGACUCAGUGACUAUUGUUUGGACCAAACCUGAGUAUGAUGGUGGUGCAAAGGUUACAGGCUACAUUGUGGAAAAGAAGGAGCUUCCAGAGGGUCGUUGGUUGAAGGCUAAUUUUACUAAUGUAAUUGAGACGGAAUAUUUAGCAAGUGGACUUGUGGAGGGCAAUCAGUAUGAGUUUCGUGUCAUUGCCAGAAAUGCUGCUGGUGUUUUCAGUAUUCCUUCUUACAGCACUGGUCCAAUUACUGCCAGAGAUGAGAUUGAGCCACCGAGCAUAAGCAUUGACCCAGAGUAUACACAGAAUAUUGUGGUCAGUGCUGGCGAUAACUUCAAAAUUGAUGCAGAUGUUCAUGGAAAACCACUGCCCUCUAUCCACUGGAUGAAGGGAGAGCAGGAACUAGGCAACACAAUUCACAGGGAAAUCAAGAACACACCCACCAAAGCUUUUAUAUCUGUCAAAGAAGCUAAACUGUCUGAUGGAGGGCAAUACAUUUUGCUACUGAAAAAUCCUGGAGGAGAAAAGACUGUACAGGUCAAUGUUGUUGUUCUAGAUAAACCUGGAGAACCACAAGGGCCUCUUGUUGUCACAGGAAUAACCAAAGACAGAUGCUGCCUUGCAUGGAAACCACCAUUGCAGGAUGGUGGCAGCAAGAUCUGUCACUACAUUGUGGAGAGAAGAGAGACAAGCAGACUAAUCUGGACUGUAGUUGAACAAAAAGUGGAGAACAUUUGUCUAAAAGUUACUAAGCUCCUGGAGGGAAAUGAGUACAUCUUCAGAGUCCGUGCUGUCAACCAAUUUGGAGUAGGCGCACCACUUGAAUCUCCUGCUGUCAUAAUCAAGGAUCCAUACAUGCUACCUGGAUCGCCCAAGAACUUAGAAGUUUCAAAUAUUAAAAAGGAUUCAAUGGUGCUUACCUGGGAGGCUCCUUCUGAAGAUGGUGGCAGUCCUGUAACUGGAUACAUAAUUGAGAAGCAUGACAAAGAAGGCGUAAGAUGGACUAGGUGCAAUAGGCAAACAGUCACUGAUUUGAGUUUUAAGGUCAAAGGACUUUUGGAAAGCCACAAUUAUGAAUUCAGAGUUGCAGCUGAGAAUUCUGUUGGUGUUGGUGAGCCAAGCUCCCCAACUGUUUUCUACAAAGCUCUUGAUCCUAUCUUUAGGCCUGGCCCACCACAUAACCCAAGAGUUACAGACACUACAAGAACAUCAGUAUUCCUGUCAUGGGGAAAACCCAUUUCUGAUGGAGGCUGUGAGAUUCAGGGAUACAUUGUUGAGUGCUGCACUACUACUGCUGAAGCACCUGCUGCUGAAGGAGCUGCCACAGACACAGUUGUUGAAGAAUGGAUAAUGUGCACACCAGCUACAGGUGUUAAGAAGACUAAGUUUGAAGUUGCAAAUCUGAAAGAAAACCAGGCAUACAAGUUUAGAGUAUGUGCAAUCAACAAAGUAGGAGUUGGUGAGCAUGCUGAUGUUGCUGGAAUUGUUGUUGCUAUGGACAGAGCAGAUGAGCCAGACCUUGACAUUGACCCAGAACUAAGAAAAAUUGUUACCAUUAAAGCUGGUGCGUCUCUAAGACUCUUCAUUCCUAUCAAAGGCAGGCCCACACCUACUAUAAAGUGGGACAAAGAUGAAGCUCCCCUUAAAGAGAGUGCUCAGGUUGAGAUAACCAGCAGUUAUACAUUGCUUGUGAUUGAUAAAAUGAGCAGAAAUGACAGUGGAAAAUACACAGUCUCUGCAGAGAAUUCCAGUGGAACCAAAUCUGCAUUGGUUGUUGUCCGUGUCCUUGACACACCUAGUGCUCCUGUUAAUCUUAAAGUGAAAGAAAUUACAAACCAGUCAGUAACAUUGGAAUGGGAACCACCUCUGUUGGAUGGUGGAUCCAAGAUCAAAAACUACAUUGUUGAAAAAAGAGAAAGCACACGCAAAACAUUUGCAGCUGUUGUCACAAAUUGUCAUGCUCUUUCAUGGCAGAUCGAACCACUCCAGGAGGGCUGCAGUUACUACUUCCGUGUACUUGCAGAGAAUGCUUAUGGUGUUGGUCUGCCUGCAGCAACUGUUGAUCCUCUUAAGGUCUCAGAAGUGCCCCAGGCUCCAAAGAGUUUAAUUGUUACAGAUCAGACAAAAACAAGCAUCUCUCUGGCCUGGGAGAGGCCAGAGUAUGAUGGUGGUAGCAGGAUCAUGCAGUACUUGCUUGAGGUGCAGCUGAAGGGUCAAGAGAAAUGGUCUGCUGUAAACACUUUUAAGACAAUGGAAGCAACAGUCUCCAAUUUGAACCCAGGAGAGGAGUAUCUUUUCAGAAUUACAGCUGUCAAUGAUAAAGGGAAGAGUGAUCCCAAAGUCCUUUCCGGGCCAGUGAUGACCAAAAACUUGGUCUUUGAGCCAGAUGUCCGUCCAGAAUUCAGCAGCUACAGUGUUCAUGUGGGCAAAGACAUUAACAUUGACAUUCCUAUCUUUGGACGUCCUAAACCUACCAUCACAUGGACUAAAGAUGGCGCUCCGUUGAAGUUUACUACAAGAGUCCAUAUUGUCAAUACACCAACACAUACAACACUAAGCAUAAAAGAGGCAGCAGGCGAUGAUGGUGGUAUGUACAGCAUAAAUGUUGCCAACUCAGCUGGAAAGAAGGACACAACAAUUGAAGUCAUUGUACUUGACAAACCUGGCCCUCCAUGUGGCCCUGUGAGAUUUGAUGAAAUCACAACACAGAGUGUCACUAUAUCAUGGGACCCACCAAAACACAAUGGUGGAUGCCAAAUUUCAAACUACGUUGUACAGAAAAGAGAUACAACUACUACAACAUGGGAGAAUGUUAGUAUCAACUGGGCCAGAACCACCAUAAAAGUACCUAGACUAAAGACUGGAGCUGAGUACCAGUUCAGGAUCAUUGCCCAGAACCGUUAUGGUAAAAGCCAUGGUCUGGAUUCAUCUGCUGUAGUUGCUCAGUACCCAUACAGAGAGCCAGGCCCUCCAGGCACUCCUUUCAUCUCUUCUCUCUCUAGGGACCACCAAAUUGUUGAGUGGCAUGAACCUGUCACAGAUGGAGGCAGUCCUGUUCUUGGCUACCAUCUUGAAAGGAAAGAGAGGAAUAGUAUUCUCUGGGUCAAGAUCAACAAGACUCUCAUCCACGAGACAAGUUUCAAGAGUUAUCCCUUGGAGGAGGGUGUUGAAUAUGAAUACAGGGUUUAUGCUGAAAAUAUUGUUGGAAUUGGAAGGAGCAGCAAAGUCUCAGAGGGAUGUGUUGCCCGUGAUCCAUGUGAUCCUCCUGGAAUACCAGAGGCCAUCCAUGUGACCAAAGACACCAUUGUCAUUCAGUGGACUAAACCAGAAUAUGAUGGUGGAAGCAAUAUCACUGGCUAUAUUGUGGAAAAGCGUGAUCUGCCCGAGGGCAGGUGGGUAAAGGCAAAUUUUACUAAUGUGAUUGAGACCCAGUUUACAGUGACUGGUCUGACUGAAAAUGCACAGUAUGACUUUAGAGUCAUUGCUAAAAAUGCUGUUGGCACUGUCAGCAAACCAUCAUAUAACAGUGGACCUAUAACUGCAAGUGAUGCUGUGGAGGCACCCAAAUUCUCCAUUGAUCCUGCAUUCACCAAGACCAUUAUUGUCAAUGCUGGAGAGACAUUCAAGCUAGAUGCUGAUGUACGUGGCAAGCCGCUGCCAACAAUCCAGUGGUUCAAAGAUGACAAACCAGUUGAAAACACACUUCGACUAGAGAUCAGAAACACAGAAAACCAUGCAAUGAUUGUCAUUAAAGACUCCAUUAGAGUUGAUGGUGGAACUUAUACACUCCAGCUGAAAAAUGAAGCCGGUAGUGAGACUGUUCCAUUUAAGGUUUUGGUACUGGAUAAACCUAGCCCAUGUGAAGGACCACUCCAUGUCACUGGAGUCGCUGAAGAUAGAUGCACACUUGUAUGGCACCCCCCUCUACAUGAUGGAGGUAGUCCUAUUACACAUUACAUCAUUGAAAGAAGGGAGACAAGUCGUCUAGCUUGGACUGUUGUUUCUAGCAACUGUGGCACCACAUGCUACAAAGUUACCAAAUUACUGGAAGGUGACGAGUAUAUGUUCCGUGUAAUGGCAGUUAAUAGUCAUGGUGUAAGUGAGCCACUGGAGUCUGGUGCAGUAAUAAUGAAAACUCCAUUUGUUCUCCCUGGUCCACCUCACAUUGAGGAUGUAUCUAACAUUGCCCAUGAUGGUAUGACCAUCUCUUGGUCUGCCCCUGAGACUGAUGGUGGCAGUGAAAUUACAAAUUACAUAAUUGAGAAAAAGGAUAGAACCGGGAUCAAAUGGACCAGAUGCAACAGACUGAAGGUCACUGAUCUCUCAUUUAGAGUUACAGGCCUGACCACAGGCCAUGAGUAUGAAUUCAGAGUGGCUGCUGAGAACAUAGUUGGAGUGGGAGAGCCAAGCCUUGCAAGUUCAUACUACAAGGCCUGUGAUCCCAAGUACAAACCUGGAGCCCCAGGAUAUGUGCAUGUGAUUGACUCAACAAAGACUUCUAUUACUGUGUCAUGGGGUAAACCUCUGUCUGAUGGUGGCAGUGUCAUUCAAGGAUAUAUUGUUGAAGUCUGCAAGGCUGAAGAGGAAGAAUGGACCAUGGUCACUCCUCCAACUGGCCUGCGUGUCAACAAAUAUGAAAUUACAAAGCUUACUGAGGGUCAGGAGUACAAGAUUCAAGUGUGUGCUCUGAACAAAUUGGGAGUUGGCGAGCCGGCAGUUCUGUCUGGAACAGCUAAGCCUGAAGAAAGGGUCGAACCACCUGAGAUCCACCUUGACUCUGAGCUGAGGAAGGGCAUUGUACUGAAAGCAGGCGGCUCUGUUAGAAUCAAUAUUCCAUUUAAGGGCAGACCAACACCUGAGAUAAAGUGGACUAAGGAUGACGGAAACCUGACUGAAAAACCAGUGGUCGAGAAAGCUCAUAAUUUCACACAGUUGUCUAUUGACUCAUGUGACAGAAGUGACUCAGGAAAAUACACCCUCACACUGACUAACAGCAGUGGCACUGUGUCUGAGGUUGUUUCAGUUAAAAUUCUGGAUGCCCCUGGGGCCCCACAGAACCUUGUUGUUAAAGAAAUCAGAAAGGACUCUGUCACUCUUGCUUGGGAUGCUCCAUUGAUUGAUGGAGGUGCCAAAAUCAAGAACUAUGUCAUUGACAAACGUGAAUCAAUAAGAAAGGCAUAUGCAAAUGUGUCCAUAAAAUGCACCAAAACAACAUUCAAAGUUGAGAACUUGAUUGAAGGUGCUAUGUACUACUUUAGAGUCAUGGCUGAGAAUGAAUAUGGAAUUGGGCCGGGUGUGGAAACAAAGACUGCCUCCAAGGCCUCUGAAGUACCACUGCCUGUUGGAAAGAUCUUCCUCAAUGAUGUCACUAAAUCCAGUGUCUCACUGGCCUGGGAGAAACCUGAGCAGGAUGGAGGGAGCAGAAUUGCUGGCUAUCUAAUUGAGAUGCAACCUAAGGGUACAGAUAAGUGGGGAGUUGCAACAAAUACAAAAACAUGUGAAGGUACUGUCACAGGCCUUACAGCUGGAACAGAAUACCUAUUCCGCAUCAUUGCUUACAAUGAAAAGGGAAAGAGUGAGCCAAAAGCACUUGCUGCACCUGUGAUUGCCACUGACAUGACCAUGGAGCCCAGCAUCAAAAUUCCAUUCAACACUUACAGUGUAUUAGCUGGGAAGGAUCUAAAGUUAGAUUUUCCUGUUCUUGGCAAGCCAAAACCUAAAGUCACCUGGGCCAAGGAUGGUCAGCCUUUGAAGGUGACAUCAAGAAUGAAUAUAAUAUCCACUAAAACAACAACGGGAAUAGAAAUUACUGAGGCAUGCAAGGAGGACUUUGGCAAAUACACAAUUACAGCAGCCAACACCACUGGAACAACCACAGAGGAUGUAUCUGUCAUUAUCCUCGACAAGCCUGGUCCACCAAAAGGGCCAGUCAAGAUUGUUGAAGUGAGCAACACCUUUGUCCACCUCUCCUGGGACCCCCCAGAGUACACCGGUGGAUGCCAAGUAAAGAAUUACAUAGUAGAAAAGAGAGACACAACCAGUACAACAUGGCAAACAGUCACCACUCAGCUAGCUAGAACAGCUUUUAAGGUCAGCAAGCUGAAGACAGGUUCAGAAUAUCAGUUCAGAAUCAUAGCUGAAAAUAGAUAUGGAAAGGGUGCGCCUCUGGAUUCCAAGGCCAUUGUGGUGCAAUAUCCAUUCAAACCACCGGGUCCUCCAGGAACACCACAUGUGAAAUAUGCAACUAAAGAAAUGAUGAUCAUUGAAUGGAAUGAGCCAGUCAAUGAUGGUGGAAGUGCAGUUAUUGGCUACCAUUUGGAAAGCAAGGAAAGAAGCAGCAUUCUAUGGAGCAAACUGAACAAGACUCUCAUUACAGACACACAAUUCAAGAUCGUUAACCUUGAGGAGGGUAUUGGAUAUGAAUUUAGAGUUUAUGCUGAAAAUAUUGUUGGCAUUGGCCGAUGCAGUAAAGUAUCCGAGUCCUUUGUUGCUCGCGACCCAUGUGAUCCUCCUGGUACCCCAGAAGCUGUAUCUAUUUCUAAGAACCAGAUCAGGAUUCAGUGGACUAAGCCUCAGUAUGAUGGUGGUAGCAAAGUGAAUGGAUAUAUUGUGGAAAGGAAAGACCUCGCCUCUCCUGAUGGACGCUGGGUAAGAGCUAACUUUACCAAUAUAGUUGAGACUGAGUACACUGUCACUGGUCUAACAGAAAAUGAGCAAUAUGAAUUUAGAGUUAUUGCAAGAAAUGCAGCUGGCAUCUUUAGCGAGCCAUCUGACAGCUCUGGACCUAUUACUGCUACUGAUGAAAUUGAACCACCAAGGGCCUCAAUGGAUCCUAAAUACAAAGAUGUUAUUGUUGUAAAUGCUGGAGAAAAUCUGCUUCUGGAUGCAGACAUCUAUGGAAAACCAAUUCCUGAGGUGCUCUGGCUGAAAGAGGGCAAGGAAAUGGACAAAGCCUUGCGCAUCGAAGUGAAAACUACACAGAAACGUGCAGCAAUGACGAUUAAGGAUGUAACCAAGCUUGAUAGUGGCCACUAUGACCUCAUCCUCAAAAAUCUGGGUGGUACAAAAGUGUUCCCUAUCACAGUUAAAGUCCUUGAUAAACCAGGUCCACCCACUGGACCCAUGAAGAUUACUGGAGUCAUGGCCGACAGGUGCAUUCUUGCCUGGUCUGAGCCAGCUCUAGAUGGCGGAGCCAGUAUCACUCACUAUGUGCUGGAGAAGAGAGAGACUAGCAGGUUGUCCUGGACCGUGGCUGCAUCAGACAUCAAGGGUCUGUACCAUAAAGUAACAAAUUUGCUUCCUGGAGAUGAAUACAUUUUCAGAGUCAGAGCAGUGAACAAAUAUGGCAUUGGUGACUAUCUGGAAAGUGAACCCAUCAUUGCACGCAAUCCUUACAAGCCUCCUAGCGCUCCUGGAACUCCAGAAGCCAGUCUGAUCACAAAGGACUCUAUAGUUUUGUCGUGGACAGCUCCUGAACAGACUGGUGGAGCUGAAAUUGAAGGCUACCAUCUUGAAAAACGUGACAAAGACAGUGUACGGUGGACAAAAUGCAACAGACAAAAGCUUAGAGACGCUCAGUUUAAAGUCACAGGUCUGAGCACAGAUCACUUCUAUGAGUUCCGUGUUGCUGCUGAGAAUGAGGUUGGAAUGGGAGAUUUCAGUGAGCUGUCCCUGUUCUACAGGGCAUGUGAUGCCAUAAGACCACCUGGGCCUCCGCACCAUCCUAAAGUAACAGACUACACAAAGUCCUCUGUCUCUCUGUCUUGGGGCAAACCUGACUUUGAUGGCGGUGCUUAUAUCAAGGGAUAUAUUGUUGAAAUGAGGGAGUAUACACCGGUACCUGAGUCAACAGAGGAGGCAGAGAUAGCACCAGCAGUAGAAGCACCAGUUGAAAAAGAAUGGACAAUGUUCACUCCACCCAGUGGCAUUCAAGCCACCAAAUUAACUAUAACAGACUUGAAGGAGGGUGGAGAGUACCAGUUCCGUGUCUAUGCAAUAAAUUCAGAAGGAGUUGGGGAGGCUGCUAAUGUCCAUGGCACAGUGGUUACUUCUGACAGGGCAGAAGCACCAGAGAUAGAACUUGAUGCUGAACUCAGAAAGGUUCUAUCUGUCCGUGCUGGUGGGACUCUACGCCUCUUUGUCACCAUCAGAGGAAGACCUGAGCCUGCUGUAAAAUGGGAGAAAGUUGACAGUACCCUUACAGAGCGUGCUGUAAUUGAUACUACUAGUUCAUUCACCAUGCUUGUCAUUGACAAUGUUAAUCGCUUUGACAGUGGCAAAUACUCACUAACACUAGAAAACAGUAGUGGCAAAAAAUCUGCAAUUGUUGCAGUCAGAAUUUUGGAUACACCAAGUGCACCACAAAACUUUACCGUGAAGGAGCUAAAGAAGGAUUCAGUGACUCUUGCCUGGGAUACUCCACUUACUGAUGGUGGCUCUAAAAUCACAAACUACAUCAUAGAGAAGAGAGAGUCUGUUAGGAAGGCCUAUGCUGCUGUCACCAGCAACUGUACAGCAAACUCAUUUAAGGUAGAAGACCUGCCAGAAGGUGGAAUUUUCUACUUCAGAAUCUGUGCUGUUAAUGAAUAUGGCCAAGGCCAGAUGGUCGAAACCAAAGAAGUAAAGGUAGCUGAGGUACCUUUGCCACCAAGCAAGGUUACCCUUGUAGAUUUGACCAAGACUAGUGUGUCACUGGCUUGGGAGAAACCUGCUCAUGAUGGUGGAUGCAAAGUAAUGUGCUACAAUGUAGAAUUUAAGCCUAAGAGUGGGGAUAAAUGGGGCACAGCAUGUACAGUUAAGGUACCGGAAGCAACUAUUCCUAAUUUAACUCCAAAUGAAGCUUAUUUAUUCAGAGUUGUUGCAAUCAAUGAGAAGGGGAAGAGUGAGCCAAAGGAUCUUGGCUUACCUGUGGUUGCAAAGGAUGUUGCUAUUGAACCAUCUAUCAACUUGCUGUUUACCACAUACACUGUGAAGGCUGGAGGUGACCUCACUUUUGAGGUUCCAAUAAGAGGCAGACCAAAGCCCGCUGUGUCCUGGAAGAAGGAUGGCCUUCCUUUGAAGCAAACCACAUCAGUUUCUAUCUUAAACACUGCAGCCUCAUCCAAAAUCAUUAUCAAAGAGGCUAAGAAGGAACAUGUUGGGAAGUAUGAAAUGACUUUGGCAAACACAGCAGGAACUGUUACAACAGAUAUUGGAGUCAUUGUCCUUGAUAAGCCAGGUCCACCUAAAGGAAUUAAGGUGGAUGCAGUGACUUCAGACAGCAUCUCCCUUUCCUGGUCCCCACCAGAAUAUGAUGGUGGCUGCUCCAUCAGCAACUACAUUGUGGAGAAGAGAGACACAAACACACAGGAAUGGCAGAUGAUAGCAAGUAAUGUUGCUAGAACAGCUUUCAAAGCUGGCCGCCUUACACAUGGAGCAGAGUAUCAGUUUCGUAUUUAUGCUGUUAACCGCUAUGGAAAGAGUAGUUAUCUGGAUUCACCUGGAAUCACUGCUCAGUACAAUUUUAAACAGCCCGGACCUCCUUCUACACCCAUAGUGAAACUGGCCACCAAGUCUUAUAUGCUGGUGACUUGGAAUGAGCCAGUUAGUGAUGGUGGUAGUCCUGUUCUGGGCUACCACCUGGAGAGGAAGGAGCGUUCUAGCAUUCUUUGGACAAAGAUGAACAGAGGAAUGAUUAAAGAUACAGAGUACAAAGUCACUGGAAUUGAAGAGGGCAUGAUGUAUGAAUACCGUGUAUAUGCUGAAAAUAUUGCUGGUAUUGGUAAAUGUAGCAAGGCUUGUGAAGCCAUAGCAGCAAGAGAUCCAUGUGACCCUCCAGGUAAACCCAUUAUCAUUGCAAUCACCAGAACAUCAGUCUCGUUAUCUUGGGAAAAACCAGAAUAUGAUGGAGGAGCAAAGGUUUCUGGUUACACAAUUGAACGCAGAGACCUUCCAGAAGGACGAUGGACAAGGUGCAACUUCACCAAUGUACCUGAGACCCAUUAUGAUGUGACAGGCCUUACAGAGAACAGCCAGUAUGAUUUCCGUGUCAUUGCAAAGAAUGCAGCUGGACUGUUUAGUAUACCAUCAGACAAUACUGGUCCCAUCACUAUUAAAGAUGAUGUGGAGCCACCACGCAUCAUGAUUGAUGUGAAAUUCAGAGAGACCGUGUUUGUGAAAGCCGGGGAAACUCUAAAGAUUAAUGCGGAUCUUGCGGGACGUCCUGCUCCUGUCAUUUCAUGGACCAAGAAUGGCAAAGAAAUCGAGCUAAGAGCUAGAAUUCAAAUUGUUUCAACAGACACCAGCACGUGUCUCACUAUGAAGGAUUGUAUCAGAAGAGAUUCUGGACAGUAUGCCCUGACUUUACAAAAUAUUGGUGGAACAGUUACCAUGCCAAUAAACUGUGUGAUUCUAGAUAGGCCAGGACCCUCAGCAGGACCACUUCAGAUUACAGGUAUCACAGCAGCAGAGUGCACUCUGUCUUGGGGUCCACCUCAGGAAUCUGGUGGUGCAGACAUCACUCAUUAUGUUGUUGAAAAACGUGAGACCAGUCGGCUGUCAUGGACACUGGUGAAGGCAGAUGUCACAAAAACAUUCUUUAAAGUCACAGGUCUGCUCAAGGACAAUGACUAUAUCUUUAGGGUUCUUGCUAUUAACAAGCAUGGUGUUGGUGAAGCUCUGGAGAGUGAUGUUAUAAAGGUUACAAAUCCAUACACCUUUGCCACUGCUCCAGCUAGUGUUGAUGUCACUACUAUAACUGGAGACUCAAUGACCCUCACCUGGUGCAAGCCAGCCAAUGAUGGAGGCAGUCCCAUUACUGGAUAUGUGAUUGAGCGGCGUGAGAAAACAAGCAUGCGUUGGGUCCGUGUGAACAGAGAUCCAGUUCCUGAAUUUACCACAGUAGUAACUAAACUCCGCAAGGGUUGUGAAUAUGACUUCCGAGUUUAUGCUGAAAAUGCAGCUGGUUUGAGUCCACCGAGUGAACCAUCUGCAACAUUCAGAGCAGUAGAUCCUCUGGUCGUUCCUUCUCGUCCAACCAAGCCAAAGAUUGUGAAUUCAACCAAAGACAGCGUGUCUAUUGUCUGGAAACCACCAACAGAUGAUGGUGGUGCUCCUAUCCUUGGAUACAGUGUAGAAUACAGAGACUACAUCCAGAAACCAGAGGAAGAGGAAGAAGAAGAAUAUGAGGAGGAAGAGGAGGUACUUGAGUCACCUGAAGAACUAGCAAGAUGGGUUGAGGCCAUCCCUCUUACAAAGAGCUUAGAAUUCACCAUCACUGGAUUGAAGACAGAUGCAGAAUAUGAAUUCUGUGUUAAAGCAAUCAAUAAAGUUGGCAGCAGUGUGCGUAGUCCAUAUUCAAAUCCAUCUGCCGCAAAGGACAGAACUGCAGAACCAUCAUUUGAUGUUGACAUUGAGAUGCGGAAAGUGCUCUCUGUUAAGCAUGGUACAGCAUUUACUCUUAAUGUGCCAUUCAAGGGAAACCCUUUGCCAUCAGUGACAUGGGCUAAGGAGGGUGUUGAUCUGAAAGUCAGAGGAACCAUUGAAUCAACAGAAUCCAGCACUUCAUUGACUAUUGAGAAGUCAACUAGAAAUGACUCUGGAGAAUACACUGUCACAAUUGAAUCACCACUAGGAAAAGCAACAUUGCCUGUGGUUGUCAAAGUACUUGACUCUCCAGGACCCCCAGUGAAUGUUAAAGUAUCUUCAGUGACCAGGGAUUCUGCAACCCUCACUUGGGAUCCUCCAGAGAAUGAUGGUGGUGAUGCAGUAAAGGCCUACCAUGUUGAAAAACGUGAGGCCAGUAAGAAAGCCUGGGUGUCUGUGACUGGCAACUGCCACACUCUGACUUACAAGGUGGAAGACCUACAGGAGGGAGCUAUCUAUUAUUUCAGAGUUAUUGGAGAAAAUGAGUAUGGAGUGGGUGUCCCUCAGGACGCUAAAGCUGGGACAAAGAUCACAGAGGUACCAAGUCCACCUAUGAAACUUGGAGUUGCAAAUGUUACCAAGGACAGUGUUACUAUUGCCUGGACCAGACCAGAAUAUGAUGGCGGAAGCAGAGUCACUGGUUAUCUUAUUGAUGCCCUGGAGAAAGGACAGACCAAAUGGGUGAAAUGUGCCACUGUGAGGACCUUGACUCACACAAUCAAGAGCCUUAGGGAAGGUGCUGAGUACUUUUUCAGAGUCCGUGCUGAGAACCAUGCUGGACUUAGUGAACCCAAGGAGAUGAUCGUUCCAGUUAUUGUCAAGGAAAUACACGAGGCUCCAGAGUUUGACCUAAAGAACUACCCCAAGAAUACAGUUUAUGUAAGAGCAGGAUCCAAUCUGACCUUUGAGAUUCCAUUAACUGGCAGGCCCAUGCCAAAGGUCACUGUUUCCAAGAACAAUAUUGUCAUUAAGGGAUCCAAGAGGCUGCUGACAGAAGUAACUCCAGAUAGUUUAAUCAUCACCCUAAAUGAAAGUGUUUCAGUGGAUGCUGGCAAAUAUGAAAUCACAGCCUCAAAUGCAGGAGGUACUACCAAGAUUUUCAUUAUCUUCGUUGUGCUGGACAGACCUGGACCUCCUGUUGGUCCAGUUCAGAUUGGAGAAGUUGGAGAGACCACAGUGUGUCUGAAAUGGACUCCUCCAGAGUACGAUGGUGGCAGUCCUGUUACGAAUUAUGUUGUUCUUAAACGUGAAACCAGCACUCCUGCCUGGGUAGAGGUGUCGACUACCAUUGCCAGAAGUGAGAUCAAGGUGACUAAGCUGACUAAAGGAGAGGAGUACCAGUUCAGAAUUAAGGCUGAGAAUCGUUAUGGUAUCAGUGAUCAUAUUGACAGCAAGCCGGUCAUGAUAAAGCUUCCAUACACUGUGCCUGGACCUCCAUCCACACCUUGGGUUAGCUAUGUAUCUAGAGAGAGUCUCACAGUCUGCUGGAAUGAGCCAGUCAAUGAUGGUGGAAACCCUGUAGUUGGAUACCAUCUCCAGAUGAAAGAGAGGACCAGCAUCCUUUGGCAGAAAAUCAAUAAGACCCCAAUCCCAGGAGACCAGUGGCGUGUCACAAACAUCUGCCCUGGUCUUAUCUAUGAAUUCAAGGUGGCAGCUGAAAAUUCUGCUGGUAUUGGAAAAAUGAGCAAAACAUCAGAAGAAGUGCUUGCUAUUGAUGCCUGUGAGCCCCCGGCAAAUGUUCAUGUCACCGAAGUCACGAAGAACUCGGUCAGUCUGGCCUGGCAGAGGCCUCCAUAUGAUGGUGGCAGUAAGAUUACUGGUUACAGUGUAGAAAGGAGGGAGGCACCCAGCGGCAGAUGGGUGAAGGCCAACUUUACAAACAUCAUUGAGAUGGGUUUCACUGUAUCUGGACUGACCCAGGAUGAGUCUUAUGAGUUCAGAGUUUAUGCUAAGAAUGCAGUUGGGUCUGUCAGCAAUCCAUCUCUCAUUGCUGGACCAGUGACUUGUGUUGAUGCAUGUGGUGCCCCAGCUAUAGACCUUCCUCCAGAGUAUCUGGAUGUAGUUCAGUACAAAGCUGGAGCUACAGUUAAGCUCAGAGUAGGAAUUAUUGCCAAGCCUCUACCAACGAUUGAGUGGCUCAAGAAUGGAAAGGAGCUAGUAACAACCUCCACUGUGUCUGCUGAAAGCACAACGGACUCUUCUGCUGUUCUGAUCAAGGAUGCAACUCGCAAUGACACAGGUUCAUAUGAGAUCAAGAUUAAGAAUGUUCUGGGGUCAGCAUCUGCAACCAUCAGAACUGAAAUCCUAGACAAACCUGGACCCCCAGCUGGCAUUAUUAACUUCAACUCCAUCACAGCAGAAAGAAUUAUGUUCAGCUGGGAACCUGUGCCUGAGUGUGACCAGGGAGGCUCCAAAGUCACCCACUACAUUGUUGAAAGACGUGAAACCAGUAGAGUGGUGUGGUCAACAGUUUCUGAAAGGUGUGAACAGACGUACAUUGCUGUUGGCAAGCUGGUCCGUGGAAAUGAGUAUGUAUUCCGUGUAAUGGGUGUUAACAAGUAUGGAGUUGGAGAACCACUGGAGUCAGAGUCUGUCAUCGCUAAGAAUGCCUUUGUAACUCCUGGGCAGCCUCAUACCCCUGAGGUGACCACCAUUACAAAGUCCACUAUGGUGGUGGAAUGGGGCAAACCAGGUGUGGAUGGAGGCAGUGCAGUGACAGGCUACUACCUGGAGAGACGAGACAAGAAGAGCUUGCGCUGGAUCAGAGUUUAUAAAGAGCCUGUCACUGACACCAAACAGACAGUUUAUCACUUAACAGAAGGAAAUGAAUACCAGUAUCGUGUGUGUGCCAUUAACAAGGCCGGAGAGGGACCGUUUUCUGAUGCAUCAGACUAUUAUAAGGCUGCUGACCCAGUUGAUCCACCAGAUGAGCCUUGCAAGUUAAAGGUGGUGGACUCUACCAAGACUUCCAUCACUUUGGGCUGGUCCAAGCCAGAAUGGGAUGGAGGAAGUGAGGUCACAAGUUACAUGGUGGAAAAGCUUGUGGAGGGAGAAAAAGAAUGGGCUAUGAUUACCUCCAAAGGAGAGGUCAAAACAACAGAAUAUGUUGUCCACAAUUUAAAACCAAAUGUCAACUACUUCUUCAGAGUCUCUGCUGUCAAUUGUGCUGGUCGCGGAGAGCCUCUGGAGAUGACUGAACCAGUGCAGGCUAAGGACAUCCUGGAGGAGGCCCAGAUUGACUCUGAUGUUGCCAUGAGAACUCACUACAUUGUGAAGGCCGGCAAGGAUGUUGAGCUGUCUGUUCCAUUGAAGGGCAGACCUGCGCCCACUGCCUCUUGGAGCAAGGGAGAAGAAUGCAUUGACCACGAUCCCAAAUAUGAAUUCCACCAUUCAGACACAAGCACAGUCCUUGUUAUGCGUGAGGUGACCAAGCUUGAUACUGGAAAAUAUACAGUAAAGAUAGAGAAUGGUGUGGGUGAGCCCAAGACAGUGACUCUGUCUGUCAAAGUCCAAGACACCCCAGCUCAGUGCAGGAACCUGGUCCUGAAGGAGGUGACCCGUGGAAAGGUGACUCUCUGCUGGGAGGCCCCACUUCUUGAUGGCGGUGCAGAGAUUACUAACUAUGUUGUGGAGAAGAGAGACUCAUCCAAGAGAUCAUACUCUAUGGUGACAAACAAAUGCACAGACACAACAUACACCAUUGAAGAUCUUUCUGAAAAGACAUCCUUCUUCUUCCGUGUCUUAGCAGAGAAUGAGAAUGGUAUCGGUGAUCCAUGUGAAACACAUGAACCUGUUAAGGCUACAGAAACUCCAGGCCCAGUCAAGGAGGUUUCAAUGAAAGAUUCAUCAAAGACCUCCAUCACUCUCCAGUGGCUUAAGCCAGAUUACGAUGGUGGUAGUAUAAUCUCUGACUACAUUAUUGAGAAGAAGGUCAAGAAUGAAGAUUGGUCAUUAGGAGGAACAAGCAGACAGUGUGAGUUUGAGGUAAAGAAACUGAAGGAGCACUCGAAUAUGUUCUUUAGAGUUGCUGCCAGGAAUGAGAAAGGACAUGGAGAUUUUGUUGAAAUUGGACCUAUCAAGGUCAUUGACUACAUUAUUACACCAGAGGCAGACCUUACAGAAUAUCCACAUGGUAGCAUCAGCAUUCGCCUGGGUCACAAUGUGCACAUUGAACUGCCAUACAAAGGCAAACCCAGGCCUUCUGUUCUUUGGAUGAAGGACAGCCUGCCGCUUAAAGAGAGUGAUCAAGUACGCUUCAAGACAACAGAAAACAAAGCCACCCUAAUGAUUAAGAAUGUGAAGAAGGAGAAUGAGGGCAAAUACACCUUAACCCUUGACAACAAAGUGAACAGGAAAUCCUUCCACAUCCAUGUCAUCACACUGGGACCACCAUCAAAGCCUGUUGGACCUAUCCGACUGGACGAAGUGAGAGCAGAAAGCAUUAUGAUCUCAUGGGAUGAACCAAAUGACUAUGGUGGUGGAGACAUAACUUGCUACACCGUGGAGAAACGUGAUACCUCCCAAAAUGACUGGAAGAUGGCCUCCUCCAGUGUACAGGAUACUCAAUUCAAAGUCUCCAACCUUAUCAAAGGUGUCCAAUACCAGUUUAGAGUGUGUGCUGAAAACAGGUAUGGUGUCAGCGAGCCUCUGCUUUCGCAAAUGGUUAUUGCCAAGCACCAAUUCAGACCACCAGGCCCACCAGGCAAGCCAAUUGUAUACAAUGUUACCAACGAUGGUAUGACCAUUCAAUGGGAGAAACCUAUCUAUGAUGGUGGCACCCCUAUUCAGGGCUAUCAUGUGGAGAAGAAGGAGAAGAAUAGCAUUAUGUGGCAAAAGGUGAACACUAUGUUGAUCAAAGAAACAGAUCACAGGAUUUUGGAGCUCAUUGAAGGCCUUGAAUACUCCUUUAGAGUCUAUGCACAGAAUGAUGCUGGGUUCAGCCGAAUGAGUGAUGAGAGCAAACCAAUCAUGGCCGUCAGUCCAGUUGAUCCUCCUGGCCAGCCUGAUUACACUGAUGUGACUAGUGACUCAGUGUCACUGAAAUGGGAUGCACCCAAACGUGAUGGCGGUAGCAAGAUUGUUGGAUACAAUAUCGAGAAACGCCAAGGACAUGGACGCUGGUUCAAGGCCAACUUGACUGAUGUGCACGACUGUCAGUAUACCGUCACUGGAUUGGCAACAAAUGAACGCUAUGAGUUUAGGGUCAUUGCCAGAAAUGCCAUGGGUGUUGUCAGUCCUCCAUCCAACUCUUCUGGCAUGAUUGCUGUCAGAAGUGAAAAUGCUCUUCCAAACAUUGAGUUUGGCCCAGAGUACUUUGAAGGUUUGACAGUCAAGGCAGGAGACAGCAUCAGGCUAAAGGUGACCAUCACUGGACGCCCAGUUCCCAAAGUUGUCUGGUUCCGAGAAGGUGUGGAGAUUACAAAAAAGAUGAUGGACAUUAUUACAGUUCCUGGAUCCAGCACCCUCUUUGUCAGGGAUGCUGAUCGUUCACACUGUGGGCGCUACACUGUGGAAGCUACCAAUGGGUCUGGAACCAAAAAGGAAAACAUCCUUGUUCAAGUCCAAGAUACACCUGGCGAGCCUGUUGGACCGAUCACUUUCAGUAACAUCUCAGAGGGCAAGUGCAGUCUGUCUUGGAACCCACCAGAGAAAGAUGGUUGUUCUGAGAUUUCACAUUACAUCAUUGAGAAGCGUGAGACAGCCAAGAUUUCGUGGGCAUUGGUGUCUGAUGAAUGUAAGGAGUGCACCUUCCACGCAACCAAGCUCAUUAAGACUAAUGAGUAUCAAUUCAGGGUCUCUGCUGUUAACAAGUUUGGAGUUGGCAGACCUCUGGAAUCCAGUCCCAUCAUUGCACAGAUGCAAUACACCACUCCUGAUGCUCCAGGCACUCCUGAUGCAACUGAAGUUACAGGAGAGAGCAUCACCUUGUCCUGGACUCCUCCAAAAUCUGAUGGAGGAAGCCCGAUUCAUUAUUACAUCCUGGAAAAACGUGAAAAGAAGACUGUCCGGUUCUACAAGGUGAUCACCAAGAAGCCUAUUACUGACUGUGCACAUAGGGUUAUCAACCUGACAGAGGAUAUGGAAUACGAGUUCCGUGUUAUGGCUGUAAAUGAUGCUGGUGUUGGAAUUCCUAGCAACAUCUCUUUACCCAUCAAAGCCGCUGAGCCAAAAGAUAUACCUUGCGCUCCAUCAGUGGUCUGUGUUUCGGACUCCACCAGUACCUCCAUCAGUUUGGAAUGGACCAAGCCUGCUGACGAUGGAGGCAUGGAGAUUCUUGGCUACAUAAUUGAAAUGGUGAAGGGAGAAGAGGUGGAAUGGAAGAGAGUAAAUGAGGAGCUUGUAACUGAAACAAAUUAUGUGGUGACAGGUCUGCAGACAGGGGCUGAGUACAAAUUCCGUGUUGCAGCUGUCAAUCAUGUGGGUAGAGGUGAAGACAAGGAAAUUCCAGAGCCUGCUCAGGCAGUAGAUAGGCUAACAGUGCCACAGGUAGAUAUUGAUGCUGCCUUUAAGCAGACACACAUUGUCAAAGCGGGAGGUUCAGUGUGCUUGGGCAUCCACUUCAGAGGAAAGCCUAUUCCUACUGCCACUUGGGUGAAGGAGGAAGGAGAGCUCAGUGUCAUGUCAGAGGUAACAACUACUGAUGGUUACAGUUCUCUGAGCAUUGAAAACUGCUCUAGAAAUGAUACUGGCAAAUAUACUGUAAACCUAGAAAAUUCCAGUGGUAGCAAGGCUACUACAUUUGUUGUAAAAGUCAUGGACACUCCUGGACCUCCAGAGGCUGUUGCCUUCAUGGAGGUGACCAGAGGCUCAGUCACACUUAUGUGGAAAUCUCCUCUUAAUGAUGGCGGAGCCAGAAUCCAUCACUAUAUUGUUGAGAGGCGUGAGGCUAGCCGCCGCACUUGGCAGCAGUCCGGUAGCAAAUGCACACAGCACUACCUAAAGAUACAGGACCUGCUGGAAGGAGUGCCAUACUUCUUCAGAGUCUCAGCCGAGAACCAGCACGGUGUGGGUGAGGCAUUUGAGCUGACUGAGCCUGUCAUUGCUACUGCAGCACCAUCAGCUCCAAAGAGACUGGAUAUCCUCGACACCACAGACAACUCUGUGUCACUAGGCUGGCUGAAACCAGAGCAUGAUGGCGGUAGUCGCAUUCAGUGUUACGUCAUUGAAGCUAGGCCAAAAGGUACAGACAAAUGGGUAGUUGUUGGCAACACCAAAAAUCUGACCUAUGUUGUUGAAAAGCUCAACAAGGGUGAUGAAUAUGACUUCUGUGUGAAGGCUAAGAAUGAAGCUGGUUAUAGCAAGCCCAAGGAAACUCUGGCUCCUGUGCUGGUCAAAGAGCCUCACAUUGAACCUGCUGCUGACCUCAGUGAAAUCACCAACCAGCUCAUCACAUGCAGGUCUGGAAGCACUUUCACCAUCGAUGUUCCAAUCAGUGGCAGACCUGCUCCUAAGACCACCUGGAAGUUGGAGGAAAUGAGACUGAAAAACACAGACAGAGUCUCAAUCAAAGUUACUAAGGACAGAUCCAGUAUCUCAGUUAAGGAGGCCAUGAGAGGAGAUGGUGGGAAAUACCAUCUGACUCUGGAGAAUGUGGCAGGAACCAGAACGUUUACUAUUGAAGUUAAUGUCACAGGCAGACCCAGUCCUCCAAGUGGACCAAUAGAAAUCUCAUCAAUUACUUCUGAGUCCUGUGUUGUUAACUGGCAUCCACCAGAAGAUGAUGGUGGCACUGACAUCACCAACUACAUCGUAGAGAAGCGUGAAUCUGGCUCAACAGCCUGGCAGCUCAUCAACUCCAGCGUGAAGCGCACCUCUCUCCACGUCAGUAACCUGACCAAAUACAUGCAGUACACAUUCAGGGUCUCUGCAGAAAACAGAUUUGGUGUCAGCAAGUCCACUGAGUCUGAGACUAUUGUCGCUGAGCAUCCUUAUACACCUGCAGGUCCACCGACAAAGCCUAUAAUCUUUAAUGUCACUGCUAAUACAAUGACACUGCAAUGGGAGGAGCCCUACCAUGAUGGUGGAAGCAAGGUGACUGGUUACUGGAUUGAGAAGAAGGAAAGGAACAAUAUCCUGUGGGUGAGGGAGAACAAGAUCCCUUGCUUUGAGUGCUCUUACAAGGUGGAAGGUCUGGUGGAAGGCCUGGAAUAUCAGUUCAGGGUUUAUGCCAUGAACAGUGCUGGACUGAGCAAAGCUAGUGAGGCCUCAAAGGGAGCAGUUGCUCAAAACCCUGUUGAUCCACCGGGUAAGCCUGAAGUCACCAACGUAACAAGGACCACAGUAUCCCUGAAGUGGUCGUCUCCACUGUAUGACGGUGGCAGUCCAAUUGUGGGCUACAUCAUUGAACGCAAGCCAUACACGUUGACUGGCGAGGGCCGCUGGCUGAAGUGUAACUACACCAACGUGACUGACAGCUUCUAUACUGUUACUGCGCUGGGAGAGGGAGAGCCCUACGAGUUCAGGGUUAUUGCCAAGAAUGCCAACCAGGUCUUCAGCAGACCCUCCGAGUCCACCGGCUCUGUGCAGUGCAAAACUGACUUUGAGCCUCCAAAGGCCCAGCUUGACAGCAAGCUGCUCUCUGAAACUGUGAUGGUCCGGGCUGGUUCAGACCUGGUUCUGGAUGCUGCAGUGGGUGGAAGACCUGAUCCUAAGGCUUCUUGGUCCAAGGGUAACAGAGAGCUGGACUUGUGUGAAAAGUACCACUUGCAGUAUACCCCGACUAGAGCCAUGGCCAUCAUCAAAUUCUGUGACAGAGAUGACACUGGAAAAUACAUCCUCACAGUCAGGAACGUAAGUGGAACCAAAACUGCAGAGGUCAAUGUCAAAGUGCUUGACACACCUGGAGUUUGUGAGGGCAGCAUUGAGACCAGUAAGAUAACAGAGGAAUCCUGCACUCUGAGCUGGAAGCCUCCUCUUGAAGAUGGUGGUGAUGACGUCUCUCACUACAUUGUGGAGAGGCGUGACACAAACAGACUUAACUGGGUAAUAAUGCAUGCCGAAUGCAAGGAACUGACCUGCAACAUCACCGGGCUGAUGAAAAACACAGAGUACCUGUUCAGGGUGCGGGGAGUCAACAAGUACGGGCCUGGAGUCUAUCUCCAGUCAGAGCCCAUGGUCGCCAGAAACACCUUUACUGUGCCAUCUCCUCCUGGUGCUCCAGAGAUCCUGGCAUCAGGAAAGGACUUUGCCACCAUUGAGUGGCUGAAACCAGAGAGCGAUGGAGGUAGCCCAUUGAUCCAUUACUUAGUCGAGAGACGUGAGAGAAAGAGUGCUCGCUGGGUGAAGGUGAACAGGGAUGGUGCUCACUUAGACACCACGCUGAAAGUGUCCGGUUUGACUGAAGGCAACAUCUACCAGUUCAGAGUGACGGCCAUCAACAAGGCUGGAGAAAGUGAGCCCAGCGAGGUUUCUCUAUAUGUUGUCUGCAGAGUGCCAACAUGUACCCCUGCUCCUCCUUCUAUUCCUCGUAUCAGUGACACACACGCUGACAGCAUCAGCCUGGCCUGGUCCCGACCCGUAGAGGAUGGAGGAGCUGAUGUGAUUGGCUAUAUUCUAGAGAUGAAGGAAGUGGGAGCAGAAGAAUGGAAGAAGGCCCAUGAAAAGACCCUGCGUACCACAGAGUAUGUAGUAACCGGACUUUCAGCAGGCAAGAAGUACUGCUUCAGAGUGGCCGGCAUUAACAUUAAUGGUACAGGAGACUUCAGUGACCCAUGUGCUGAGACCGAGCCAGUGGAGAGAAUUGAAACUCCUGACUUCGAGCUCCAUGAUGACCUUAAGAAAACUAUCUGCUUGCGGGCCAGUGGCUCCCUUCGCUUAUUUGUUCGUGUCACUGGUCGUCCUGCUCCUACAAUAACGUGGAGCAAGCCUGGUGUUGACCUCCACAACAGAGGCUUCAUUGAGGUCACCAACACUUCCACCACUCUCAUUAUUGACAAAGUCAACCGCUACGAUGCUGGCAGGUACACUCUGGUGGCGGAGAACUCUGCCGGGAAACAGGAAGUCAGCAUUUUGGUCAAGGUUUAUGAUACUCCUGGACCAACUGGGCCAAUCAAAAUAAAGGAACUGACCAAGGAGUCUGCAACCAUCUCUUGGGAUGCUCCAACUGUGGAUGGCGGUGCUCCUGUCAACAAUUACAUCAUUGAGAGGCGUGAAGCGUCCAUGAGAGCCUACAAAACAGUCACAGCCAAGUGCAGUAAAACAUCUUACAAGAUCGAUGGCCUGAUGGAGGGCAUGCUGUAUUAUUUCCGUGUUCUCCCUGAGAACAUCUAUGGUAUUGGAGAGCCCUGUGAGACACCAGAUGUCAUCCUGGUUUGCGAGGUGCCUCUGCCACCACAAAAAUUGGAAGUGAUCGAUGUCACCAAGAGCACUGUCACCCUGGGCUGGGAGAAACCGGAACAUGAUGGUGGCAGCAGACUGAUAGGUUAUGUCAUUGAAGCCUGCAAGUUUGGUACCGACAAAUGGAUGAAGGUGGCUACAUUGAAGCUCACAGACUUUGAGCACACCAUUGAGAAGCUGAAUGAGAAGGAGCAGUACUUGUUCAGAAUCAGAGCCAUCAACAGCCGAGGAGCCAGUGAACCCAAAGAACUUGUUGCAGCUGUCACUGUACAGGAACAGAGAGUAAUGCCAGUAGUGGACUUCUCUGGCAUUCCUCAGAAGGUUGUCAAUGUGCUGGCUGGCAAGACCCUGGAUCUGGACCUGCCUAUCAUCGGCAGACCUCCUCCUGUUUGCUCCUGGUACUUUGGUGACAACAAGAUAAAAAUCACAGACCGUGUCAAGAUCAAGAGUACUGGCAAGUUCACCAAACUGACGAUGUCUGACACCACCAUCGAUGACACUGGUGACUACACCCUGGAGGUGAAGAAUGCUGUUGGUGUCAUCACUGAGUUCAUCAAAGUCGUCAUUCUCUCUAAACCUGAUGAGCCAAAGGGACCCAUCAGGUUUGACGAGAUUGAUGCCACCACCGUCACUUGCAGUUGGGAUCCUCCAAUCAGAGAUGGUGGAGCUCCCAUCAGUGGCUAUGUGGUGGAGCAGCGUGAUGCCCACAGACCUGGUUGGGUGCCUGUCUCUGACUCUGUCAGCCGACCAAUGUUUAAAUUUGAUAACCUGAUCGAGGGAGAUGAGUAUGUCUUCCGUGCAGCUGCUGUGAAUCAUUACGGCACUGGAGAAUUCCUGCAGUCUGAGAUUGUCACCUGCAGAAGCAUGAAGAAUGUUCCUGGACCACCUGGACGUCCAGUUGUUUUCGAUGUUUCUCGUGAUGGUAUGACUGUGGCUUGGGAGCUGCCAGAUGAGGAUGGUGGCCUUGAAGUUUCUGGUUACAUCAUUGAACGGAAAGAAGUCAGGGCUGAUAGAUGGGUGCGUGCCAACAAGAACCCCGUAACCAUGACUAGAUACCGGUCUACUGAGCUGAUCGAGGGUCUUGAGUACGAACACAGAAUCACUGCCAUCAAUGCCAGAGGACUUAGCAAGCCAAGUCUGCCAUCUAAACCAGCAGUGGCAACAGAUCCCAUUGAUCCACCUGGCUGUCCUCAGAAUCCAAGGAUCACUGAUACCACAAAGUCCUCUGUGUCACUGGCUUGGAGUCCUCCUGAUGAUGAGGGAGACGCUAGGGUAGAUGGUUACCUGAUUGAGAUGCAGAAGGUGGGCACUAUGGCCUGGAUCAAAUGCAACACCACACCAUCUCUAAUUUGUGAGUACACUCUGACCAACAUGCCACAAGGAGAGCAGUUCAAAUUCCGUGUGAUGGCCUGCAAUGCUGGUGGCUCUGGAGAGCCCGCUGAAGUGCCUGGAACAGUUACUGUGACUGAGAUGCUUGAAUCUCCUGAAUAUGACCUGGAGCUGAAAUACAAAGAUCUGUACGUGGUCCGCUACGGAGGAGUGCUUAGAUUAUCUGUACCCAUUAAAGGUAAACCUCAGCCAACCUGCAAGUGGUCAAAGGAUGGCGGUUUAGUGUCUGCCAGGGCUAUGAUUGCCUCCACUGAAGAUGCCAGUGAGCUUGUAAUCAAGGGAGCUGAGAGGAGUGACUCUGGUGUCUAUGAUCUCCUGCUGGAGAAUAAGGUUGGCAAGAAGAAAGUCCAAAUCAAGGUGAAGGUCAUUGGCAGACCAAGUGCUCCAGAGGGACCAAUAGUCUUUGAGGAGAUUCAGGCCAACUCUGUCAGGCUGUCCUGGAAGGCACCUAUUGAUGACGGUGGCUCAGAAAUCCUUGGUUAUAUUGUGGAAAGACGUGAGGCAACCAGAAAUGCGUGGUAUACUGUAGACUGUAGAGUGACUGAAACUCAGUUGCUUGUUAAGGGCCUGAAGGAGGGAACAGAGUAUCACUUCAAGGUCACAGCUGAAAACUCAUUUGGUAUCAGUGCAUCCCUGAAGUCUGAACAGCCAGUGGUACCCAUGACUCCUCUCUGUUCCCCUGAGCCUUCAACUACCCCACCAGAGAUUAUGGAUGUCACCAAGAGCUCAGUGGCACUUGCAUGGUCCAGACCAAAGGAUGAUGGAGGAUCUGCUAUCACUGGUUACUUUGUUGAGUACAAGGUGGUGUCUGCUGAAACAUGGUCCCGUCAUGAGGCCAAGAUAACCUCCACCAUGUUUACUCUACCUGGACUCACCCCAGAUACGGACUACCAGUUCCGCAUUGUUGCUGUCAAUGACAUAGGCGAGAGUGAGGCAGGUCCUGUGUCGGACCCAGUCACAUGCAAAGAUCCAUUCGACAAGCCCAGUCAACCAGGUGAAAUUGACACAGUGAACGUGAGUAACAACAACAUAACAAUCCGCUGGCAAGCUCCAGAGUGUGAUGGUGGAAAGGAGGUCCUGGGCUAUUGGUUGGAAUACAGGAAGUCCACAGAGAGCACCUGGAAAAAGUGUAACAAGGAGAGACUUAAGGAAAAGGAGUUCACGGCACGUGGACUAGCUGAGGCCACAGAAUAUGAAUUCAGGGUGUUUGCUGAGAAUGAGACGGGAAUGAGCAGGCCUCGUAGGACUGCCACAUGUAUCAAAACCAAGCUGACUUCUGAAACUAAACCAAGCCUGAGAAAAGAAAUGGAUGAAGUAACUGCCAAACUUGGCCAGCCUGCAGUUAUGAAGUGCCAGAUUAUUGGAAGACCCGUUCCUGAAAUAAAGUGGUAUCAUGCAGGCAAGGAAAUUAUCGAGUCUCGCAAGUACGAGAUGAGCUCUGACGGCCGCAACCACUCCCUGUCAAUUAUGACUGACCAGCAGGAAGAUGAAGGCGAAUACACCUGCAAGGCCAUCAAUGACGCUGGAGAAGCAGAGACCACAGGCAUGUUGGUUUUGGAGGCGGCGCCAUCAUUCCACCCUGACUACCCACUGAAGGAAAUCCAUUUUGCUGGCCUCGGAACUACUCUGCGUAUCCAUGCUGUUUACAUUGGCCGUCCUGAGCCAAAGAUCAUGUGGCUGCAUGGGGCAAAGACUCUGGAAAACACAGAAGAUAUAAGCAUUGAGACCACUGAGCACUACACACAUCUGGUCAUCAAGAACGUGCAGCGCAGAGUCCAUGGAGGCAAAUACAGAAUAAGACUGCACAACCACUUUGGCCGAGCUGACACCGCAUUCAGUGUUGAAAUCUACGACAAACCUGAUAUACCUCAGGGUCCCAUUGUUCUGGAUGCCCUGCUGAAGAACUCAGUGAUCAUCAGCUGGAAGCCUCCCAAAGAUGACGGUGGCUGCAUGAUUACGAACUAUAUUGUGGAGAAGCGUGAGGACAGGGAGGGCUCAGAGUGGGAACUGGUGUCGUCAUCCAUCAAUGGCACAUCCUGCCGUGUGCCCAACCUCAUCGAGAGUGCUGGAUACUUCUUCCGGGUCUAUGCCCAGAAUCGCUAUGGCAACAGCGAGCCGCUGGAGCUCACUUGCCCGAUCCUCAUCAAGAGUCAGCUGGAGAGACCAUCGCCACCUCUAUCACCAGUUGUUUCUGGAAUUACUAAGGAUUCCUGCGUGGUUUCCUGGAAACCCCCUCUCAGUGAUGGUGGAUCCAAGAUCAAGAGCUACUACCUGGAGAAGAAGAACAAAAAGGACAGGCGGGAAUGGACUGAAUGGACUCCAGUGACCACAGAUGAAAUCAAACAAACAGUCUUUUCUGUGAAGCGCCUGACCGAGGGUGUUGAGCACAUCUUCCGUGUCAAAUGCGAGAAUCUUGGAGGGCAAAGUGACUAUAGCGAGGAGACCACUCCCAUCAUUCCAGCCGCAGCUGUCGAGAUCCGUGCUCCUGCCUUUAAGGAGGAGCUGAGGAACAUGAGUGUCAAGUACAAGAGCAAUGCUACCCUUGUCUGUAAGAUUACAGGACAGCCCAAGCCUGUAAUUAAAUGGUUCAGACGAGGAAAAGAGGUCCAUUCUGAUGGAAAGAAGAUCAAGAUCCAGGAGUUUAAGGGAGGUUACCACCAGCUGGUCAUCACAGAGGCUGACGAGGAAGACUCUACUGUUUACCAGAUUAGGGCCACCAACCAGGGAGGCUCCAUCUGUGCCACUGUCUCUCUGGAUGUUGAAAUUCCUGCCAAGAUCAACCUGCCAAAGAAUCUGAAGGACAAGGAAGCCAUCCCUGCCCUGCGUGGAGAGGUGGUUAAUAUCAAGAUUCCUUUCAGUGGAAAACCAGAUCCUGUCAUCACAUGGCAAAAAGGACAAGAUCUAAUUGACAGCAAUGGACACUACCAGGUCAUUGUCACCAGAUCAUUCACUUCUUUGGUGUUUCCCAAUGGAGUGGAGAAGAAGGACGCUGGUUUUUACAUCGUCUGUGCCAAGAACAGAUUUGGCAUUGACCAGCAAACAGUUGAGCUGGAUGUAGCUGAUGUGCCUGAUCCUCCACGUGGUGUCAAAGCCAGUGAUGUUGCGAGAGACUCUGUGACACUGAACUGGGUGGCACCAGCAAAUGAUGGUGGCAGUAAGGUCAUCAGCUAUAUCAUUGAGAAGUGCCCCACCACAGCUGAGAGGUGGCAGCGUGUUGCCCAGUCCCGUGACACCCAUUACACAGUUACCAAUCUGUUUGGCGGAACGAGCUAUCAGUUCAGAAUUAUUGCUGAAAACAAGUUUGGACAGAGUGCCCCAUCUGAGUCAAGCGGACCUGUCAUGACAAAAGAGGACAAAUCCCGAGUUCUGCUCUAUGACAGGGAGGUUGAUGAUACAGGAUAUGUCCCCAGGAGCAAGGCUCCACACUCUGAUGCCAAGAAUCUGCACAACAAAUUUGCCAUUGCAGAGGAAUUGGGCAGAGGGCAGUUCGGCAUUGUCCACCGCUGUGUUGAAAUUAGCUCUGAAAAGACUUACAUGGCUAAAUUUGUCAAAGUGAGAGGUGCUGAUCAGACAUUAGUAAAGAAAGAAAUUGCAACACUGAAUUUGGCCAGACAUGCUAAUUACCUUCUCCUCCACGAGUCCUUCGACAGCCCGGAGGAGCUGGUGAUGAUCUAUGAUUUCAUCUCAGGUGUUGACAUAUUUGAGCGCCUCAGUAUAGCAGAGUUUGAACUUAAUGAGCGUGAAAUUGUUAACUACAUCAGGCAAGUCUGCUCAGCUCUUGAGUUCCUUCACACUCAGAGUUAUGGACACUUUGAUAUCAGACCUGAGAAUAUUAUAUACACUACUAGAACCAGCUCGAAUGUGAAGAUUAUUGAGCUGGGACAGUCCAGACACCUGACUCCUGGAGACCAAAUCAAGAUUCAAUAUACCACAGCAGAGUAUGCUGCCCCUGAGAUCCACCAGUGUGACAUGGUUAGCACAGUCACUGACAUGUGGUCGGUUGGUGUUCUCGCCUAUGUGCUUCUCAGUGGCCUUAAUCCGUUCACAGCUGAAACCAACCAACAGACGAUCGACAACAUUUCCAGUGCAGCCUACAGCUAUGAUGAUGAAUCCUUCAAGCAAGUCAGUGUCGAAGCACUAGACUUCACAGACCGCUUAAUGACAAAGGAGCGUAAGCAUCGGAUGACUGCAGCUGAGGCACUGGCACAUCCUUGGCUCACCAAACCUGCAGAGGAGAUCAGUGCCAGAGCAAUCCCAACUGGCAGGCACAAGAGAUACUGCCAGACAAUGGUGAGGAAAGAGUGGAACACUGUUGUCUCUGGUGCCCGUGUGGCUAGCGGGGGUUCCAUUAGGUCUCAGCGUGGCGUCUUUGUUGCGAAGGUGAAAAUUGCACCAUUUGAACAUGGUCCUCUUGCAGGGCAGAUUGGCCACGCAGUGGUGAAUGAGGGUGACAACGUGAAGUUCAUUUGCAACAUUGACAACUAUGAUAGCACUACUGAAGUAACAUGGUACUGUGGUGUCAAGCAACUUGAAGCUAGUGACAAGUAUGAAAUUGAAUAUGAAGAUGGUCUGGCAGUAAUCACCAUCAAUAAGGUCACAAGAGCAGAUGAUGGCACGUACAGAUGCAAGGUUGUAAAUGAGUAUGGUGAGGACAGUGCCUACGCUGAGCUGUUUAUCAGCAGUGUUAGGUCUUACCGCGAUUUCUUCACUGCCCGUGUGGUUAAGAGAACAAAGCGCAGAGUAGAUACUGCCAGAAUGCUUCAGAAGCCACCAGAGUUUACACUUCCUCUGGUCAACCAUACAGCUUAUAUGGGUGAGGAUGUGCGCUUUGGUGUUACCAUUACUGUGCACCCUGAACCUCGUGUCAUCUGGCACAAAUCUGGACAAAAGCUUAUCCCUGGACAUGAUGAAAGGAAAUACACUUUCAUCAGUGACAAGGGCUUGUACCAGCUGAUUAUCCACAAUGUGGAGACCGAAGAUGAUGCAGAGUACAGCGUUGUGGCCCGUAACAGGUAUGGGGAUGACAGCUGCAAGGCUCGUCUCACUGUUGUUCCUCGACCUAAACCAGCAGAUCUCACCCUGAGGCCCAUGUUUAAACGUGUGCUUGCAAAUAUCGAUUGUAAGGAGGGCCAGGACAUACGUUUUGAGAUCAGAGUAUCUGGUCGUCCAUCACUGAAAUGGGAGAAGGAUGGCACGCCUUUAGCCUUUGGACCAUCCAUCGAGGUUGUCCAUGAGGGCCUGGAUUACUACAUUCUUCAUGUGAAGGACACUCUUCCUGAGGAUUCUGGUGUGUACAGAGUUACUGCUACCAACUCUGCUGGAUCCGCCAGUUGCCAGGCCACACUGAAAGUGGAGCGCACCGCUCAUGUAAAGAAGGAAUAUGAGCCCAGUGAAAAGGAGAAGCAAAAGAUUGCCAGAAAGGAAGAAUUAGACAAAAAAGUUAGGCUCUCUCAGAUUUUGGCUGGCACUGUUGUCACCCCCCUACCACCUGCAGCAGUAGAAGCUGUCAGGGAAGCCGCCACCAUGUUUAAACCUGCUGUUACAACUAAGAAGGGUGAGAAGACUGAAGCUGAGAUACAGAAAGAGCAAGAGGAGAGGAAGAAGAGAGCAGAUGAGAAGAGACUGCGUAUGCCCUAUGUUGUCCCCACACCUCGUAUCGUUAACCCAGCUGUUCUUGAAGAAGAUGUAGAAAUAAAACACUUCAAACCUCUUUCUGACAUGAAAUGGUAUAAGAAAUUGCGGGAUCAGUAUGAAUUCCCUGAGCCAAUGGAGAAAAUCCCACAGAAAAGGAUGAAGCGUAUCCGUCUGUCUCGGUGGGAGCAGUUCUACGAGGUACCAAUCAGGAUUAAGGACCAAUAUAAGCCAAAGUGGCGCAUUUCAUCUAUGACUCAGGAUGACUUGGAGACUGUGAGGCCAGCAAGGCAUCGCACUCCUUCUCCUGAGAUGGAGACCUACCACAGAAUCAGGAGGAGGUCUCUAGGUGACCUGUCAGAUGAGGAGCUGCUGCUUCCUGUGAAUGAGUAUCUGUCCAUGAAGAGAACUGAGGAGGAGAGGCUUCGUCUGGAGGAAGAACUGGAGCUUGGCUACUCCGCUUCUCCACCUAGCCUUAGUCCAGUUCGCUUUGAGUUGUCUGCCCUGCGUCCCUCAUCUCCUAGAAGGACCUACGGUGAAGAUGAAGAGGAAGAAGAAGUUCACAGAUAUGAUUCCUACAGAAUUCCAUCCAAAUAUGAGGCUGGCCCAAGUUUUGUUGAUCUCCGCCAGCGCCAUGACAAAACAACUUAUAAACCUCCAAGACAAAAGCAGAGGGUGUAUGAAGAACGAGAGGACCAGGAGCUGCUGCGGCCACACACGACUGCUCAGAGAAUCACCUCUUACAAGAGUGAACUCAAACGAAUGGAGUUUGAGGAGAAGACACGAAUCUCACAAAAGGAAAGCACUGUUGCUGUUUCAAGAAUCUCUGAAGUCACAGAAUCUGAGCACCUGACAGCUUUUACCUCAGAAUAUAUCCCUAAACCAAUCAAAAAGCUCCCAGAGCCCGUGAGGAAAAGAUCCCCUACCCCAGAAAAGGCUGUCAAGACAGAUGUGACACUCCCUAAGGUUGACUUCAUGUCCAGGUAUGAGGAGAGAAAGCAGGCUCUGAGAUCAGAGAGAAGAUCUGUAGAGAGAAAGGUUGAGGUGGUGACACAAGCACCCUUCAGCCUUGACCAUCCCCCACGGAUUACUGUCAGGAUGCGAUCUCAUCGUGUACCUUAUUGGUCCAACACAAGAUUUACCCUGAAUAUCCAGGCCAAACCUGAACCUGAGGUCAAGUGGUUCCACAAUGGAAAACAAAUCCAUGGGAGCAGCAAAUAUACCAUGACCAACAUCAGUGGAGUCCUGACUCUCCAGAUCAUCAACUGUAUGACUGAAGAUUCUGGCACCUACCGUGUGGUUUGCAAGAAUGCCAAAGGAGAGACUUCUGACUAUGCCACACUAGAUGUAGCAGAUGAAUACGCUGCCUUCUCUUCACUUCGCAAAGAUGAGGAGCCUCCAUCUGCCCAUCUGCCAGAGAUGACCAAAACAGAGGUAUAUCACGUCUCAUCCUCUAAAACAUCAGUAACGGAAGCUGUAACUGAGACUGUGAAGGAGACCACUACUGUUGUUGAGAAGCCAAAGGAGAAGCCCAGUGUCCCUGCCAAAAUUCUGACUAAGCCACAGUCCCUCACUUUAGAGGAGGGACACACUGCCAGAUUUGAAUGUGAUGUGGAUGGCGAACCAGCACCUUCUAUAAGCUGGCUGCGUGAAGGAGCAGUUGUUGCUCCCUCUGCCCGACACCACAUUGUGUCUACUCAGUACAACUCCUCCUUUGAGAUCUCCUCUGUUGAGAUGUCAGAUGAAGGCAGCUACACUCUCUUAGUCGAAAACGCUGGAGGCAAACAAGAAGCCCAUUUCACCCUGACCAUCCGGAAGUCUGAGUCAAAGGAGAAAGUGGUUGCCCCUCCCAGAAUAACUUCUCCAGAAGCUAAAUCCCCUCUUGCAAAGUCCCCUGAACCGGUCAAAUCUCCCCAGAGGGUGAAAUCCCCUGAGCCAGUCAAGUCACCACAGAGAGUGAAGUCUCCAGUCUCACCAAAAUCCCCAACACCAAAAUCUCCAACACCCAAAUCUCCAACCCCAAAAUCUCCUACUCCCAAAUCCCCAGUCACAUCUCAGAAGGAACAAGCGAUUUCUCCAAUCAAGCCAAAGAGAGUGAUGUCACCGCCUCUUGGAAAGAAGCCGUCCUUCUCUGUUGGGCUGAGUGACAUCACAGCGUACUGUGAUUCUGCUGUGAAGCUGUCAGUAAAGUUGACAGGAGAGCCCACACCUACAAUCUCGUGGAUGAAGGAUGGAAAGGUUUUGUCUCAAGGUGGAAAGUAUGAGUUAUUUGAGGAUUCUGGCUCAGCUCAUCUCGAGAUCUAUGAAUUGGAGGCCUCUGAUAGUGGGGUGUACAAGUGCACUGCUACAAACAGCGCUGGAGCAGUUUCAACUAUGUGUACUGUCAGUGUACAAGGCUCAAAGAGCUCCAAAACAAAAGCUGAAAUCUCUGAGGAAGUUGUAAAAAGAGAAAUGAUCCAUGAAGAAAUCUCGUCUUCUGUAAAGGAGGUGAAGACCUCCCACAGCCAGAUGUCGAUCACAGAGGGCCAGUCUCUAACACUGAGGGCGAGCGUCCCUGGUGCCUCUGACGUCAGAUGGAUCCUAAAUGGGGUUGAACUGACCAACUCGGAGCAGUACAGAUAUGGAGUAUCUGGAAGUGACCACACCCUAACCAUCAGGACGGUGACUGAGCAUGAGCAGGGGAUCCUCACGUGUGAGGCGCAAACACAGCGAGGACUGGUCCGGUGUCAGUUUAACACCACGGUCACCACCAAGCGAUCAGACGCGCCUCAUUUUCUGGUGCAGCCCAGGUCCCAGAAUGUUAAUGAAGGACAAAAUGUGAAAUUCAUGUGUGAAAUUGCAGGAGAGCCUUCUCCUGAAGCGGAGUGGUUGAAAGACAACAUGAUUAUAUCUGUCACAUCAAACUUGAAACUGAGCCGCUCUAAGAAUGUGUAUACUCUGGAGAUACGUGAAGCCACAGUUGCAGACAGUGGGAAAUACACAGUAAAGGCCAAAAAUCAGUUUGGACAGUGCUCUGCAACUGCGUCCCUCAACGUCCUCACUCUUGUUGAAGAACCGACAAAAAUUAUAAUCGCAGAACAAAGAGCUUCUACUGACACUGCAGCGAGCAUGCAGAAAAGAUUCAUGGCCUCCUCAGUUCACAUGGAAGCAGCUUCCAUGCAGGCCAGCAGUGUCAGCAGCAGCUCCCGCUCUGCUGCUGCCGGGUUUUCAUUUGAGAGCAUGUCUGCGACUAGCAUGUCAGCCACGAUGGCCGAGUCGGUGGUUUCCAUGAGCUCCAGGAGCACGAUGAUGGAAAUGUCUGCUCAUACGCAUGCCGAGUCCUCGUCCUCACUGAAGGCCCUCACCACGGGGAUUAAAAGAGGCACUCCACCAAAGGUCGAAGCUCUUCCAGAGGAUGUGUGUGCAGAGCCAGGGAAGUCUCUAACCGUAGUGGGGAUGUUCUCCGGAGACCCCACACCCUCUGUCCAGUGGGUCCGCUCAGGUCGGACGCUCCCCAAUGGGGAUGAGCGAUACCACGUGGAGAAUACCACUGACCUCUCCACCCUCGUGAUCUCUGCAGUGAAGGAGGCUGAUGCCGGAGCGUACACCCUCAGACUGUCCAACGAGCUCGGCUCCGACUCUGCAACCGUCAACAUUCGCAUUCGGUCCAUGUAAAAAGGAAGACAAAGUCAAUUCACGCCCCCCGUUUCCCUCAUCCAGAACCUCUUUAUUUAGUGACGCAGCACCAAUAAUCCUACUUGAUAAAGAUCUGGAUUUCUGUUCUUGUAAAUAUGAACUAUUUUUGACAUUGAUUUAUGCCAAACUAGACUAAAGUCUAAAGUUGUUAUAAAAUGUGCCAUAUUGGACAGUUAUGACUUAGGAUUUUUGACAGACGUUUCUGUGACAUGUACAUAAUGUAUAUAGCCGAAUUUAACGGUUAUGGGAAAUGUAUGCAUUGUUAUUUAUGACAAUAUAAUAUUAACUGAAACAAAAGAACAAAUGUUUGAACAGGAGAAAGUUUCCGCUGGAACGAAUACCCUGUGAAACCAAGAAACUAAAAUCUGUGCCUCAACGGUAAGUUGAAGUCUUUAAGAUUGCCUCGGCAGGUAGAGAGGUUCCCUGCUGACGUUAUAAAUCAGAAACAGAAGGACAACGUUUUUUAUUGUAUUUUAUUGUUUUUUGGACGCGCUCCUGAGCGUGGGAUAUUACAGUUUCAUAUGAAUUGUACCAUGAGCGUAAGACCCCGAGUGCUGUUUUCAUUACCCUCGUGUAAGCAGCGCAAAACGGCCUUGCGCUCUGACCGACUGUGUCGUACCACCACAAUUUGAUGACCGGCUCCGAGUGUGAGCGGCCUGCACUCGGAGCGUUAAGAUCAUUUUAAUGAAGAGCGCUGCUUCUGGCGCAGGACGGCCGGCCUGGCUUUGGAAAACAGAACAUCUCCUGGCCAAAUAAGUGAAGAGAAAGUCAGAGCCGGCUCUUCUGUGCAGAAGCAGCGCCGUCUCUCGGAGGACAGUUAGCAACAUGCUUUGUGUGUGUGAGUGUUUGUAGCUUUUAGUCGUUUCACCGUGUCAGUAGUCAGGGUCUCCUUCGUUCGCCACAGGGACUUCAUGUCCCGUGAAGAGAAAGCAGUUAAGUCUCGCCCUGCACUUUGAGUUCAUUGAUCUGUUGAUGUAGAAUUGUUUCCUCCUCCUUGAGAUUUGUGCAUUACUGAUUUAAUAAAGCAUGAUUUCAGCACUA
This is a messenger RNA of Haplochromis burtoni (Burton's mouthbrooder), 94774 nucleotides long. RefSeq names its product titin, tandem duplicate 1 (gene ttn.1). NCBI's taxonomy places the organism in Eukaryota, Metazoa, Chordata, Actinopteri, Cichliformes, Cichlidae. Gene Ontology annotation, molecular function: ATP binding; protein binding; protein kinase activity. Gene Ontology annotation, biological process: protein phosphorylation. The coding region runs from base 263 to 93712 and encodes 31149 amino acids. The record is from RefSeq and is a predicted model, not a curated record. The transcript has 241 exons.